CCUCCACUCUACUCCGACGACCGACACGUUGUAUAGGACGUAAACAAAAACGAAAACCAGUCCGAGACGCAACUCGUUGUACGCUUGUUGUUUAAUGUAACGAUACUCCGUGGUUUCUGAUACACGUUACAUAUUAUCCGUCUAAGUUCUAUUUACUUGUUCUUUCUGUGUUUUUCGUUUAUUUUUUUUGAUUAUUCAUUUAGGUAUUAUAUUACAUAUUAUCGAAAACGAAAUGGUAUUCGAUUAUUAUUAUUAAACGUACACCCACAGUGUUAAUUAUUAUGACGAAAUUCGGGUGUACUUACCAGUUAUAAUUUAUCGCCGUGUGUGUUGAGGUUUUAGUUUUGUGUCUGUGCAUAUUUUUUUUUUUUUCAAUGUUGUUUAUUCUAAAGGUUUAUAGCGCCGAGAAAGAAGUCGCGCUAAGAAUUCGAUACGGUGAGUACUUUGAUAUUUGUUUUUAUUUUUGUAAUUUAUCCAACGCCUUCAGACGUCUGUACUUUUCCUAACCUACCUACCUGUCCUAGGUACCUAUAUGCACCUACGUUUGUAGAAAAUUACCGCGGUAAGUACUUGGUAGGUAUGGUAUAUACAUACCUAACUAGUAGUUAGUACCCGUUAGGAAUAUUAAAAACAUUAAUCGUAGGUAGACGGACAUUCUUUUGUUUUGUGUUUAAACGUUCAAAAAGUAGUCACAAUUAGAGGUACCUACUCAAUAGUGAUGACUGAUGAAUAUUGUCUCAGUAGUAUUUCGAAACGGAAAAAUCAUAAUGUAUAAGUACCUAAGAAAAAUUGAUUAACAAACGGUACCGGUCACACUUUAGGUAAAGGCGACUCGGAGGAUCAAGUUAACUCGUCAAAAUUUCUCCCACAUGCUCAUCCAGUAGUAUUAUCAACUUAGCAAAUACGAUUAUUUGUUCACAGACCGUAUUACUGUACGCUAUAAAUCUAUUCGGAUAACGUAAUGUCUAAUGAUUAUCUAAUUCCGUAUUUCAUCGCUAUUUUCGCUUUAAAAUAUUUUUGUUUUAAAACAUUAAAUUCACAAUGGGCAUACGGCGAUCGGUAGCACAAUUUGUCGCAUCUCCGAGCAUAUACCCAAAGACAAUCUAACUAAUAAACAGGAAAAAAAAGAGCUGCUACUGCAGACGGAUGUGUUACUGUUGUAGGUGGGAAGGUUGGAUAAUUAGUUAUUAAUUAUACACCUAUAAGCAACGAUUUGGAGUGAAGUUCGGUUAUACGUGUUUUGAAAAGCCGUAAUAUUUACGUCAAAAUUUAAUAUUAAAAUUCUUAUAAAAUAAAAAUUAAACUCAACUUUUUAUUGUUGACCACUAAGUACAACGUGCAAUGAACCUCCUGUUCAAUUUCGAACAUUUCUGUUUAGUCUAAUAAUUUUAUCCACAAAGUACCUAUAAAUAUAAAAAUUACGUAAUAAAUGUGGAAAAAUUAAAAUGUCUAUAAAUAGUCUAAAAAUGGCUUAAAUGUUUUUUAAAAUUUUACUACGUCCAGAAAAGACAAAUAUAGUUUAUCUGUUAACAUUUCAAGUUUGUACUAAUGUUUCAAACUGACUUGCAACAGAAAAACCAAAUUGAAAAUAAUAAAAGCAUUAUUAUCGUAAAUAUCCCCGUUUUGUCAACGUUUUUGUUUGGUUUUGUUUAAUUUUUAAAAAACUACAGAGAAAAUAAAAAAUAAUGACUUUCUUAUACACCAACAAGAUUAAAAUUGUAGUUUUAUACAUCAAAAUAGAUUUGUUUUCGUUUUUUCAUUGGAUCAAUAUUUUUUGUAGAAUACAUAAACCGUAAGAAUUUAAAACAAUGCCGUAAAUUUAUCUGUUUAUUUUUUUCUUUUCCGGAUUUUCGAAAUUAUUUUGGCUACAUGUAAACUCCUACAAAAAUGACCUUUUUACCUGUAUUUAUAGUGUAAACUCUUACAUAGUCCUUUUUUACCUGCCAAAAAUAGAUGUUUUAAUCUCCUCUACACAGACUUUUAUUUACAUUUUAGAUUCUGAGUGUAGCGAGUGGUGUAUAUUGGUUUUACAAUGAUGUUUAUUUGAGAUAAUUGUACUUAAAUGGGGAGAAACUUAAGAUUUUACGAUUUCAUUAUUUUAAGUAAACACUCACGAUGUUUUAUACCAGAAAUAGUUCUCUAAUAGAAAAAUUAUAAAAGACAUUUUUUGGAUAAAGAUUCGUAGAAACUUAAGAUAAUAAAAUGUAAAAUACAAUUUAGCUAACAUAUUAAUAUAAUGUAUCGUAUUGAAAAUUCUUGAACAUUUCGAUAACACAUCCGACUGAUUUUUAUUCAUUAUAAUAACUAGAAAAAAAAAUUGUUUUACUAUAUUUUGCUUUGAUUUUUAAUCAUUUUACUUUUUACAACUUUAAAACUAUCUAGUGUAGGAGUUAACACUAUGUCAAAGUAGGAGAUUACCUGCUUUUGUUGGAGUUUACCAUUCUCCAUUAUUUUAGAAACCCCUUGGAAAAUCAAAAAUGACCUGUUUAAUGUAUCAACUGAAUAAAAUUCCUUUUCAGAAAAGGUGCUACACUUGAUACAUUGGAGUAAGUUUUCUUUUCAAAAAGUUAUUUACAGGCAGAACAAAAAAACCAAUAUAUCCUUCGCUCCGCUCCGACUCUAAAAAGGUUACAUCAAUUAAAUAAUUGCGGCUUUUUCUUCAAAACAUGCGCCCUCUCUUCCCUCCCCUUUAAUCUGACUGAUAGUGUAAGUAACUAUAAUGUUCUUAGGUAAUUUAUAUAUAAGGAGUUAAUAAUAUAAUAUAACAUACGUAUACAGGGUGCCUAUAUAAUUUAUACAAUGAGCAUAUGUACUGUCAGGUAUAUCACGGCUUAUCUGACUUACUAAUUUUAACAUGUGCAAUAUUUUAUUACAAGUAAAGUAGGUAUAUUUACAUACUAAUAUAUAUAUUUUAACAUUUUUUUUUUUAACCAGAAUAAUAAUUAACCUAGUGUUAUAUUUAAUUUAGAUAUGUAAUAUUAUUAUAAAUAUACUUAAUGUCAAAUGCUUAUUAUUUAGUUUUUGGUUUACAAUUUUUAAAAAUUGUUAUUUUCUGAAGUCGACAUUUUACGUAGAAUUGUAAUGACAAUAGUUUUUUCGCGAUAGGUAUCCAAUUUUUUUUUUUUGAUUUGUACCGUCUGACUGUAUACAACUAUUACCCAGGUUUCUUAUUUCGUUUUGUACAAUUAUUUUAGAUUUUUUUUAAAUAUAAGAAAAUGACUUAUAAAUUCAAGUCAAAACACCUAUACUUGAACGUUUUCAAUGUCGUCGUUUUUUUAAAAAAGUUUCAAAACACAAAAAAAACCAUUUCUAUUUUUGUAUUUUUGUCGUUGUCGGGUUUAAUACGACUAUAUUAUAACAAUAAUAGGUAUAUAAUAAAAAUGAAAAUUAUUUGAUAUUAAUUUUAGGUACGCCCGUUAUAUUAUUUGAAAGUUAAAAAAAAAAAAAUAUUAUUUCUUCUCGGCGGGACGUAAUUAUGUUUUAUUUUAAUUUUUGUUAAUAAUUAUUUUAUUUUAUAAUGAUAUAUUAUGUAUGUAUAUAUAUAUAUUAAUCGCGAUUUAUCAAUAUCCGUUUCCGUUGAAAUUUAAUAUGCUUUCAUUUUUUUUUUUUUUUUUUUAUUAAUCAAUAUUUAGAAUUAUUAGUUUUGUAAUUCCGAUGCAAUUUCUAGUGAUUUAUCGUGACGUUUUUUUAUUAUAGAUUACAUCCUAUAUUUUUAAAUUUAUACAAAAUUCAUAUUGUUAACAACGAUUCAUUAAUACCUAUUUACUGUUAAGUCUGUUAUUAUAAGUAUUGCGCAAGUAUAGAUAUACAUAAUUAUUUAAAAUAUAUUUUAUUUCAAUUCGAUUUUUUAAUGACAGUUAAAUAAUAUCGUAUUGCAUUUAAUCAAACAUUUUUAUUAGUUCGCUGUUAAAAUAAUUAGGUGUUUGUUUAUUUGUUGUUUUUUUUUUUUAUUACGCCAACUAAUAUAUUCGACAAACUGUAAUACUCAUAUUGCUAUUAUUUUACACGUAUACUUACAAUGCAUUAUUUUUUUAAAUUUUUUUUUUUUUUUUGAACCUAUAAUAAAUUAAAGGUUUUGAACAACUCAACAGUAUUUUCUUAUGUAGGUACUUACUCAGUAAUAACCGAGGCAAUAGUAAUAAAUGAUAAUAUACGUAUUGAAUACAUCAUGUAUAUCUUACUCGUCUUAUAAUAUCUUAAAAAUGAAUGAUUGUAUGUUUUUAUUUUUUACUAAUUCUUGUCGAACGAAAAUGAUGCAAUUUCGUUUAAAUCCUCAGGAAAUCACGGAAAAUUACUAAAAUAUUAUGAUAUAAAAAUAAUUAAAAAGUGUACUGUCCAACAAAAUAAAUUUAACAAGACUUCCGAGACGCAGAUGACCCAGAUGACGGCUUAACAUGAUUAUCAAUAAUUUAUAAUAAUUUUCAAUAAUUUAAUAAUAGACCAUCAUAAGAAAAAGAGAGAGAGAGAGAGAGCAAGACGAAGGAGAAGAACUAGAAUAAGAAUAUUGGUUACUUGUAUUUUCUGAUUUAUAGGUCCAGAAUGUAAAUCACUGAUGGAUAUUGUGUACACCAGAUUCUAGAAUACCAUGAUUUUCCCAUCGAUACUGAGAGUUUCUAAAAGAUUACAAAAUAUUUUCUAAAAAAAGAUUACUAAAGAUUUCCUUAAGAUGUUCUAUGAUGUUCUAGAUGUCACUAUCAAAAAUGUGUACACUGAUUUUCUUUAAUGAUAAUUACCCUCCGGAUAGAUUAGUAUCCUAUCGAUGUUUAAUCGAUGUGGAUAUUUUAUAUUUUUAUUGCGUCUAUUCAAAAUGUCUUAAAUAGUAGCUAUUCAAAUCUUUUCAGAGCCUUUCUAUUGAUUUAGGCAAUAUUGUCGGUAUUUAGUAGUUAUAGUUGUUUACAUAAAGCUUUUGAAUAACAUGGACAAUUUCUUGUCAAUUAAUGUAUUUUAUUAAUCUAUAGUUUUCAAUAGGAAGAUAAUUUUCUUAUUAUUUUAAAAUAAUUGAAAAAACAAACACUUUAGAUAAAUAGAAAGUCUAGACGUACCUAAAUUAAUACCUACGUAUACCUACCAAAUAUAUUUAUUUUUUUGUGUACACAAUAGUUUUAGAGAAAUUGAAAUUAUUAUUAAUUAACCUAAUAGGUGUAAAAGUAAAAUGCUAAUCACUUAAUGAUACAGGUUGUAAUCCCCGGUUGUUGUGUACAGUAUCUUUUUAAUAUUUACGCGGAUAUACGACAAACCUAUUGUAAUAAAAUAGUAGUACAGUAUACGUUUAUGCGUUUUAAAGAGUUAAAUUAUACAUGUUGUAUUAUUUUCCCGAGUAUAAGACUCGGUGUAAGAUGUCCGGUGAAUGCUAAAGUUAAUGCUCGAUAUUAUAUAUUAUUAUAUACUAUAUUUUGCAAUAUGGACCAAACCAUAAUAAUAAGACGCCAAAAACAUUUUAUUAUGUCUCUUCCAUUGAGUAUAUAAUAAUAUAAUAUAGGUGCUUCGUGUAUUUUGUCCGGGAUUUUUAGUUUUUAUAAAUCCAGUGUCUGAGUAACCCGUGGAGUCACGGCGCCGCAUUUUCGAAGGACAAAAAGAGACGGGACUACGGGAGUGUCUUGAAAAAAUAAAAAUAUAUACAUUAUAUAUACUAAUACGGUUUGGCGCCGUCGUCGUCGCACCCCCAGAUCCAAAUGUCGUACCAUCCGGGCACCAUUGGUACCAUAUAUUUACUAUAUUAUUUGUACACCGUACAGAUAUUUUUUUCAACCCGAAAUAUACGCGUACAGACAGUUGAAUAGUAAAAUAUCUAUGGGGGAAAUCUCGAUGUUGCAAAAUUAACAACUGGUUUCAUAUUAGUAAUAAUAAUAAUAAUAAUAAUAAUACGUACACGUAAUGUCAGUUAAAUCGUCGGGCUCCACGGGGUCUAAGACUGGCGGCCGGAAAAGGCGUGGUUCUAGAUCACCCACUGGAACCAGUUCAAUAAUUUUUCUUAUAAAUGGCGGUUCUCUUGUACCAGUAUAUACGAAUAGAGGUGCGUAUAAGACUGCUUAUUUAUAUUAAACAAAAAAAUAAUAUUUAAUUAUUAUUUUAUUUUGAUCAUGUGUAUUAUGUUAGUUUUAAAAAUAUUAAUUUACAGGUAACAGUCAUGUUACAAUAAUAUGCUUUUUAAAAUGUUGAUUUCCAUUUUAAUAACAUUAUUAUUAUUGAAUAAGAAUAUUGGCGAAUACGAUUAUUUUAUUGUUAGAAAUUAUCGCGUUCAAAAGCAGUCGUCACAUCUAUAUGCAUUUUAGACAUUUAGUUUUUUAUAUUUUUAUCAUUUAUAAAAAUAUUUAAAAAAUUAUCUGAUUGGUAAAUACGAAAACAUAAAAAUAAAAUGUUACUAAAAAAUAAAGUUUCGUUUGUGGUCAAUAAACUAUAGGUGUACGGGUAGGUCAAUAAAGUUCCUGAAAUCUCGCGUGUUACAAGGAAAUAAGUAGAUAUAGACGAUACAGAUAGUAGUAAUAUCAAUAUAAUAUCUUUCUUGUAUAGGUACCGAUCUGAAUAUAAUAUACUAUGAGUACUUACCCGUGCUAGGAUUUUUUUUUUACUUCAAGCCAUUAGGACUUACUAGUUAUUAAUUAUUAAUUUUGUUAUCGGGUACAUAUCAUUAUUAUAUUAGGUAUAUCUCGAAGAUAAUUAUAGUGGUCACUAACCUUAUUAUAUUUGUUAGUAAUUUGUCCGGACACACUAGACAUACGAAUGUGUAAUAAAAAAAUUAUAGCGUGGGAUUACACUGCAGGUGAAAAUCAUCAAACACAUUAAUGUUGUACUUCUUGUUGUAAUCUAGUAUAGACGAUAGUAAUAAUAAAAAAUAUUACAUAAUGUGAAUUAUUUUAACUUGACCUUAUAGAUUAAGUACCUACCUAUAAUACGAAUCAUUAUUAUUAUUUUUUAAAUAUAAUACAAUAAAUCAAACAUUAUAUUAUACUUCAACUUUAUAUAUAUGUAUAUACGAGUAAUAUUAGCAAAUUCUAGAGUGAUAAUGUCUAUUUCAAAAUUGGUUCAUGUUGAUUAAGUGUUUAUUCAAGGUCUCCGUGGCCCCUUUAUCGUUGUCAAAUUAAAUAGUUGUAAGUAUUACAACGGGAUUAGGUCGUCUUUAUAAUGUUAAUGUAGGAGUGAAUAGUGUGUAUUGGACAAAACUCUGAAAGAUUGCAGUAUACACUUUACACAAACAUUAGGUACCUAAGUGAAUAAUUGUCUCAAUUUGUUGAAUUUAUAUAUGUAAAAAAAUUUUGCAAAUAUUAUAGGUGUCCUAAGUACAUUAUUUAUUCACACUAGUUGUACAAUAGUUGUAUAAUAUGUUUCAAUAAUUACCAUCUUGUUAAAUAUUUAUUUUAUUUUAUUUUGUUAAUAUUCCAUCUUAAAUGCCUGAGUACACGAAAGGAUUGGUCGUUAAAAUUGUCUGCGAACACGGUUUGAUUGAAGUUCAUUUAUCCAGGUAGUGUUUGUCAACACGUCGGUUGGGCGACCAAUAUCUGCUGCGGUUGUCGCGUGUGUGGCUAUAUCUGCAGACCGGGCGGAAUCUGCUCUUUGUUAUCAUCUUAUCAUAUUUUAAAUAACUAACGAGACCGUCGUGAGGCCUGUCAACAAAGUGGUUUUAUCGUCAAGCAAAUCGUUCCUUGUAUGGGACCCUUAAUUAAGCUUCCGUUCUAUCAGCAUAUUUUGAUUGUGUAAUUUGCGUGUCAUUCUGGCUCAGUUCAAAUGAUGACAAGUCGUGACAUCAUUCUGUUUCUGUGUUCCUUAACAACAUAUAUAAUAAUGCACUUUAACGUUCGAUUCGAAUUUUAAUUUUCCCUUUUUUUAAGGAUAUAUUUAUACGUAUAUAUAUAUAGCUUUAAUUUCUCGAACCUAAUACAUAAUAUACGAAUUAAGUUUCGAGUAUGAUUCACGGGUAGGUAUAAAAACAAUGAAUCAUACGCGUAUACGGCAGAAGGGUUGUUGUUGUCGCGUGACUUGGGUUUUCACUUAAUGACUAAUAAUCAUCGGUGAACAUCAGCCGUACUUGUUUUGAGGUCAUGUAUGAGUAGUCACCAUAAUACACUAUAUAGUCGUAUACCUAAGUAGGCUUCUAAUAGGGAAAAUUUAAUGGCGUAACUCGAAUCCUUUUAUAGGGGAAAAUGUUAUCUAUAAGUAAGUAAUUAUAUCAUAUUGUGUAUUUGAAUAUACUAUACUCAUAUUUUAAAUGUAAUAUAUUCACUAUAAAUUGACAAUGUGUAAAUUGAUAAAAUUCGUAUAGGUAGUUUAAGUUUCACGAUUUAUUUAUUAAAAGUCGUGAUUUAAAAUGUAUUUCUACUGUGUAAGUAUUAAAAAAAAAACUUAAUACUUUUAAACAUUUUAUAAUACCCGUUGAAACGUUAAAAAAUACGAUCUGAUUGAUUGGUAUAUUUAAACAAAUAAGUGAGAAAGAACACAUUCUGCACUACUGUUUUUUUUUUUUUUUUUUGCAAACAACAAAUAUCUGGAACGACCGCAGCGGGAAAAUAAAGCUAGACAGGCAGUCUGAAAGAUAGGUACUUUAUAUUGAAAUCUAAAAGUAUAAAUAACCAAAAGUGCCAAAAAUCUCUUAUGCUUUAAAAUAUCGUUUAAGCUAUUUUAUUUGCGCUAACAGUGCCAACAUUUUUUUUUUCCUAUCUGACAUUAUAGAUUUAUUUCGCAGUACUCCCAUUUUACAGCAAUAUUAUAAUAUUAAUAUUAAUAUGGUUAUUAUCAAUGAAUUCGGAUAAUUUUGAAACUGUCGGAAUUCUAAAAUGAUAUACUUUUUUAGAUAAACGCGGUUUGUUGUACGCAUUCGUUGAACGCAUUAUAACAAUAACAACAUAAUUUCUAGAAUUAAGGAUGACGGAUUCUUUUGAACUUAACCGUUUAUUUAUGUCGUACUCGGUUUAUACCGUCGUAUUAUUUUAUUUUACUUUGAAUAUAAAUAAUGAUUUUGUAAAGGUAAUAAAACGACGUCUCCCCGAACCUAUGAGGUCAAUUUUGUGUCGUUGUAGUGUACAGUAAAAUAGAAGUCGUAAAAAAAAUUAAAUAUAUAUAUAUAUAUAUAUGUUUAAACCGGUUUGUCGGGAAGCAGUAAUUGCCCGCGGGUCGAUUGCUUUUUACAAGUCUGCUGCUAUCUCUGAUACUUCCAACGUAAUAUACAUAUACUGCAACCUCCGACGCUUCCAAGUACAGGUACCAAUUAGAUAAUUUAUCCACAGACCUGGUUAAAACCUUGAAUAUCGGUGUUGUCAUUAAGCAAUCAUCACUCAGAUUUUAAUAUAAUUAUAUCUGCUAAAAUGUAUAGCUAUACACGUGAUCAGUGAACGAUAUUGUUUUGUUGCGAAUAAUUAUGAUACAAAAAAAAAAAAAAUAAAUAAGGAUAAUAAUUGAGGUAUACCUAAAAUGUCAUAUUAACAAUAUGGCAAUAUAUACAAUAUAUACAAAGUGUGUUCUGAUAUGUUAUAUCUCACGUAUUACUAUAUACUCAUAGUAUUGCACGUAGCAAUAGAAAUUAUUUUAAACAUAAAAAUAAUUUAGUUGUUAAAUUAACAUAUUACCAUAUUAUUAUUUCCAAAAAUACCCCCCCCCUAAUAAAACCUAAUAUUUUGUUAGGUAUAUGUUUUAAGUACAUUAUGUUUUAACGAUACACGGACCGUUAAUUAAGGUUCGUAUGCACACAAUAUUAUACCGGUGUAUAAAUUACAAUGAUUUUAAAUGGUCCACAGACAUUUCUUAUGAAACCGGUUUCGUUGCUGUAGGUUCAUAACACAAGUCAAAAAAAAAAACUAAUGGUUGUAUUUCACAGUUUUAAAACUUAAGAUUUUUCUAGUGGGAUUAGUUGUAACGUUAUUAAUAUUAUUCAAGUUUAUUUGCGACCCAUUUUGACCUCCGAGGUUCUGAAUUUAAUUAUUUGUCACUUGUGCCUAAAGUAAUAAAUAUAGUUAUGUUAUAUUUUUCCACUAGAAAAUAUGAUUCGUCAAUAACAGCCGUCGUAUACGAGAGUAUGAGAUCGCGAUAUAGUCAUCUUUCAGUUUAAAAACAUAACUACAAUGUUGUAUUUUAUUUUGUACUUUCGACGAUUACAAUAAACUUCUAUAAACUAGUACAGUUAAUAUUAAUGAGUUAAUUUCAAUUCCCCAUUUCCUCGAUUAAUAAUUAAUAUACACAAAUCAACCGAAAUUUGUAGUUGGUGAUAUUUCAAAUAUUUGAAUUACUCGCUUAGAUGUAUAAGAUGCCCUAAAGUUACACUAUCAUGAUACUUCACAGUUCAACAAUCUAGCCGGGGGAUUCUAUUGUUCAUUACUCUAUUUCGGUACCUACGUUCCUUAUAUUAAAGUAAUUUUUUUGUAAUCCUUUCAAUAGAGUAGAGAUAUUCUGUUAUAUACUCGCGUUGUUUAUUUUUUUAUUUUUGUGCACCCGACAACAAUGGCCCUCCAUUAUUCGACCCGUUCUACACGACUCUUCGUUCAUUAACCGUCAGUUAGUCGUCGCUGUCCUCUGAAGACUACUUUUUUUUUCUUUUCGCACCUGUCUCGAUUUUUCACGCAUGCUCAUCCGUAGAUAAUGUUCGUUGGGUAUAGGUAUUUCGAGUAUCGGAAAUGAAUUUCCACACUCGAUAAUAUUCAAUAUUAUGCGUGUAUAUAUAAGUACUAUGUAUCGGUACAUUUAUGUAUGUGUGCACGCGUGUGUGCAUUAUCUACGUAUUAUUUUUACAUAUUCUGACAAAAGUAUAGUAUUUAAAUUGGUUUGAAUUUACUAUAGUUACGCAACUCUUGUAUACUAUACUAAUAAUUUGUGAUUAAAUAAAUUGUUUUUUUUUUUUUUAUGUUAAAUUGGUUUUCAACGUAAUCAAGGUGAUCUGAAGUUAUAAUUUUACAAAAAUACAUAUUUAUUUACCUUAAAAUCACCACGUCCAAAUAUAUUAUAUUUGUAUUUAUAAUCUAUACUCUCGUGUACACAUUUAGUAAAUCAUAUAUGAUUGGUUGGGGAAGAAAAAAAAUAAAAUUCCCAAUAAGGACACAAGAUAGGGGAAGGCAUGGCUUUCGGACUGACCACCUUAAAUAUUAUAUCUACGCGAACAUUAAUUAGUGUGUAAUAAAUGUGAUUUUGCAAACUACAAUAUUACAGUUAGGUUAAAUGCUUAUUUCAUUAAUUUCUAUCUAAUGUAUUUGCGUAUAAAUGCGUCUUAAAUAGUCAUUAUUAAUUUUAAAUUAAUAAUUAAUAUAUUUUUAACAAUAUUCAGUAUCGUACGAAAUCGAACGUAAAUAAACAACCCACGCAGAUUUGUUUGUCGAUAUGAUUUUGUAAAAUUAGGUACUUAUAGUUCAUAGGUUAAAAUAGCAUAAAAUAUUCGGUACCUACUUAAUAUUUUUGGAUAAUUUUAAUUUACAUCGACGGAUUAUUCUCAUCGACUGGAUAAUUCAAAAUGCUUACUAUAUUAUAAUUUUUUUUUAUCGACUUACGUUCUAUUUCAUUUGUAGUAUUUUGGCACACAUAUGCGAUGACGCAAAUGUAGUGCCAGACUACCAUGUAUUUUUUUUAAAUGGUUUUCUUUAUUUUUACACUGUUUGUUAAACUUUUGAAUACGAUUCCUGUUAUAUGUAUUCUUUUUUCUUUUACAAAAUACUUAUUCAUUUUUACCUAUUUAUUUAUUUUUUAGAUGAUAUUUGAAUUCACAACUUUUGACGCUCUAGACACGCUUUAUUUGUGCAGGUAAGAUUUAUUAUUAUACAUUACUCAACUACAAAUUUUUAUGAUAUUGUUAGUAUUAUAAUGUUAUUGUGAUUGUGUCCGCUUUUUACUGAUAUUGAAAAUGUGUCAACAUGUAUGUAUAUAAUAAUAUUAGAAUAUAAUAUUAUGAAUUUCAAUGCAUAAUAUAUAUGCAUAUAUUUGCUAAAUAUUGCAUUAAUUUGGGUAGGUUGUUAGCUUACAAUUAAAAGAAGCUUUUUUUUUCUUUGUUACAUCCGGAUAAAUUUAGAUUAUAAUACCUACAAAUAAGUACUGUGAAAAGAGAAAUAAAAUAUUGUAUCUUAUCUUUAAACCCUAUUUAGUAUAAUAAUUUGUACGGGCAAUCUCGUAUAAAAUCUGUCUUUGAGUAUCCAAUAUUUUCAGUUAACCGACACGUUUUGCCGCUUAACCAGAGUCAAAACAUAAUUUAUUAUUUGAAUCGUAUAGGGUUGUCUUGAUAUAUUAUCUAGGUACCUUUUCGUACACCUGCCCGUUCUCCAUACGCGAUCGUUCUUUUGUGACAUGUUUGUAUAUAUAUAUAUAUGUAUUUAUAUAAUAUUCGGCUCGACUGUUGAUUUGUAUAAAAGAUCGUAUUAUAUUUUUACGAUAGAAAUUCUUGGGGUGUCUGCAUUAUUGUACAUAAUGUACAGUAUUUAGUACAUGAUACGAUAUCUACGGAUUACUGCGGGUAUUUUUAAGCUGUUCAAUAUAAACACCACGGGCCAUUUUAUUAUACGAAUAUUCGACUUAACGGCUCGCAGCUCGACUCAUAAAUGGUAGAUCGUCAUCGUUCUGUUAUUUGUGGUUACCCACUCGUAAUAACGACAGUAUUUUUUUAAAAGUAUUAUUUUGUCGUUUUUAACGUGAUCAUUAUUAUUGUAGUUGUUUAUACUAUUUUUUUGCCGACUGGGCGGACAAAAGAACCGAGGGUUUAAAAAGUAACGUGUCACCGUCUAACAAUACCUAAUUGCGUGAAAUACAAAGCUCCGUUUUAGGUGUAUGCAAUGGUUAGAACGGGCUCUUGAAUUACGUUUUAGUACCUAUUUAUUGUUAUAAGGUGAUCUUGCACAUUAAUAUUUUGUAGUUAAACUUUUUGUUCACUCUUUUUGCUGCACUAAGUAACUGCAUAUACUAUAAAGACAAUUUAAAAUUAAAAAUGUUUUCUAUUAUAUUCACUAAUAUACAUGUAGGUAACCAUUUUAUAUAUACGAUUAUCAUUAAAUGUGCAUUUUGUAUUGUAUUUAGUUAAAAUUGUAUAAAAAAAUCGGAUAGACAUAUUUAAUAACAUAUAAAGAUAUUUAAUGUAUAUUAUAUUUAACUUGACAAAUGUGUUAAUUUGAAUAUAUUUUAUAUUCGCAGGAGUAUUAGUAGUAAAGUAAAAUACGAAUUAAUAUAAUCGUAUUUACUUCUCUUUCAUGCAUAAUAUAUUUUAAUUUGUAAAUAUAUUUUUACUACUUAUAUUUUAAAAGGAAAAAAAAAGUAAAUUCAUAAUGGCAACCUGCACUGCAGACUCCGUGGUUCAAACCAGCUGGAGAACACGUCACGAUUAUUCUUCUCUUCGCCCCCGCGUCUAUACCUUUGUCGUUUACAAUAGAACUGGUUUGCUGCAGAAGCCACCGUUGUUCGGAAUUAUAUGAAUCACGCAGCAUUGACCGUUUUGUUGUAUUUUUUCUCUUCUUUUCGAGACGCAAUACUAUAAAUGUUUAAUACAAAGUCGUUUUAUUCCUCUCAUUUUAUGUAUUAUUUCGGUUUAAUGAAUACAAAUAAUUUGUUAGUGUAUGAUUUCUUCAAUUUUUGUAUUAUGUGUGUACGAAAAAUACACAAAUGUGAUCGAAAAUGCGCGUGUAUUUUUAAUAUACCGUAUAGUUCAUUUUAACUUUUAAUCAGGGUGAAACAAAAAAACACUAAGUAGAAAGUUGAGAAGGUAGGAUACGUAAAGUCAUAUAAAUUUAUACCUAUAAUAUUAACGAUAAACCAUUGUUAUCGAAAAACGGCUCGAACUGAAGUUGGGUAAACAUGUUUUGAAAUGGCGUAAUUUUUACGAUUUUGGUCAAAAUUCGAACUUAAAUUGGUUUUUAAAAAAAAUUCUUUAUUAGUCUAUUAAUUUUAAUUGGCCAGUGGCCACUAAGUACAACUUAUGAUGAAACUCGAAAUUUUAAAUAUUUCUGCUCGUCCAAAACAGUUUUAAAAAUAAAACCAAACAAAAACUAAAAAACCUCGAAAAUAUGAAAUCCCUAUAAAUAUAUCUUAAAUAACUAAAAAAAAUAGCCGGAAUGUUUUAAAAAUUUUAUCAAGUCUAUAGAAAGAGGUUAGGUUAUACAAGUAUUAUGUACAAAUAUUGAGGCAGGAUUCGUUUGGACCAAUUUUGAAGACCCGUUUGGGCUAAAAAAAUAUUACUUUUAUGCAGCCCGUUUGGAUCAAAAUUUUCCUUAUUUUAGUUUUACUGAAUAUUAACCAAAUUUUGUGAGCGUUUCUGGAAAUUUAAAAUUAUUGGUCCAAACGGGUUCACUAAAUCCUGGUAUAAACGGUUUGCAGUUUUAUUAUUGACCCAAACAUUCCUAGUCCAAACGUGUCUUGCCUGCAAAUUGCAGGUCCGAAUUAACUGAAUUACAACAAUAUAAACAAAAUCGAAUAUAAUAAAACCGUUAAUACCGUGAACUUUCCGAUUUUCUCUAGGUUUUUUCCCAACUAUUAAAAAAAUAAACAAGUAAUAAAAAAACGACUCUCUUACGUACAAACUAAAAAAAAUUUCUGGGUGCCAUACUCUUUUAAGUUGGAAUAACAAAAUUAUUAACAGUUUCUUUCACAAGAUCUAUAGACCAUAGUAAAUACUUAUCUUUAUGAAAUUUAUUAAAGAUCUUUCUAAAUUCAACUAGAGAUUCGGAAUAAUCGUGGGAAUGCGGAAUGCCUUUGUUGUUAUACAUUACGUGCGAGACCUUUCAGAAAAAACAAAAUAUGUUCUAACGAUACAAUAAAUAAUGCGGGUGAGCAAUAUUUAUUAAUCUCAAUUGAGUUACAAGAUAAUAAUAUGAUAAAUAAUAUGGAUGACCCUUGUCGAUACACAUUCUAUGAGUUUUUAUUACUUAAGUUGAAAUGCGUAUUGUGAUUAUUUCGCGCUAGUUGAAAACGGAUUAUUUCCUACAAUAUGUAUUCAAACACAAAUGGGGUGGUAAACCUGCAGUUUUUAUAAUAUUAUUAUUAUUGUUUAUACCCGCUUACCAACCGCCGUCGGGCGUAAUCCGAAACCUCUAACCAGUCCGGAGAACGAACAGACGAGACGCGCGGAGUACGGUUUGAAGAUUAAAAAAUUACGCUGGGGAAAAAAAACCGGUCGCAUUGUCUCCGGCGGCGUGCGUUUGUUGCCUAACUGGUCCCCCGCUAUAAUGGCGCUGGUUCGGUUUUCCGUUUCUCGAUAUUCACGGUCAACUCGGUGUAAUAGCCCCGGCCCGAAGCCUCGCAGUCUGUGCUUAUAUUAUUAUUAUUAUUAUCGAUCCGUGGCCGUCGCAAGAUAUAGAGCCAAACGACACGAGAACGUACGACUUUUCUUAAUGAACCGUUGCGCGAUACCGCGAUGACCGUGAGUACAUUAUAUAUUGAUGUAAUAUAAUAAUAUUAUUAUGAUCAGACGCGUAUUAUUAUUACCCGUAAUUAGAUAAAAAAAAAAAAAACAACCGUGUACUACGUAUUAGUUAUAACUCAGAACCGCGGCAAUGGCACGAAAUAAUACAACUAUUAUACUGAUAUAUAGGUACUAUUCCCGCGUUUGAACUUCUCUGCGCUCGAGUCAAAAUAGAAUCGUAUUUUAAUUUGUAAUAUUGUUUGUUCAUUAUUAUAUUAUAGUAAAUUAUAUAUAGUUACCGUAUAAAUAAAUUCGGAAAAGUAAACAAUUGCUGUUCAAAUAAAUAAAGAAAUAGGCAUUUAAUUGAGUUAAAAAAAAAAAAAAAAAUUGUUAUUUAUUUAUAAUAAUUAUCGUAUAUAAAUACGAUUUUUAUAAUACAAGUAAACAACACGAUUUUUUGUAAUUAUUAUAUUUUUUUUUUUAAAUAAAGAUUUUACUUACACAGAAUGCUGUUUUAUCUAAACAAAAGGUAUAAUUUGUGCCUAAUCGAGUAAAGCGUUUUAAAACUAUUAUCUGAGCUAUACAUUUUUUAUUUUUCCGUUAGCCUGUGAUUAUUUGGAUUAAAAUUUUAGGUAGUUACAAUAUUAUUAUAAGUAAACGUGUCACACCAUCAUAGUGUAAAAAACCUUCUGCAUUAAAACGUUUCCUUGUAAUAACGAUCUUCAUUUAAAAAAAUGUUCCCUUUAACAAUUUACAAUCGCUGAUAUAAGAGCCUCUUGCCACUGGUGGUGCGAUGUGCUUGUCAAGUUGACAAUAUCGUGAAAAUAGGAUACAAAAAUAGAUUGAAAUUUUAAUAUAAAAAUUCAAUUAAAAUUUAAAAUAAAAAUAUGUCACAUACACGAUUAAAGUUUUAUGAUCAUUUUUACUAUAUAUGUAUAAGGUAAAUAUAUACGUGCAAAUAGAUUAUACGAAUAUGAAAAAUAUGUAAAUUAAUGUGCAAGCGUGCUAUUUUUAUAUAAUCGGUACCUACGCGUGUUAAAUAUUUUAAAUAUUUAUAAUAAGUAAUUGUUUUCGUUUAUAUAUUAUAUUAUGUUAUUUGUGUUUUGAAAAAUGUAUGUCAAGAACAGGAAACAAUUAUUGCCGUUAUAUACGCACGCCAAUUGUAUAUAUAAUUAAUAAUAUUUAUUAUUGUAUAUAGAUAAUAUGGACGCAAAUGAUUAAUAAUUAGAGAGUUAUUGGUCUAUACAAUAAGUGAGUAGUGGCCAACUAGGGAGCCGUUUUUUAUUAUAUUGGUCAGGUACCUGUCGAUUAUUAUUAGCGACGCCAUUAUGCGACUUUUCUUUGGACUUUUCUAAUGCUCUCUAGUAAUAAUAUAAUAUAUUGUGUAAUAAUCGUAAAACGGUUCGCCCCAUAGUGAAAUACUGUUAAGAGUUGUCCACUAUCUUGUUAUACCUGUAUAGUAUAUUAUAAGUUUUCUACUGAAUCAUUUGAUAAACUCAAAGUUAUAUGUAUUCUCUUGAUGAUACACUCGUAUACAUUUAUUACGCGGCCAUUUAUUAUUUGGCGGAUUGAUUACUGUAAUAGGUUGAUGGUUGCUGCAGUGAAUCUCUAGGAUAUAUAUAUAUUAUACACAAUCAUCUCAUAAUCUUAAUUAAUAACACGAUUAAAACGCAAAAGUAUAAAUAAUUGGUCUCAAUUCGUUUUAAUUACAUUAUAUAUUGUUUAAGAUACGUCUGGGAAUUGUUUUAGUACCUUUACAAUAUUGUAAUAGUGCCAGAUUGGACACUGUCCAUUUUCAUUUCGCUCAAUCACUGCAGCAGGUCAUGUUUGUAUACACGUCUGCAUGUGUUAGUGCCGAAUUCAAAUAUUAUAUUUGUAAAGUUUUGUAUUCGUUUCUAAAGUAUUUCGACAGCCAAAAUUAUAACAGAUUUAACCGGAUCAAAUAUCAUCUAAUCAAAUUGUAUAAUAUUAUACCUACAGUAUUUUUAAUGUGAAUUUUAGAUUGCAGUACAAAUAAAUAAAUCGAAUUGCAUCGUAUUGUUGAAAAAAAAAAAAUGAAUUCUAUAUUAAAAUGGCUAUUUUCGUAUGUAUUUAUAUAAUUUGUUAUUAUCAAUUAUAAAAUAUAAUACCUAAGUUAAAGAUUCAACUGUUACGCUUGUUACUUAUAUAAAAAUAUGCAUAAUAUAUAUUUAAUCUCGAUCUUUACUAUUAUAAAUAUCUAAAAAAAAAACUUCAUCGUUUUAAAAUUGUUAAAAUUAAAAAUUAGUGCGUACACAUGUAAGUGAUAUUUUUAGUAAUUUUAUAAAUGUUUAAUACGAUGUUAUUUCAUAUUCAUUUAAAAUUAUGAUGAAUAUAACUGUGAAAAUAUGUAUUAUAUUUAUGCGAAUUGUACAGCGUUCACGCCAAUAAUGUGUCUUAAAUUUGUUGUAUUAUGUAAGUGCGUUACGUUAUUACUAGUAAACAUACAUUUUCACGGGUUCUGGGUUCUGAGUGGUGUAUCAAUUCAAAAUUUGAGAUUACAAAUCUGUGCAUACGAAUAGAAUAAAAAUUGAUUGUACAAUUUUUUUAACGAAAUUCCAAAUUUAGAGUGCUAACGUAAUGGACCUGUAUUAUGUGAAAAGCUCGUAAAGUUCGUUUAAUAUCGUGUACAUUGUAGAGACAAAUUGUUUAAAAUCAAAAAUGUCUGUAGGGGUGUGUAUUCGUAGAAAAACAGAUCAGUCGAAAGUUUAACCUUGGUGCGUUUUCUGUGGAAAACCUUGAUCCGAUGACAAAUGAAGUAAUUUACAGUCUCCGUGAACGGACAUACAUUGUAUCGUAUAUUGUGAUGUGUAUUACUUGUAUUAUUAAUAUAUUUUUUUAAAGUAGAGUUUGCUAGUAAUAUUUUAUAAUGAUUAUAGGUUAGGAUUUUUUUUUUUUUUUUUUUGAUAUUAAUAAUAAUGUUAAUUAUUCGCUAUACAGUAAAAACAACUGUAGACCCUUAAAAUUAAGACGCAUCGAAUAAUAAAAAAAAAAUAUAAAAAUAAAAAUCAAAUAGAGACGAACAAGCGGCGUGCGUUGAAAUUUCAUUUGUGAUUCCGCGCACAGAAACAUUGUCUUAUUAAACAUUCUGAUAACAGUUCCACAGUGCUCGUGAAUUACUACUUGUACACAUAUUUUAUUCGAAAUGUUCACUAUAAUAUAGUUUUCGAACUCAUUGUAAAAUAUAAAUAUAAUACCCAUUUUAUUGAUAUUCAUGUAAAAGUGUAUUAUACAUUAUAUACGUAUAAUAAUAUGGAAGAAUAGUAUGGGUAAUAUAAGACAUCAUUGGCCUUCGGCGCGAGAUUAAAAUUGAAACGUGUGUGUCUCCACGGUCGUCGAAAUUAUUAUAGAACGGAGCAAUAAUUCCAACAGAAAUCGUAAAUUUACUAUAUUAUAGACGCAUACCAUCCAAUUUUACUUAAUUUAUCGUUAUACAUAUCUAGCAUUCAACGCACGAUCCGGUAGGUAUAUAAUACGAGUACUGCAAUAUUAUACGUCAUGAUAUAAGUGCGGAUUUUGAAUUUUUUUAAAAAUUUUUAUUUGGUAGCUACGGCGGUAUUAUAAAUUAAAAUAUUAUAAUCUAAUAAUAUCUUGAUCCACGGUCAUUUUUAUAACGCGGCUCCUGCAGAUAUUAUCGAAAGCCUAUAUACAGGGCGUUCCGAAAAUGAUUUCCCAUUGCCAACUUCAAUUCGCGACUUUUACCAUAUAAUGUAGUGUAAUAGUAUAUUAUAGCUUAAGGAUACCUUUGACCUUGCUAUAAUAUUAUAAUAAUAGUGUAUAGGCAGUUUGCAGACGUUCGUUCUUUGGACUAUAGUUUUACUGCAGCAGUAUUUAUAUGUACAGGUACCUAUUACAUUUCCAUAAGUUUUCAAUCCGAAUAAUUCGAUAAUUUUUCAUUUCAAACUACAUAAAUAAUUUUGAAUAUCAUAAAUUAGUCAAUGUACAACAACCCGUAAAUCGUUAAAAAUUUCGAAUUUUCAAUUGAACGUUUCAUCAUUGAUUAUGGAUAUAGUAUUUAUAAACCGAUUUAUCAAAAUUUUUUUUCUAUACUCUGCGGAAUGAAAUAUAAUACAUUUGCACUUGAUUAUUUUCUUGUUCCACGUAGGUUACGAUAUUAUGCAGACUGCAAUAAUAAUACAAUUGAACUAUUUUAUUAUUUAUACUCGCGAUAUGUUCUUUUUUUCAAUUACAUACUAUACGAUAGUAUACUGAAUUGAAUAUCCUAUAAAAAGCUACAAUAGAUUGUAUUUUUUUUCCAUCUGAAUGUGUAGUUGUUCUAAAUAUAUGCGAUUUUAGUGUGUGUGUUUGUGUUUCUCGUAUAAUAUAAGUAUAUCGGUUGUUUCAACGACAACAUCAUGACGUGCUAUUUCUUUUAUUGAUUCGAGUUCUACAUUGUACGUGGUUAUAAAUCAACUAUAAUAUUAUGUUAAAAUGUGUAUUCCGAAAGAAUAGGGAUUUUUUUUUUAAAUUUUGUUUUGUGAAAUAUUUCGUAUAUUCGUAUAGUUUUCGAAUAUUCUCAACCUGCGCACCGUGUAUUCUAAAACUGCGGCCCGAUUUUUUAUUCGAUUUAUACGACUGUUAUAUUAUUAUUAUACUAUCGUCUAAAAUCAUAACAAUGACAAUGAAUAAAACGUUUACUCGUUUUUCAGUAAAAUUAACAAUUUUCAUUUAUUUUAAAAAAACUUCGUGUUUGCUAAAUAAAUAAAAAAAAAAAUAAAAAAAAAAGUACCUUAGUGUUUUGGGUUAAAAUACUAUAUCGUAUAAUAUUGUACUUAAAUUAAUGCGUUAAAAAUGACAAUCGUCGUUAUUCUUCUAUAAUAUUUUCGAAUAAACGCGAUACUUAUUUUAAUAUUUUAUCGCUUCAAAAUAGUUUUCUCGUUUAAAUAUUAUUAUUAUUAUACCCACCUUUACAAAAUUUCUUGGCUUGACUGCUGUUGGCCAUGCGGCGUACGGUUUGAUAUUCAUACCGGGUCACGCGUGUACAUUGUAUUUUUUUUUAUUUUACUUUUGACAGGUAGUGUAAGACAUGUAAGACAUAAGAUGCAGGUGCAGUUAUAGAACGAUAGUCUACUCGUAAUUUUUUUUUCACCUUCUAAUCCUUUCGGGUGAAAAACACUCUAUAAGCAGUGAAAUUCGAUGACGACUUGUGUCAUUCAGGCCUACCCAAUAGUCAUAUGUUGUGCGCAUACGCACACUUUCCUGCUGUCCGGCUGCUAUAGAAUAUUACAUUAUAUAGGUUGGGCGAUGCCAUCUAAAAACACUAAAAAUAUAAAAAUAUAUAACCAGAUGGCUGAACAAAAAAAAAACCAACAAAACAAAAAUGUCAUAACUUAGGUAAAAUUGAUUUCUUAGUCGUUCGUUUUAAUUAAUUAAUAUUUUUAAAUUAAAUCUGGUCGUUUUGUAUGUCGCGUUGUAAAAUUGUGUCCGUUCAAAUAUAAUAUUUUUCGCGUUUUUUCUCCCUAGAGUAAAAUACCUGAGUGUUGAUAUAUCACGCGAGUUUAAUAUGAGUGCAAUGUAACGCAAGAAAACUUACAUUGGUUGCCAAACGCAUUUCAUAAGAUUGCAUUAAUCUCGAACCGUUUUGUCGAUAAACUCGUUUUCUUUAUAAUUUCAUAUGGCAAGUUUCUCUUGGGGAUUUUUUUUUUUAAAUUUAAGUUUAAUACAGCCGAAGUUCAAAUUGGUGACAUUAUAUACUAUUAUUACUGCUAUCAAUGUGUAUAUAUUAUUUUUUUGCAAAACAGGUAUUUAUAAGUAUCUCUAUAAUACAAAUGUUAAAAUAUUAUUGCUUAGGUAUUUAUAAUUAAAUUCAAUAUAAUUAAUCAUAUCUAUAGUCAAAAUGUUUUGACUUUAAACGGACAUAUUUAAUAGACUUAUGAAAUAUUGAAAUCGGUUUAGUAUAUCGAAGAUGAUUUUACAGCCUAUUAGAUUUUAAUUUAUAGAAUUAUAUUCUGGCAAAAAUAUUUUAUAAAUUACAUUUUAUAGAGAUCAUUUAUUAACUGUACUACGGAUUAAUUGAAUAUUGAAAUGUUUAUAUACGCUGAAAACUUUUCUCGUUUAGUUUUGAAAAAAGAAAACAAACAUUUUAUCGUAUUAGAAACAUAAUACUUUCUAAAGUAUUGUAAUAUCCUAUACAAAAAUUGACAAUCUCUACUAUACUCUUUAUGUAUUAUUCGUGAAAAUAUAUUUUAGUUUAUAAGGUUUGAUGAUAGCGUCACUGUGUGUUAGGUGAUUUGUUGACCAUCUGUAGCGCAUCGCCGGGAACGGUCAACAGACAAAGAUUAAUGAUCACUAAAUGUAUGGCGCGCGAGAUUAUGGUUUAUAUAAAAUUAGUCAAAUUAAAUAUAAAAAAAAUAUAUAUAAAAACUUAUUAAAACCGAUAACGGUUCAAAUAAAUACGCUGUCGAAACUGCUGCAGGGAGAUGAAACAGUGUCGGACAAUGCAUGCGUAGUGGCAGUGCCAUUAGCAGGGUUGCAAAAGAGAAAAAAAACAUUUUUGACAUUUAAAACAUGUUUUUUUUGUAAAUCGAAUUGUAUCAUAAUAUAAUGAUAAAAAUAAUAAUAAUUCAUACUCGUUUUCUUCAUUCGAAAACAAUAUAGAAACUGCAUAUUAAAAAUUUGUAUUUUUAGAAUGGAUAGGAACUAUAUAUAACUACAUAUUUUUACUCUUUGGAACGUAUUAGUAAUUUUUAUUUGAUUUUUGAACGUUUAAAACGUUUACGAAUAAAACGUUUUAAACAUAAUACUACUAGGAUUUUUUUUAAAUAUAAAGUGUUUAAAAUACUUCGCAACUCUGGUCUUUUAGCCAAAACACGCGUACGAGUUGUCACGAUCGUGUUCAUGAAGGGGGGAAAAAAUUUCUCGGAGAUUUUGCGGUCGUCCGCUAUUCGCCUGAACGAUUUCUCUUACACGCGAACUUGCACGUGCACUUACUGAUCGGAUGACUUACACACGACGUUUCUGUGAAAAUCGUAUUCUGUUUAGCGAUUUGUCACCUCCUCGUGGUUUCGAUACAAUUACGCGGACCGUAAAAUGUUGGUUACGAAAUUUAUAUACGCGAUAUAUUUAGAUUACACGCGUUUAACAGAAUAGGAAAAAAAAUAUCGGUUUAUGUGAUGAUGAUGAUGCACCAACAUUUACGUCAAUAAGGAAAAAAAAACGCCCGUCGAUCAAUGACUAUGACGGAAGAAAAAAAAUGUCGACAACGAUAACCCGUUAGAUAGUUUUUCGGCGAGCAGUCAGUGAUCACCAGUAUAUAGAACAAUUAUAUAUUAGGUUCUAUUUUUAAGUGAACAAAAAAAUAAUAAAAAUACGUACUCACCGUGAUCGGGUGCUAUAUACGUAUAAUGCUGUGUAUUUUGUUACCGCACUGUUUUAUACUCUAGGUAUAUUAACCGCUAUUUUAUAUUUAAGUAAACGAAACGAGGCUGGUGGAGGGGGGGAGAUUUGACAACCCAUCGCUGUGACGUUUCGUCGUUAUACCUGAACUCUCCAAAAUGUAUUUUCAAUUAGUACGAUUUUGGUGUUUGUCAUUGUCGUCAAUAAACCGGCGGGUUCGCUGCAAUUGGUCUUAUUGUAAUACUAUUAUAAUAAUUAUUACUGCGUUUGAUUUUCUCUAUAUAAACGACGAGAAUAUUCGUUGUAAAAAAGACAUUAGGUAGAUACUUCCUGCGUUUUUUUCUCUAAAUUUAAUUUGUGUACGAAAAAACAAACGUUCUCCUUAUAUUAUUAUAUAUAGUGUGUCGCCCUCCUUUCCCUAUUUAUUAUAAUAUAAUGGGUCGACGAUUCACAAUGAUUCGUAAUAAUUAUUACACCGCGUAUUAUUAGGUCGACAGUGGACAAAAUUAUCGAGUGUUAUUUCCCAUAAAUUUGCCGCAGUUUAUGACGUUUUUGAAAAUAAUUAAUAAUAUUGAUGUUUAUUUAUUUUACGUUUCAAUGACUAUUCAGGUUAUAUAUUAUACAGCUAGGUACUAGCUGGCAACUACCUCCAUCUCCGAUUGUUGUUUUAAUUCAAAAAUUAUAAGAGUUUACUGAGUCUACUAUUUUUUAUUUUUAAAUUUAAAUAUACCAUUAUAAUUAUUAUAUAUAUUGGUAAAAGUUAAUUCGUUUUGUAUCUAGUUAAACAAAUUACUUAAUAAUAGCAAUAAUAAUAUUAUGCUAACUAGGUAUUAUCUAUAAUAGUGUACAACUAUAAUUAUUAUUGGAGUACUACUGUGUGUAUACUAUUAUACUUAUAAUAAUAUAUACCGUGACUAAUAAAUUGUUUUUAGAAAAUUAUUAUUCUGUGUUUAUUAAUAUUAAUAUAAUUGGGUGUAUAUCUAUUAUAGUCUAAUCAUCAAUGACGAACCGAAAACAAGUUCAAUGUUAGCGAGCAACUUAAUAUUAUUAAGUUGAGGUUAGGUUAGGUUUAGUUUAGAAAAGAAAAAAAAAACGCACUUAUAUCUAAAACUGUUGCGGUAAUCGAUCGGUGAGUUUUAUUAACCGUGGUUUUUUUACCUAUAAUGUCUGUAGCUUGUAUGUUUGUGUUUUUAAUAAUACUUGAAAAUGGUUGUAUUAUGGUAAUUCGUAAUUUGACUGAAUAAUAUACUGUUGAUCGUAGUCUUUUUUUGUUUUAUAAUGUAAAUUUAAACCUAGAAAAACUUCUUGUAUAGACGCAGUUACAUCCGAGCAUAUUUCAAUUGUACUUAGGCUGGAAACUUAUUCAAGAAACGUAUAAACGGAUAAUUAAUUAACAUAAUCAUAAUAGAAUAUAAAAUUACGUGUACACGCUAGUUGAACAGUAAAUCGUGACUGCGCGGUCUAGUUGUAAAGUUUAUGUACGUAUGUUGGUGUAGAGACAUGAUUCCCGAUACAUUUACAGAAAAUCAGUACUAUGAAAUAUUGAUUGAAAAAAAAAAGUUCAAUGUACUCUUAGAUUUCGAAUUAAUCGACGUGUGUAAAAAUUCUAAUAUUUUCUUUAUGAUGUAUUUCAGAAUGUUUCACUUUUUUGGUGUACAAAUAUUGUUUCCAUCGGUUUAUAAAUACGUGAAAUAAUAUUAAUAAUAAUCGUCAAUAUAAUAUAUUUUCUGUAAGAACAUUUUAAGAGGACGUCAUACGCCACACGAUAUGCUAUCUCUCAUCCGUCAUACAAUCACGCGAUCAAUUUGCUGCAAAUUUUUGUUCAGCGAGGACAACACUGUGCGCCAUUAGUUUUAACAUUAGAGCAAAUUGACCAAUAUUAUCAAACUUGAAGGUAAGAACAUCUGUGUCGUGUCGUCAUUUAUUAUUCGUAAUUUUAAUUUCUGAGCGAUAUACGAAUGUGUGAAAUAUCAUGAUUUGAAAAUGUUUAUAUGUCGUUUAAAAAUUAAAAUAACGAAAAAAACUCCUACCACAUGACCCAGACAAUGGGCAUAUCUUUAAGAAGUUUGAUAGUUGGCGAAUUAACUUUGAUAUUAAAACUACCAGCACAUGGCAUCCUCUUAGCGUAAAAUUCGAUGGCAAUGCCAUCAAAUCAACCGACCACUGUAACUCAAUCGUGAAAAAAGACGAAUUCGGCCCGACAUUUCCCGAUAUAUCUACUGGUUACAGAAUGUUGUACCGAGAUUACAAUGGCCAAUCAGAAUACGACGACAAAAUAAACGCUUAUAAUAAUACCGAUAAGUAUAUACACGGUUAUUAUAAUAACAACUACUACUAUAAUAUAGUAUGUAUCCACUUCAACUUACCGUCUUAUACGAAUCAAAAUAACAAUAACGAUAAUUUAUAAAAUUUGUAUAGAUUAAAAAUUUGUUAUUGGUACCUGGUUAUAUGUCAUGUUAAAUACGUUAGCUAUAUUAUAAUAUUAUACACGAGUAUUUACAAAUAAUUUACUCGACGUAGUUGCAUAAUAAUAUUCUUAUAACUUACCUACAUGUAUCGUGUAAAAAUAUUACCGCGGAUAAAUAAUCGGUAUUAUAAUAAUAAAAAUAAUUUAUGAUUGCGUAAAAUUACGCUUAUAAAACAUGUAGAUAUAUUCAACAAUAUUAUAUGAUAAAUUAUUGACGAUAAUAUAUUAUGUAUAUGUACGUCAUGUUAUUCCAACGUUUUUUUACGGUAUAAAUAUGACUCUUUUCUCUCCACAAUCGCAAAGUAGUACGCCAAAGGCGUAUUAUAUAGCGGUUGUAGUUCAUCCUCCAGUAUCUAUCAUUUAGAUCAUCGUUUUUACACUUUCUCUUCAAAGCGCUUAUUACUUGCAACUAAAUACGGCCCGUCUAUGUAAUAAGUCUUCGGAUGUAUAGAAAAUAUCAGUGGCGGCUCGAAGUAUUUUUAUUUUGAAUCACAAAUUUAAUUUUUCACCCACCCGCCAUAACCCAAAAAUACCCCAUCACAAAUGUAUUGGAAUUGGUUAAAUUUCAAUACAAUUCGCCAACUUUAUCAAAUGUCCGAGGUCUAAAAUUCUUUGAUUAAAAUUUGUAUGACUUGUUUUGUAAAAACAUAAUAAUCUUUGUAAUAUUUCUGAACACCCAAACACUCACGAUACACGAUCCAUUUUUUUUUUUGAAUCAUGUAAUUCAAAUAUACCUCUUUCAAAUCGCCACUGGAAAAUCACACCAUAAUAAGCAUAUACUAAAGAAUAUAGUCUGUAGAUAAAUUUUAAAUUUAAAUUUCGCAAUGGUAGGAUUUUCACGUGGAAUUUGUCUGUCUUUUUUUUCGUGAGAAAAAAGAGCUUUUCAAAAUAAAAAUCUGAAUUUAUUUACCAAAAAUACAAUUGAACUAAAGGAACUUGCGUCUUAAAUAUUAUCUAUACACGCACGUUGAUCUUAUCUACGUCUUGGGUGAUACCUACAUAUAAUAUAGCCUGUGAUACUUGUAGAGUUAUGAAUAAAGAACGGAUUUAUAUGUAAUUAAAAAUAUGUACCCACCUAAAUAUGGAAAUAUAAUUUAAAAGGUAUGUGGGAAAAAAAUUACUAUUUUCGUGUAAUAAAUUUACAGAAAAUACAUUAGAUAUAAUCAUACAAAAUGAAAAUAGUGCUUAUAUUAUAUCACCGGAAAACGUUAGUUUUGGGUAAUUUCUUACUCGAAUCAUGUGUUGCAUUGAAUAAGAUAACGACUAGCGAUUAAAUAUGUAUAUAUACCGAUGAUCGGUUGUUUUCGUCCACUGUGACGUGCAGUUCAAAAACGUAUAAAUAAUGAAACGCCAAAAUAUCUUUAAAAAUAUGUAAUCAUACCAAAAUAUGUAAAAUGGAGUUGACCUAAUUUUAAUAAAAGUAUGGUUUGAAUCUUAAACUUUUCAAAAACAUUAAAUAUCUUAUUUCAAUAAAAUUAUGAAUUUACGUAUUAUAUGCUUACGAUGAAAUGUGCCAUUGUACCGGGUGUGAAAUCUGGACAAUAAGCAUCAUCGAGAAGAGAAAGCUAUAGAAGCAUUUGAAAUAAGGAAGUAAAUACUCAAGAUUUUGUGUUGAGGCUGAUUAACAAAUUAAGAUACGUUUUAAGAAGAACCCAAGAAAAAAUAAAACUUUGGCAAACUAUACAGUUUGUAGAAGUAUAAUUAAGGUAAAAUUGGAAGAGCGAAAGACCAAACGGAUUGAAUAUAUACCGCUAACUAUUCACGGCAAGGGAAUGGAAAGCUAAGUUAAAGGAGUUUUGACAAGGGAGCACGGAGACAAGCUGUUAACUAACCGAUCGAAAGGUUGAAAAAUAGAAAGAGUAAACGUUAUUAAUAAUAAUUAUUAUAAUUAUAUUUACUAAUAUUAUAUUAUAAAGUGUAGGAUGAUUUACGUUAAUAGUUGUCCGGCCGGCAUUGCUUGUGCUAAAAGAAUGUGUAAUAAAAACGUUUUCCCUUUGGAUUCCCUGUUUCAACCCCUGUUACUAUUACUGUGGUUAACCAUUGCUGCCCGUAAAUGUUUAAAAAUGCCUUUUAUUUAAUGUUUAUUUCAAAUUUGUAUGAAUUAGUUAUAUGAUUGUUAAGCAAUGAGAAACAUCUAUAAAUUAUUUUGUAUCCAGCCCAAACUACUGCAGGUUAGGUCUACUACUUCUAUACGGGUCACAUCGAGGAUUUCAAUAGUUUAAAACCUUUUCCGUGAUAUGAUCUAUAAUUAAAAAAAAAAAAGAGACCACGUAACGAUUGGAUGUAUAGUUUUGGAGAUUACCCUGGACACUAUAAUAAAAUUGCACUAAAUUAUAUAUAAAUAAUAUAAUAAUAAAUAUUAGUGAUAAUAAGAAAGGAUAAAAAUAUAUGAAUAUAUUAUAAAUGUAGGAUUUCCGAUAAUAUCUGCAUUAUAUAAUAAAGGUAUAAAUGACAAAAAUGGUGUAGUUUAGUUUAUUAACAUACAGGCGCACAUUCGGACGGGAGUCGUGUCGUGGAAUAUAUUGGUGUGGGAAAAAUGAAAAAGGUACGCACGCGUGUAAUACAAUCCCGGUAAUAUUUUAAGAAUUCGGAAACUCCGGAUUAUUAUAAAAAUACAUCGCGAUGAAUUUUUAUUAUAGGUAGGUACAGACAGGCUCUCUUUUCUACAUUCUUUGUGCGUAAAACGAAUGACUCCUCGACCGCGCAACGGCGGCGGCAAUCCCGCGGCAACGGGUUUCGUCACGUACUCGGACGAUUUCCGAACGCUUGCGGUGGGAACGUGACGAUCUCCUGGUACUAAAGAUUUACCUGAUCGAGUUUUCACAGGGUUUCCUCCACCCCUCUGGGGAUUUUUUUUCUCUUCACACGACGUACUUAAAAUACACCUGUGCGCGGAGGUUUUCGAGAAAAAUCGAUGAUACUAUACUGCAGUUGUGCACGCUGCAGUUGCAAAGUCGUCGCGUGAGAAUGCACGUUACAUAUAAUAGUGCCUAGUUGUAGUGUUACCUAUUAUACCUACCGAGUUUUCUCGGAUAUUCGAAUAUAGGAUACCAACCCGCGAUAAUAAUUUCUUAUGUUUAUUAUUCCGAAAAGAAAAAAUAAAUAAAAAAAUAGUUGUGUAAGAACCACGAAAGCCAUAAACGGCAAAAAAAAAAAAAACAGGUUGUACGCGACUCUGUGCAACGAGUAUACAUUAUUAUUAUUAUUACUACAUCGCAAUAAUAAUUACACACACUUACACACACACGAGCGUUGUAAACACACGUGUGUUGAAUUUACAUUAAUAAUAAUCGCUCCUUUCGAGCGGCUCGCGCUAAUAUAAUAUAAUAAUUUUUUAAUAUAGCUGCGAGUAGCGGGUAUCGUCUAUGGCGACGACGACGAUCGUUCCGAAUUUUUUUUAUUAUUUUUUUUUUCGCCGAUCCGGUUUAACAACUUACACGUGUACUUAUAUUUAUAUGCCGUAUGUAGCAUAUAAUAUAUCGUCGGCUUUUAAAAUCACAGGAACGUAUCGACCAAAAAUCGAUUUUAUUUAUGAUUUGUCUAUUAACUACUUUAAUGGAAUGUUUAUAAAGUUCAAAAGUUUAUAAUUUACAAUUCAAAAGUUGCAUUAUUCGCAUUAGGUCGAUGAUACGUUCAUGCGAAUUGAAUCCGACAGUGUAAACGACGACACCGUACAAUUAUUAUAAUAUUUAUAUUGUAUAUGUAUAUGUGAUGCAGUGGGUCUUUUUUUUAUGAAUAUGCACGACCACGCAAUAUCCACUUCUCCUUCUGUUGAAAAAUAAUCUCCAAUUAUACCCUAUACCUGUAUAGAAAGUUCCAAUCUUUCCACUUUAUAAUUCAACCUUAAAUUGUGACCUCCCCUUUACUAGUGAAAGCAUUUCAUACACAAAAUAUUAAGAGUAUAACUUAUAACCAUAUCUAAAAUCAUAAUUUGUAUCAGAUGUAUACAUAAUCUUAUCAGUUAUCUAUAUAAUAUAACCAUUAUUAUAAUAUUAAGAUGUGCUGUCUUUGUCUUAUACAAACACAGCAAAUUUGUAUUCAGCAGAGACAACUUUGUGCUGUCAGUUUUAAUAUUUUAGUGAAUUGACCUAAUAUAAAACUUAAAGAUAUUAUAAUAUUAUGUGUGUAACAUUGGGUUAAAUAUUUCAAUUUGUAAACGAGAUAUAAACAUUCUUAAACAUGUUGAUGUUUCAGAUACUCAUAUAUCUUUCUUUAGAAUUAAAAUAUGUAUCGAACAAAUAUUGCCAACGUUUUACAAAUAAUAUUCACAUCUUUAAGUUUGUUUUUAUAAUAAUAAUAAAUAAUAAAAGAACAAUUCACUUUAAUACUAAAACUAACUGCACAAAGUUGUUUCUACUUGUUGCAAAUUUGCUACGUCGUUAUACCUUUGAUCGUUAAUAAAUGUAUAGUAAAAACGUUGUUUAUUGGACACACAGUAAGUAGAAUUUUUGUCCAUUGUACAUUUAACUGUGAAACCAUUUGAAUACAGUAAAACUCCUUCAGAAAUGAGCUGCAAUAUUAUAAAUGAAAAACAAUGUAUAUUAUGUAUAGUGAAGAAUGGAGCAGAAGAGAAGAAAUGUAUGCGGUGGCGUCGUGGCGUUCGUUUUUAAAAUUGGAUUCGUGCAGAUUCGAAAACGAUUUUUAAUUUUGUAUAUAUUGGGAAAAAAUUAUUAAAAAAAAAAAAAAAAAAUGCAUUUCGAAUACGAUUGUGUAUAUAGUGAGAGUUGUAGUUGAGUAAAUUACCUAUCAUACCAACAGACAUAUAUACUAGAACUGAGUUUCGGAAUAAUGAUAAUAUUAUCCUCUUCUUCGAUGUAAUAUUGUAACGUAUACCUAUGCAUUAUAUAGUAUAAUUAUAGUAAAAAUUUAAUAUCAAUUGGUUUUUUUUUUUGCCUUCUAUAAUCUCAUAAUCGCGCUUCGACGAUGACGAAAUCGAACGUAAUUUUUGAAACCUUUGACUCGUGUAUUAUACACGAUAUACGCGAAAAUUAUUAUACGCCUGCAGUAGUACAGCACCUAUAUUAUAGAGAGCUACCGUGCCAUCUUAUAGCUACUAUUACGAUAAAUACUAUUAUAAUAAUAUCGUAUCGUACCAUAGUUUUAAUAUGUAUUUUUUUUUUACCGGUUUAAUAAUCGUCUGCGUCCGUAUCGGUUUUAUUUUUUUCUACGUAAAUCUUCCACAUUUUUUCUCUAUACAAUAAUAUUCUCUCGUAAAUAAAUAAAUACGACAAGCACAGUUCGAGUUUUUAGGCAACGCGCGCGUAAUAAUACUCGUAACUAGAUAUACUCGCACUGAUAUUUAACAUUAAUUUUAACAAUAUAAUAACAUAGUCUUCUGUACAAAAAAAAAAAACAACACUCGAACGAUUUUUCGGACGUCUGUAUAUAUACCGCAUAAGUAUAUUAUGCGCCACGUGUUCGCGUAUAUUAUAACCACGGUGACCGUUACUGAAAUGUACUACCGCGCCUAUAUGCACUUGAAUAAUAUUACAAUAAUGACGUAUCGUCGACCGUAUAAUUUCGGACGAACUCUAUAAAUAGGUAGAAAUAUACGCCUCGAAAAUCGAUUUAGGAAAUUUAAAAAAAAAAAAAAUAAUAAUAAACGCGCGUAUCUUGCACCUACGUCGCACAUUAACCUGUCAACGUGCAGCGGCACUAGUGCACGCGUAAAUACUGCGGGGUUAUUGAAUUUGAUGAUUUCGGUUAAAAAUAAAAAAAAGCAAAUAAAAAAAUAAAAUAGCGAAACACACAGCUCCGGUGUUCAAACACACGCAUGUAUAAUAUAUAUGUGUAUACUUAUAUAUAUAUAUAUAUAUAAUAUGACGUGAUAAACAAUCAAUAAUAACGGUCGUUCAAUAUUUUUUUAUUGCCAUAUUAUAUUAUUACUAAAUUAUUAUUAUUAUUGGGUAUAUAGACGACGUAAUUUUUCUUAAUCGUCCUCUAUGUACAUAUAUCAUAAUAUAGCUGCACUUGUUGCUGAAACCGUCAUUUCCUGUAUACUUAUGUACACUACUGCAAUCACCUAUAUAAUAACUGUUCGUGUGUUGACAUCGUCAUUUGGAAAUGCCAUCGUAAUUUUUAUUACCUAUACGUUAUGAAUUAUUAUUAUAAUAAUUAUAUUAUGGUUUUUAAAUUUCCUCUAUUAAUCGCUAUAAGUAUAGCAUAGUGUAGCGUAUAAUAUUGUAAUAGCAAACGUUUAAAGCUUAUCUGUUACAAUAUAUUAUUAUUAUAACGCAGUAUAUUAGUGGCACGACUAGCGGCCGGCAAAUCAGCAAAGUGAGACUGAUAACAGUCGAUAUCAGAGGCUCCCAAAAUGAGCAAGAUGUGGCCUUCCGAAGACAAAUAAUUAACAGUAUAGUGUUAUCGUGUUUUUUUUUGGGGGGGAGAGGUAUUUUAAAAUAGAUAUGUUAUUAUUUGUUUAUUAUAGACGUGUCACUAAAACUUAAAAGGAGAUUUAAGAACAGGAGGAAGUGAGGUGUCUAGUGAAAUGUUCGGAACGGUUUAAAUUUUUGAGAGGGGAUUUUAAUUCGAUUUAGCUCCGGAAUGUCCAUAUAGUUAUUACGUCCUGCCUAUACAGUAUCUUUAAGUGACCAAAUCGUCUGGUAAACUUUUGUUAGUUCGUUUAAUAAAAGAUUCAAUUAUACAUAUAUUAUUGUAGGUUACAACUAUUAGUUAUAUUGUGUUCGGAUUGGGUUUUGAAUUCUAUAUAGGGGUACCUAUUAUGUAUAUCGUGCAGUAUAAUUGUAUAUAAUGUAUAGUAAGGUCGUGUGGUAUUUGUGUGUGUGUGUGUGUGUGUGUGUGUGUGUGUGUGUGUGUGUGUGUAAAGCCGCAUAGUAUAAUUGUUCUACUUUAUAAACAUUUAUUGCAGUAUUAUAAAAAAAUAUCUAUAAAUUAAUAAUAAUUUAUUUCAUGUAUAUAUGAUUAAAUGAUACUUAAUACUUGAUCAGUUAUCAUUUAUUAUUAUUAGUUAUCACGUAUGUUUAUUUUUCUUUUGAUAACAACUGUUUGGAAAAUGCAGCGGAUAUGACUAUCUACUGCGGUUUUUUCUUUGUUAUCAUACAUUUAAAACUGUCUGUUAUUAACGCGAGAACAAUUUUUUUAUUCCCCACAUUUUUUCGAUAUCGUAUGUAUUAUACUCAUAAUACUCGUGUAUAAAUAUAGAAUUCGCUGUUUGACCACUAUAGUACCUAUAUAAUAUCUAAGAUUGGACGAGAAAAAUGCCCGCGACCUUGUGUAUGUGCACGUCAGUUGCAGUUCAUUUCACGUAUCGUCGAAAAAAAAAUAUGCCUGUGUUUGAAAAAAAAAAAAAAAAAAUGUACGUCACGUUUUCUACGGUUUUCGUUUUACUCGUACAGCUCGUACACAUUUACGAUAGUUAGACAUGCGCGAUAAAUUCAAAAUGUCAAAAUCUAUAUCGCCGGAUAUAUAUUAUUGCUAUUUUGUAAAUCGUAAUUUUUUUUUCCGCACCGGUGGUUAACAUUGAUCAUAAUAAUAAUAUUAUAAAGUUUAUUUUUUUAUGCUCUCCCUGCCCACGAUAUAUAGAUAUUAUCAAUACUAUAUAUACUCAUAUUAUUUCUAAUAUUCGACGUACGCACCUAUAUAGAGUAUAUCGUCGUUGUCACUCUGUGUAGAAAUGUAUAAGUUUGAUAUACAUAUAUAAUGUAUAUACGUAUAUGCACGAUAAUGCGAGUAUACUGCAGUAUUAUUAUUAUUAAUCCAGUACGCAGUUUGUUAUUUCUUUGCUUUUUUUUUUUUUUUACCAUAUACUUACAAUAUUGUAUCGCGUUCAUUUAGGUUAGUCCGUUGAACUCACGUACACGAUUUUCCCGCGAGUCGCGUUUACAGUGUUUGUAUACAUACUCGUGCGAUAUCGGUCCGCGUGCGUAGAAAUAACAAUUAUUAUUAUUAUUCUCGGUGAACAUUUACCUAUUUUCGCACUCUCUCUAUGCAUACAUAUAUUGUGUAUUGUGUAGUAGUACGGGCUGUAGGCAUAAGAUGCAAGUAUACCGGUAUUAGGUUCGGUACGGCUUUACUGUACGCGCGUAGGCAUGACCCGUGCGCGUAUAACCAUUCCAGCCGCGAAUUAAAAACCCGCGGCUCGCGUCAAGCACGUAUUCGGGGUCAAUUUUCGAAGGGGGGGGUUUAAAAUAUUUUUAAUACAUGAACUCGAUAUAGUUUAUCUUUGUUAUAUUAUAAAUAUAUGGGUUACCUAUUUUUAAAAUUUCGGAGGUUUUACCUCCCCCCCUCCCUUGUAUAUGGACUUGGCUCAAUUUAUGAUACGCAUGCGAUAACCCCGCAUCAAACAAGUGCGUAAUCCCCGUUUGAUACAAUAUACGAAAAGAACGGAACGCGAAAAUAUUAAUUGUGACGUGGAAAGGAAGUAAAAAUCGCCUAGAGUUGUUUCUUAUAUCAUUCGAGAACCGAACGGGAUCCUAGGCAAUGUCCUAUCCAUUCUUUAUUAUUAUCUAUACGAUUAACCCACGCUGAGAUGCCGCGGUGGCUCAGUGCGUAUACCGGGUGAAACAUAAUAUUAUUGUUACUAGCGACCGGGUUUUAUUUCGUCUGCGAAGAACGAUUAUACGCGUACCGGUCGCACGUGGUAAGAUGUAAGUAUAAGCAAUAUACUAUAGGUAGGUUUGGUACGAUGUAUCGUACAUUAUAAUAAAAUAUAAUCCUGGCACAAGCUAUACACGCACUAUAUGCAGAUAAUAUACAGUAUACACACAAAUACACACACACACACACACACACACACACACACACACACACACUCACUCACUCAUCUGGGAGCAACGGGCGCGUUUUAUUGUCGUGUAUUAUACGCGUAUAGUAUAGGUAACACGUAUAGUUCCCGAGGCCAAAUGGCGUGUCUUCGUCUGUUUACCGCGCGCGCGGUUAUUACCACGGUCUUGGUACCUAUCUGUAUAUUAUAUUAUUGUAACCGCUGCUUCAGCUAUACAGUGUACACGCACGCCGCACACGCUUUCGAUGCGUUUCGACGCGCGGUUACAUAAACGCGGUUAUGGCCAAUGGGCGAGAGAGAGGGGGGAGGGGGACACCGCGAUAAUGUAUAAUAUAGUGUUGUUAUGUACCGCAAGCAACGAUAUCUGCGUCGAAACUAUCGUUGGGGACGAUAAGUCUUCUCGACGACGGUAAAAGCGUAUACGGCUAUUAUAAUUCUGCAGCGUACGACACUCGAGGGCUAAUUAAUUUACAUCGGCCUGGGCAUUCCUCCUCUCAGGUCCCUAGGGGCUUCUUUUCUCAGUUUUUCUUUGUGAUAUUAACGUGAUUUUCGACCGUCCUCGUCCGGAUCAACACAACAAUACAGUAUUCUCGCUCGUAUUAUUCACGUGCGCCGAUUGAUUUAUAGUCUGAUGUUUCCUGCUCGUAUUAUACACAUCACACGUACUAUACCUAUGCCACGCACAACGUCGUCAUAAGGAAACCCAUCUCGAAAAUGCGUUUGUAUUAUUAUUAUUCGUUUGGCCCAUUUAGUCGUCUGCUUGUGAGUUUUCAAGUUCCUCCCCACCCUCGACACGUACAGCGAUCAUAACGAGUCUAUUAAAAAUAAUAAUAUAUUAUUUCAUCCAAAACAAUGGUAGACAUGUCUAGUUAUCUCAUCGUAAUAUUUUACCAGAUUUUUCUCGCGUUCGUCGAGUUCUAUUUCUCACGUUUUAUUAUCUUAUUAAAUAGUAUUUUAAUUAAGAAACACUGCAGUGUUGACCGAAGACUACCCGCAGACGGUUAUACCAAUACCUGUACUUUUUAGUUGUUGUAAAUGUCGUAUUAGUAUUAUAUUCGUAAGUUUGGUACUUAUUUUUAAUUUACUCUUAAAGUACGCUGAGAUGUUCACCUUAAUUUUUUUUUAAUUUGCCCGUUAGUAUAGUAUAAUGCAAUUUAUUAUAGCCAUACAAAUAAACAUCCCGAGUUCACGUACAAUUUGCUUUAUUUUCAAAAAAUAUGUGGCGACCUUGCUGAGUGGCAACGGCACCGGAUGCCACGUGUAUUAUUUGCUAUCGAUGUUCUGCGGUGGCGGCGGUCCAAAUCGAUUUCUUAACCAAAUCGUCCGAAGAUUAUUAUAAUAAAAUAACAUGCUUUGCGAAUAAUAUUAUUACACAAGUAGGUAUUAACCUAUACGCAACAAAUGGUGAUAAAAUAAAAUAAUUUCACAAUUGUCGGAUAGGUAUAUAAGGUACCCCAAUGACUGAUGGAGUCGCUCGUGGUUUAAUUUUCAAUAUCGACCCCGGCUAUAGCUUCGUGUACGAAACGAAAUGGAAAUUACUGUUCGCAUAGUCUUCGUAAUAUUGGCACGUUUUCAAUGCUAUGGAAAUUGAUGAUUUUAUAAUAUUAUCAGAUGUAUCCCUUAUACUUACUAUUAUUGUGUGUCGUAUGUAAUAAUAUAGCAAUACGCGUUCCACUUUCUUGUGAUUUUGUAUAAGAAUAUUACUGCGUGUAUAUUUAAAACAAAAAGUUAUACAGGGUAACUUCUUUUACCUUUGAACACUGAUAAAUAUUUUGCAAAGUAUUGACUUUUAACAAAAAAAAAAAAAAUGUCUGGUAAUUUAAGAAACAAUUAGAUUUAAAAUGUUACAUUAUUAAUAGUUUUUGUUAUCCUUUGAUAUAAAUUUUACUAGGGUGGUACUUUAGAGAAGUCAUUUUUUGAUUUUUCCAAAGGUUUUCAUAAUAAAUAGGAAAAAUUGGGAAUAUUUACGAAAUGUAUUAUUUUCAGAUCGUAUAUAUUACGGCCUUUCAAAACAUGUACAACCGAACUUCGCUCAGAAUCGUUUUUCGUUAACAAAGAUUAAUCGUUUCGUAUAGAUAUACAUUAAUUUCCCUCUAUAUUCUACUUUCCAAACUUCUCAUCUAUAACAGCCACCCACCCAUCGUGCGAAAUAUGUACGUAUUUUGUUGGGGGUGGAAUGACUACCCACCUACUAUUGGUUUUAAAAUGGUAACUACAUUAAAAGUUCCAUAAAUUGAUAGAGUGUUAGUAUUUAGUUUAAAUAAAUUUUGGUUUUGAAACUUUUGAUUUCUGUCUUUCCAUUUACGAAGUAUUCCACUUUAAAAUUUAGGUAUAUAGAGAGUUGUGGAAAACUAUUCAAACUCCGAGCUCCGUACCGCCAUACUAGUGAUACAUUCUACCCAUUCAAACUUAAAAUUGAAAUAUCUCGUGAAUGAGUUGAAGGAAAUCAAAAAUGUCAACACCAAAAUUUAUUCAAACUAAAACUCUAUCAAUCGAUGUAACUUUUAAUGUAACUUACCACUUGAAAAUCAAGUUGGUAAUUGUUCCAUCCCAAAAAAUAAUGAAAGUGUAACAUUUUAGAACAGCUUGUUUCUUAAAUUGUUAAAUAAAUAAACUUUUUUUGAAAAAAUUCAAUAGUUUGUGAAAUAAUGAGUGUCCAAUGAUAAAAGAAUCAUCCUAUAUAUAGUAUAUUAUAUACGUAGGUACGUAGGCUCAAUAGCUUAGACUUUAUUUUAUUUUAGUUGCAAUUCAAGCAAAUUAAUUUAUCGCAUUACCCUAACGGCUAUAAUUUGUAUAGUUCUGCCAAAGACGGCUGCUUAACUUACUAUGCAAAAAAAAAAACAUCAAUAUUAAUCAAAAUUAAAAAAAAAAAUUAGUCUGUCAGUGUAUAAUAAUUAUUUUAAAGUGUUCGACAAUGAAUAGGUUAAUGAACACCAGAUAAAAAAUAAAUCAACGGACAAUAUAAAAAUACAUCGGUUAUCAUUUAACUAAUCUUAGGAUUGAAAAAAAAAAAUGUUUAUAUAAAUGAUGCAACUAUACCUACCAUCGUAAAAAUUUAACGCGUCUGUUUUGUGUUAAUAUUGUAGAGUAGGUAAAAUGAUGCAUGUUAAGCAUAUUGUUGCGUUUAUUUAUGUACAUUCAGUAACAUAAUAUAGUAUAAUGGUGUCACAAUAAUAAUUUUCGAAAAAUCAAAUUGUAUAAACAUUUAAGUGUAUAUAUUUUUUACUUUUUUUUACUUUUUUACAAACGUUAACAGUAUACUAUCGAUUAUUUCUAUUAUUCUCUACGUGUGUUGUGAGUGUAUUGACUUUUUUUGAAGUUAUCCUCUAAAUCCCGUUAUUCAAUUAGGAUUAGUUUUUAUGUACAUACUUACUGAGGUAAUUUUAGAUUCUGCGUGAAACAAGGAAUUUAUUGAUUUUACAAUAAUGUUUUUUUUCCCUGUGAAUACAUUUUCUUAUAGAAAUUUUACUCUUUUGAAAGAAAAUUUUCCCUAAACAGUACUAAAGGAAAGUAAUUUUUUGAUGAGUUUUGAAAAGUAAUAAAAUAAAAAGUUUUUUUCAAUAAUUAAAGAAUAAAAUUAAAAAUUAAAUUUUUCUCUACACCUUCUACAAAACCCGAUUGAGGAAAAAAAUUAAUUUUGACAAAAUUAUUAGCAUACAAAUAUCUUAUUGUAGGCAUAUGUGUAAAUAGGGGAGCUGGAGGCUUAGCUCUUCCCUCUAGAAUUGCUAUUGUAGCAUAAAAUUUAACGAUUUCACUACAUAAUUUAUUGGAAUAUAUCAUAAAGAACAGCAUAAGAGCAAAAAAAAAGGUCAUCAGCCCCCCAUGUAUCAAACACUAUUUGCGCCUAAUGACUGUAGGACACUCUGUAUAUGAAAUGUACUUAAAAUACUCCGAUUGGUGUAUGGAUCUCGAUGAUUAGAAAAUAAAACCAACCUGUACAAUACGCGUGUAAACCCGAGACUAAUAAUUAAUAAAAAUAAUAGUACUGAAAUAUAAUAGAUACAUCACAUUUUGGAACGGAAAACUAUUAUAUUAUUAUAACACGUAUCGUGAUAAUAGUGAAGUGUAAGUAAUAAAAUGUAUAUAGACAAAAUAAUAAUAAUAAUGUGUAACAUUGUACGUAGCGCAGGUAAUCCUUAUUUCUUUAUUUAUUAUUAUCACAAUAAAUUUGAUUUUGUAUUCGUGUCGUCAAACGAGAUGCGUUGUAAGCUGCUUCUCAGCAGUGACGUGCCGUGAGUUCGAAAAUAUUAUUAUGUUUAUCGGCAAUUAAUAAUAUAAAAACCGAACUACGCAGUUCACUUCGUGGCGUUUAAACAAUAAACGUGAUGAGUUUUUUUUUCACCGUUCGAAUCGGAUUUUUUUCUUUUUAGGCGAUCGGGAUCGUUUAUACGUAUGUGCGUGCACAAUAGUAUAUUAGAAUAUAAUAUAUGCCUAGCUAAGGGAAAUCAUAAUUAAUGAGAAUAAUAGAAAUAGAAUUUGGAAAAAAAACUUAUAUUUGUAACGUAUAAGUUAGGCACCGUAUUAUAGUCGAACGUGUUUUUCAAAUGAAAAAAAAAAUAUAAUGGUCAUAUUAUUUAAAUUAUGUGGUCGGUGUUGUUGCGACACCACAAAAGACGACUAUAGGCCGAUAAUUUAUUGCCGUAUGACAUUUUAUUCUCGCGUAUAUAAUAUAUAAUAUUAUUAAUAAGUAGAUACGAUUUUAAAGAAAAUAAUAGUACAAUAUAAUAUACUUAACAAUAAUUUUUUUUUUUUUUUUAAUAUACCCCAACGAAAACGUAUAAUGAUAUUAUUUGUUAUUGUUAUAUGUACCUAUGUACAUAAAAUAGCUUCUUUGUUUAUUUUUUAAAUUUAUUUACAGGAAAUACUAAAGUAAUGUAUUUUUAAAUUAUUUCUAUUAUUUUAACAUAGGUACAAUAUGAACACUUUUCUCGUCUAAAUAUUAUUUACGAAUAAUACACAAAUAUAUAGAAACGAAUACGUAUGGUUGAUGAAACGGGUUAUCGAUCACCCGUUCUGUAAUUUUUUAUGUAUUAAUAAAAUCAUUAACUAUACUUAUAGUUGGUAGUAUAUUUGACUUACAAAGCGAGUAUAUUUUAAGAUAUGCGUUAGAUGUGUGAGAGUUGGUACGUGAAGGAAAAACAUAGAAUUAUAUUGAAACCUAUGUCGAAAACUAAUAUUUUUAUAAAAACUACAAAAAAAAAAAACGGAAAACCUCAAAUAAGGGCAAUGCUGUAAGAGAGCUCAACGGGGAAACGAUCUUUGGAAAGACUGAAAAUGAAGUGAUUGUAUGCGGUUAAAAAUCUUUUGGUAGGUGGAUUGAUCGAACGGGACGAUUUUGGUAAUGGAUAGAGACAGUUAAAAAAUUGCUACAUUAGAAAUUUCAGUCUUAUAAACAAAAAUCAAACGGCUGUUCACAUACAAGUGCAUUUUAAUACAACUAUGUAACACGUAAAACCUUUGAUUCGAUAAAAUAUAUUUAGCCCGAGACUAUAAUAUUAUGGUUGCGUUUGUUUCCUAUAUAUAUGAUGAGAGUAUAAUAUUACGUACACCAAGUAACGUAAAUAUUUUUACAAGAUUCAAGAAUAUGUUAAAUAAUACCCUGGAGAAGAUAUUAUUAACUGUUUUUCUCGUUGUUUGACACAUCAUAAUUUGGUAUGAACGAAGAAUAAAAUUAAAAGUGAAGACGGUUUUUUACAAUGUGUAUUAUGUAGUCUUUAUGAAAAAAAAAAAUUAAUAAUAAUAACCAUCAAAGAAAAAUACCGCAACGACGGUCAAGUUUAUCGAACGAACAAUUUUUUUUUUAAACCAAUUACUCUGUAUGCAUUAUAUACAGGGCAAUUUUUUCUCAUCGGGUAAUCAUUUACGAUGGUUUUAAAAGGUAAAAUUGAUUUUGUUUUUUUUUCUUUAGUCUUAAUAGAAUCAUUUGAUUAAUUAUAUAUUUGUAAUAGUUUCAAGAAAAAGUUACAAACGGUUAUCAUCUAAAAAUGGACAUGAAAUUCAUUAUCAUUUCCUACUUGUUCAGUUUAAGUUUUAUCAUAAAAGGUAUAUUAUAUGGGAUAUUAGUGUUAUGCAGCAUAAUACAAUUUUUAAAAAUGUGUAUUAUUUUUUUUAGAAUCUUCGUUGAAAAUCGAUGAAGGAAUACGAAGGGUAAUCGUUUGAAAAUAGUGUUAAAAUAUAGCUCAAACGUUAUUCCAUAAUGAUCAAUAAAAAAAAAUAAAACUAAGUUUCAAUCCUCCAGGAAAAUCGUUGAAUUGCGAUAAAAAAAAAAUCACAGUAUAUAAUUUAUGUUUUGGGUGGCACUCGUUUUUCCGAUCGACUUUUAUACACACUGUAGUUGUUGUAUACAAUAGAAUGUGUACAUAAUAAAAAAAUUUCCAUUUUAAACAUGAAAAAAUAUUCUUGUUAUUAUUUAUUUGCGAGUUUUUAAAUUUUGCGCUCCAGUCUAUACAUAAGUAAAAUAUAUAAAAAAAGAAGUUACGAUCCGAGUAAUUGGCAUUCAUCUCGGGGCCGCGUUUGAUUUUGGCGCCACUCGUGUCCGCUCCAAAAAUCAAAUAAAAUGUACCGAUCGUAUUGAUUUGUAUAUUUAUUUUUUUUGACGGUUUUAGUCCAGAAUAAUUUUUUAUAAAAAAACCAGAUGUAAUUAAUUUUCAUGCCACCGCCGCCGCCCACAGUUCGGCAAUCGUAAAAACCUGUCCAAAAUUAUAUUUCUAAAUAUGUUCUCAUCGUAAAAAUUCCCUGUAAAAUAUUUCAUUGACAUAAACUUAACUCGACAUUUUAUCAUUUUAUACUGAAAAUAACAAUAUUUUUAUCGUUACAGUGCACAGAAGUUUUCCUAACAAGUACGAUUUUUUAAAAAAUGGUAUACGUAUAAAUAAUAACUGCUACAAAAAAAUGUCAAGGGGAAAAAUUUAUCUCCCCGAUCUCCCCAUUUAAAUAUGUCACUGAUUACAGCUGGCUAUUGAAUCGGGGUGGCUUUGGUUAGAUUAGGCUAAGAAUAAAACAAAAAAAAAAGGUUAUUAAUCUAAUCCUUACAUAUUUUAGCCGGCGUUUUGUUAAUAACCCCCCACUCCUCCCAGUCUCUCGCAGCACGAUUCAUUAACAUACGCACAUGUUCGGCACGUUCGUUAAAUCGAUUUUGUUUUCGUUAAUAAUUUUAGUGUUUUGAGAUAUUUAAAUCACGUAUUUCACGUGCGUAAAAUUAUAAUUUUACAUGCGGAUUUGUGGAAAAUUCUAGCUUGACAUGUCGCGCAUUUUUCGUAGAUAAUCAAAAAAAUGAUGGAUACAUCUGUAUCAGUAUUUAUGUGAUACGCGAUCUUUUUUUCCUGCUGUCUUGCUCAACACAGUUUGGAAUACAAUACCAAAUCUGAGCGUGAGAUAAGUUAUACAAUGGUCAUUUCAUCUUUUUAUUAUCUAUGGUAUUUGUGGACAUUUAAUACACCUAAAAAAAUAUCGUAGGCAACAGUGACGUAGUCAGGACUUUCCAAUCGGGAGAGGGCGAUAUUAUUACAAAAAUAUUUAAAUUAUUUAUUAUUUUAGAUGAUUCACUAAGCGUGAAUGCUCCAUGCUCACCACCGGUGACCAGCGUAGUUCAAAAUAAUAAUAUUUAAAAAGAGACGUACAUAUCUAUAUAUCUAUCUACACGAGUAAAAUAUAUCGAAUAAAAAACAAUAGAAUUAUAAUGUUAUAAUAAUUAUCAGCGGAUUCUAUUAUACGAUACAUAUUGUUAAGGAUUUAAAUAUCUGUAAAAUAAUUAGGUAUUUUCUUAAAAAUAGUCAUGCAUUCGCGUCACAUCUGUCGGAACACAAAAAUAAUAACACGUUAUUAUAUUAUAAUCUAAUAGAAUCCAUUUUGAAUAUAUUAUUAUAUUGUUAAAAAAUAUAACACAUUAACUAAUUAUAAUGAUAAUGCAACUGUUCAUCCAAAUAAUAUUAUACACCGUAGGUACGAAUAUUAAUGUUGUUGAACACCACGCACAUUUAAUCAUAAUAAUAAUAUGUUAACAAAUUAACUUUUUACUAUUCUGCAAUAAUAACGGUUUUUUAUUUUUGUUAUGUUUCAUCAUCUCAUAAUAAUAAUAGUGGCAAAUUUUUGUUGUCUAUUCACUUAAAUUAUUCUUCUAUCCAACGAAUUAUAUUUUGUAAACGCGUAUAUAUAGUUACAUAAUACAUAUGUAUAUUUUUUGUGUUUAUCGGAUAUUUUAUUGUACGUACUUUUUGUAAUACGACUAUACUAAAAUACAUUGUCGCGUGUAAAAUAAUGUUAUAUGAAACGAAUAUCGUGAUUCCGGCGUGAAAAAUAACAGUUAUUUUUAUAACAUCGUAGUAAUGUGAUUAGAACGAAAAUAUAAACAGAAAAUGUAAUAAAUAAACUGACGAGGGGGAGGGGGACGGACAACAAAUUUUGUCGCUGUAUAUUCCCGGAGGACAUGCGCAUUUAGUCAGAUUUCGUAUAAGGGUUGGUCAAACUUCUAGGGAUGGAGGACGAAUGGGAUAAAUCCCCCUCAUGUCUUUUUCCCUUUCAAUAUUUAUAAUAGUUUUAUGGCCAGCUAUAUUACGGGUUAUAGUGGAUUUUAUACUUGGUUGCCUUGACCUCAGAUUUUAUAUAUUUAUUAAUAUAAUAUACAUUAUAAUAUUAUGUAUUAACUGUAUUUAUUCAAGCAAAUAUUUGUAAAAAAAAAAUAUGUUAAAAUGUUGUUGGUAUCGUAAAUUAAUUAUUUUUAAAUAACGCAUACCUUUUUUGUUUUUUUAGAUAUCGGUUCGCCUAGGAUGCGUUUGAAUCAAAAAUAUUGUUAUCUAGGUAAGGUUAUAAGCUUAUAAUAUAAAUAAUUUACAAAUCGUUGGCCUAGCGUCGAAAGUUCACUGCGGUGGCGGCUGCGGUAGUGACACACGAUUUAUUAAAAAUCGUCGUCGGCAGUUAGUUUAAUAAUUUUUGUAAGGAACGGUUUAUACGAACGUUAAAAAUAAAAAAAACGCGUUUCAAUUAUAUACGCUUCGAAUUAUAGGUAUGCACGCUAAAACUAAAUAAUAUGCUUUUAUGACAGUAGAAAAUAAUAAUGUAUCUACUCGUUUGAAUAUCGGUAAUCGUUAUCGUACAUUUAUUAUUAAUUUACUUUCUUUUGUUUUUUAAGAAACAAAAUUUAUAUCCAUAUAAAAACAAAAAAAAAAAAAAUUACUCUCAUAUUUUUUUCCUGUAGAAAGUGAAAUUUUAAAAUAUUUUUUUUUUGUUUACGAAUAAAUAUAAGAUUCUAAAAUAUAUUUUGUGUGGUAAUAAGAAUACGUGUGUAAUUAUAUAUUUACUAUACGACAUGUAAAUAUAUGCACACAUUUUUAUUAUUAUUAUAUUUUUUUUUGUGUCAGCUACUGCAAAUGUUUCUAUAGAUUUUCUUCAACCAGCAUUUUGCCACGCUGCCCACUCUGUAAUUUUAAAAUCGACAAGAUUGUACUGAAUUCUGACGCAUCUGUUGCAUCACAGUGGUUUUCUAUUGAUUGGCUUUGGGUCUUCUAUCAAUGUUCAUUUUGAAAUAUUUUCCCCGGUUCAAGCACAUGCGGCUAUUCUAUAUGAAAAUUAACCAUUUAAUUCAGUACAAACCCCAGAACUGGUUUUUUGUUAGCCUGUCUCGUUUUUAUAUUAUAAUAUUAUGAUGGAUGGUCCCGUGAUUCGUUUGCAGAUAAUAUGAGAACGGCCAACUCGAUAAUGCCUUUGCUAUUGGCUACGCUGUUAUCUCCAAGGUGUAUUUAUCAUUAGAUUGUAUUUCUGUUAGAGACCGAAAUAAUAAUACUCGUGUGUUAAACAAACGUUCAACGUUAUACUCUUAGUAUCCUGUUUAUUGUUUGGUUUUGAAUGUUUACUAGUUUUUGGGCUAUAAUAAUUUGGUGAGAUCUAACGAGAAUGAUAACAAUGAGGCGGCCACUUUGUAACUAUACUCGUAUAGUAUUAUAGAUACUCGUUUGUGCUCAACUGCACUGAUCUUCUCUAGUAUCGAGGGUUGACGAUAACAGGGAAACUCGUUUUUUCCAACUCCGAAUUUCGGACUAGUUGUGUACUGAUCUGUGAUCGAUUUACUGCGUAUGCGCCAACGUGGACUGAUCAUAGAUUCGGAGUUUUGUGUUGGAACGCGUUUUGAACUAACUCUUGGAUUAUCCAUGAUUGUAAAUUAUAGAAAAGAUAUACAAAUUAUAAUAAGAACGAAUCUUGUGUCUUGUAAUAAAAUGUUUGUUUUUAAAUUGAAAAAUUGAAUUGAAACGGUUACACAUUCGAACACAAAUAAUCCAUAGCAUAAACAAAUAAAAAUAACUAAAUGAUAACAGAAUCUCUGACUACUAGUCCCUCCAUUCGAAUCAGCGAAUUGUUUUGAGUGCGUUUUUGGCGUAUUGGAACGGCAAAAAUCUGCUGCGCUCACCAGUUCUGUGAUAAUUUGAACGUGUGUCGGAACAAACCCAAUUCGAUGUCGACGCGUUUGUCCGAAAAUCGGAUGUCGGCUGUGGUGUUUGCUCGCGGACUUUUCGACAUCGGUCGCCACUCCUCUUUUUGGGUCUUAAACAACAUCCUGCGACGACUAUACGUGUAUUUUGCUCGUUGCGACAUCUGUAACCUUUUUUGGUGCGGCCGAACGAAAUCGGUGUCAUAAACGAUACGUAUUAUUUUAAAUCGUGCACCAUUGUUCUCAUCCGAUUUCAAAAUUUAAUAUAAUACCUAAUAUCAUUUGAAUAAAGUCCGUUCCCUAAAUUAAUAUUAUAUACUCGCCUAUUACGUACGCGUUAUACUGCGCGCGCCACGGUGUUAUAUCAUUUCUCGCGCGUUCCGACAUUAUAUUAUAUUAUAGAUUUUUUUUCUUUUAUUUCUGCUGCUACGAUUUGUACGUGUUAUCGUCGUCGGUAUUAUUAUUAUUAUUAUUUUGUUAUUAUGGACGCCUUUCACCGGCGGCGGCGGCGGCGGCGGCAGUGCACUGAUAUCCGUGUGCGUACAAUAAAAAUGCAGUCGACCGUACCGCUGGCUAAUGACUGCGGUGUAUUCAUCGCUGCGGUAAAGUGAGGUUAGAUUUGUUAGGUACUUAUGACUUGGUCGCCGCGGCUUCUGGAAACCCGGAAAAUCUGAAACUCUCAUUGAAUUUGAAAAUGCAACAAAAACCCAAAAUAGUCUGAGAAUUUCUAUGAAAUUCUGGAAUUUUCAUUCCAAAAUUCAAUCUCUGUUUUCCUAAAUAUUAAUUAAAUAUUCUACGUUAGAAAAAUAUCGUAAACAUUAUUGUUACAAACGAAAAAGAAAUUGUAAAAUUCAUUUUUUUCACUAUAGGUGUUUUCAUUAAUUAUUUUAUACCGAUUUUUUACAUAAUUUGACACUUUAUUUAUAUACUAGGUAAAUUAUUCUGAAAAAAAAAAAUGGAAAAUUCAAAAUGGAGAUGACGAACAGCCCAUCAGAAAAAGCGCAGUUUUUGUUUUUAUUAAUCUAAUUACGCUUAACUCAUCAUAAUUAUACUCUACAUUCAAUUUCAACCAAACAAACUUUAAACAAAAUAUAUUAAAUUACAUAAUAUUAUGUUAGGUUAGGUUGGGACGCUUUUGUGUGUUGCGUUUGGAUCUAAUAUUUUGCGCUUGGUAGUCUACGUAUAGUAUAUUGUAUAAUUUUUUUUUUAUUACGUUUGAGGCGCGUGUUCGUGAACCAUAGUGUUUUUUUUUGGGUGAGGUUUUUCGCUGUUUUUAACCCGCCCUAGAAUUAGGUGGAUAUAAAAUAUUGUUGUCCACGCUCUCCCCGCGCGUGGUAAUCAAUCGAUGGCGAUUAUAAUAAUAAUAAAAAAAAAAAUAAAUCGUAUAAUUUUAUAAUAAUAGGCUCCCACGAAAUAUGAUAUACGAGACCGGGCGUUUUUGUGUGAACGCCGCCGACAAAAGAGAGAUGACGUGACGGACUCUACUGUAUGUUAUAUACUCUUUCUCUAAAACCGCCGCUUGCACGGUAUGGAUAUUGCAAUAAUUAUUAUAUCUCGGUGUGGUAUAUAAUAAUGUAAUGUUAGCUAUGUUUAUAAUUACAACGUGAAAAAAAACCGUCAUCGUCGUCGUCGUCAUAGUAUAUUUUAUAUUAUAGCGCAGAUGAUGGAUUGUGCCGAAAACUCUUUGCGUGCGUGCCGGACGAAAACCCGCAAUACGGUUUUUUUUGUUUUUUUAUGUAAUAAUAUUAUUAAACUUUUUUUUUUCUUUUUUUAUGAACUCGGUAAGUCUACAGGUAAAAAUUAGCUAACCAACUACAAUAGCUUGCCGGUUUAUAUACGGUUCGGGAAAUAAUAUUAUACCUAUAUCUCAAUUGCGUUAUGGUGCUACACUAUUUAUACAAAUCUGCAGUAAAUAUCGUCUGCGUUCGGGGUUUAUUAUUAUUAUUAUUAUUAUUGUUAUGCACUGCAGAAGGCCGUUGAAGAUCUUUUGUUAUAUAUUUUAAAAGAAAAAAAAACCGUUUAUAUAAUUUCCUAUAUAUAUAUUAUAUUAUUAGCGAAACGAAUACGAACAUCUGGCGGUCACAUUCACAUAUUAUUACAUUAUCGUGUGUAUUUUAAACGAGUGUUAAUUAUUAUUUCCAUACCAUUAUUAUUAUUAUUAUUAAUAUUAUUACUCGAAUGCGGACGUAAAUAUUAUAUUUUAGAUGUUUGAAAGCGGUGGUUUUCUGUGUUAGUCUAGAAUAGAGACGCGUUUCAUUUCCGACGUAAGUACCGAUUGAUCCAGCGCAGAAGCGAUAGGAAUUUUGAAAAUCUAUUUAAAUUUGUUGCCGAGUCUAUAUAAUAUACUUGAGAUCAACUUUCCCACGUUUUUGAUUUUAUCCUUUAUAGCGCAUAAUGGGUUUAUUAAUUAACGAAUCCAAAGCAAAAUAAGUAUUAUACGAUUUUGUCAAGUAUAGGUUAGGUUAAUAAUUGAAUAGGUUUUAUUUAAGAAUAAACUCAAGGUAAAUACCCAAUCGAACAAGUGGACGAAUUCAAGUAUCCAUACUGGAGUAAAUAUUAACGAGAAAAAUAGUAUACAUAACGAAAUCAAGCUUGUAUAAUGAGGUUUUUAUCAUCAAAACUCGGAUGUCAAUACGAACAAAAGAGAGGUUAAACACUAAAAUAUAUCUGCGCCCCAUAUGUAUACGAGUAUAUCCGUAAAUGCGUGUGAAACAUGAGCUAGCACAUUAUGAGACGAAUGAAAGCUCUUGAGUUUCGAAAUGAAAAUAUUAAGGAAAAUAUAUGAAUCUACGGCAGUGUAUACAAUGCGUCAACGAUGAUGUACAAAGAUUUAAAAAUUAAAAAAAAAAAAAAACUCCACCCUUCUUCCAGCACAAUAAAUUAAACACCGAAUUGUGUACGCUAAGCACUGUAUCGAAUUGUCACAAAAAAUUUGCUUAGCCCUUCUCGACUCAGGGCCCCGAUAUAGACGGAAACAUAAAUAAAGUUUUAUUUAUCGGGUUUAUCGCUGAUUGAAAAUAAAUUAAUUCAAUUUAUAUUAACCGUAUAAACGGUUUUUUUUCGCUUCUGUAUAUCAUUCAAUAUUAUAAUAUAUUAUAGGUAGUCUCGCUUAACGGUAAAUAUUAUUAUCGUCGUCGCAGAACUAUCGACGCUGUUCUGCUGUUACUACUAUCGUCUCGCGUCGAACUAGUGCGUAUCAUUUAAAAUCAUUAUAGUAAACCCGUUUUGUGUACCUACGGUGGUAUACAUUUUUUCAAUCGUAUUUUAAUUGUCCUAUAUUAUUAUACUUAAACCUAGUAUUUUUAUAUACACGGUUAGUUGAAAUAUUUACCGCGUAUAUAUAACGGAAACUAUAAUGUGUAAGUGUAGCAGCAGUGUCUCCUGCAGUAGUAAUAAUACUAAACGUCGUACCGCCGUACAAUAAUUCAAGGAAGGAUAUGCAUAGAGUAAUUUAAUUUAAUACAUCUGUACGCAAGAUAAACCGUUGUCAACGAAAAACGAUUCAGAGCAGAGUAUUAAUAACUGUGUUUUUUCCUUUUUUUGGUAACCCAGAAAUCAACCAAAAUUUUAUGAAAAAUUACCAAAUUUCUCGUUUAUUAUACAAAUAAACUACGAGGGAAAUCAAAAAAACGAUCUUCUCGAUGCACCGAAAAUGCUACAAAAGUUUUCAUAUAAAGUCUUUAAUCGAAACAAGAUUUCUGGUAAAAAAUUGUUUACAGACAGAAAAUAAAAUACAUCAUAGUAAAACCAGUACAUUCCACGUUUCGAUUAGAAUACAAUAUAAUUAUUUCAAAAAGUAUUUCUCGUUGUGGUAAAAUAAUAUUUUUUUUUUUUACAGUUUGUUUCCCGCGCCACCAUAAGCGUACUAUAUGUACGGGGUCGAUCUAUAGAAAAAACCUAUUUGUCGUUGUGCUUUUUAUUUCUCCUAAAACUCUCGUACGGCCGUGUCAUUUAUUUUUUGCGUUUCAUUAUUAAAAAAAAAAAGCCUGUAGGAUAAAAUUACAAAUCGUUCGUUGUUUGCGAAAGGUCACGGAGAGGAGACACUGCUUUCUUUUUUUGAAGACACGCCGCUGCGAACUUAUCCAUAUAUACGCUUAUAGGUAUUUUUCUUAUUAUUACCUAAUCGUCUGUCGUCGCUGCGAAGUUUCCCCGGAAAUAAACGCCGCGGUUUCGUCUCCGCGCACGUUUAUCAUUUUUCGCCGUCGGUUCCGGUCGGCGAGCACCCUCGGAAAUUAUAUUAUUUUUUUUUUUUUGUGUAUACGCGAGGCGCACCUCGUCUGUCAUAACGUGUCGGUUAUUGUAUACUAUUCUCUGAAAAAAAAAAUAUAAUAAUAAUAAUAACAUAAUUAAAUAAUAAAUAAUAUCGCACAGCGGUGCGGUGAAAUUUCGUUGUUCGCCUCGUUACCGCGCGCGCGAGCCGUCAGGUUUUCCUUUUCUCGGGUGGCGCAAAAUUGAAUUUUUCGCCGUCUAUACGCGGAUUGUCAUUAUUCUGCAAUGUCCGUAGCGCGUUCUGUAUCGAAUUAACCCGUUAGUUAUGGAAAUUUACAAUUAUGUUUACCUGUAAUAUCUUUGGGAUUUUUUUUUUUUAUGUUUUAUAUAAUAUCAUAUUACGUCCGUCGUUGCCCGCUGCAGUAGUAUAAACGCGUGUGCUACAGUAUAGGUGUACACGUAAUUUGACCGUUAUAUUUUCCCCUUAGAGUGAGGGACGCCUGUAAAUUUUAAUGUGGAAAAUACGGCGAAAUUUCCGCAUUGAAUGACAACAGUAUAACUGUAGUGAACACGCGUCGCCCGACGGUAAAGAAUAUAAUACAACGAAUUAUUAUCCGAAAUACGUGAAGUAAUGUAUGUAUACGUUUGUUAACAAUUAGAAAAUGAAAAUAAAACUAAUCUCGUACAGCCCGGCGGGCUGGUUAAUUUCUGUAUUUUUUAAAUCUGCGAUCAGAGCGGACAGAUCCACGGUGAAUUUACGAAUAUAUAGGUAUAUUGUAUCGUUUUGUGAUGCUCCGCCCUCCUUUUUUUUUUCGAAGUCUAGUUAUCUUAGCGCUCUUUGGGUACAGCAGGACACAUAUAGCGCCAGGUAUGGAUCUAGAAAUCACUAAUAGGAGGACUAAAUUAAAAGACUUUUUUUAAUUGCUGUUAAUUUGUUGCAAAUAACGUAAAUUGAAAUUAUGACGAUUCAAACAAUUUAUUUUGUUUUUGAUUAGUCUUCGGCUAUUUAAAUUCGUACUUAAGCUUUUGUCAUUAAGGUCGAUUUACGACUAUAUAUAUAUCAAUCGGUAUAUCAUAAACACUUAAAAUAUGACUUAAUUGGGUAACCCCCCCCCCUUCUUGGAUCCUUGUCUGUAUAGCUCGACAGUGGGACUGUUUCACCUAAAGCGAGACGUAUGGUCAUAUCAUGUUGCGAUAUACGGUCUUUAAAAUGAAAGGGGAGAAAAAUGGUUAAUCGCGCAAAAGUGUUUUAUAUUGAAAAAUCGACGGAGGCGAGUAGAUAUUGCGCUAAAUUAUUGGCUUAUUGCGAUAAUAUUAUUACCGCGCAAAAUCGAAUAAUUUUAUUUUUCGUUUUUUCUUGGGCAAUCUACCCGCGGAUAAUAAUGUUAUUAUUUUAUUUGCUAUACGGCGGAUAUUUAUAAAAAAAAACGUCACAGCAGUUAUACACAUUAUAAUAUACUUAUUAUACGGUUAUUAUUUCUGGUAUAGUACCUAUAUAAGUAUAUUUUUAUGAAAUUGUGUAUAUUUCACGCAGCGGCGAAUUUUCGUAAAUUACGUAUUGUUUCUACUAUAGACUUUUUUUUAAAUGAAAUAUGAUUAUUAUUACCGGAUUAUUUAAGUCGGUUAUAAUAAUAAUAUUAUUAUUAUUAUUAUUAUUAUUAUUAUUAUAUAUACGCAUGUACACGGUAUUAGGCUGCUGUUUUUCGUUAUUAUAUUUUAACGAUCGUCGGACCCGCGAGAAACAAACUACAGACAAAAUAGGUACCUCCCCGCCCACUUCCAUUAUAUUAUUAUACAUGUAUGACGUAAGUAUGUAUACCUCAAAUGGCAAUUUAAUGCGUCUCGCGCUCACCGCAGCCGUUAAUUAAAUAUAAUAAUCGUAAUAGAAUAAUACGUGUGGCUACCAUAUAAUAUUAUGUGCUAUUUACGGCGCGUUACGUAUGGAAUCGCAUUCGAAUGAACAUUUUCAAGUUCAAAUGACAUCGAAAAUGAACACUGCGGGCAUGCUGCUGCACACAUCGCGCAUCAAGGACGCUUUUUAUCGACAUUGUGCGUUAAAAACAAUGAAAACUGCAGUCUGUAAAACCGAACUCCGCGACAGGGACAGCGACGACGCAUAAUAUUAUGUGCAUCAUAAUUCAAUUUCGGGAACGAUUCAAAUGACGUCGCGAGUUUAUAAUCAAGUGUAAUAGUAUAGUUGAUUUCAGGCGCAAAAAUUAAAAGACAUUUUUGUAUUAUUUAUUUUUUGCAUUGCUUUUUACUAAACAGCUGUAUUCUGUCAGACAAUAGACUGUGUCCCAAUCGAGUUACUUACAGGUCGUUUUAAUAAAUGUCGCAACAACCCACUGCUUCCUGCACUCCUCCCAAUAUAUCGUAUGCAGCUUCUUCCUCAUUCCCGCAACACUGACUCUCUAGCAAUCUUAAAAUUUGUUGGUUACUGUAUACACUGGUCGUUCUCUGUGAGUGUCUAUAUAGUGUUUGGUUUCCUUAUCUGUAGUUAUGUGUAGUCUAAUAAAUUAGUCUAUUCACACAUGUCUUGUUCUGCAACUUAUUUUUUUGCUUUUUACGAUUCAAACUAUAAUAUAGCUUCAUAAUACUUAAUAUACGUUUGAUAAUUCAUUGUAUCUUCUUAUUUCAUUCAUUAUUUCUCGUUUAGUGACCUAUAUUUUCCUCAAUAUAUGUAUACUCGUAAUAUUUUUCGAAUAUUUCAAGUUUCCUAUCAUCCGCUAUUCAAUAUAAUAUAAUAUUUCGUACUUGUAUGAAUCGUGUUAUCGGUAGCAGUGUUUAUCGUUUGCAGUUGAUAAUGUAAAAUAGACAAUGGUAGUCGUAAAUAUCGUCAGUUUCACUUGUGACGUGACCCCGAAAAUAGGUUUGACAAGUCGUUUGGUCGUCGCGGAGACAAUACCAGUCGUGGCUGCGGUCGCGACGAUGACACAAAGCGCCCGCAAACACAACAAUAAAGCCCCAGUCCGCGUUUAUCCUUUUUUUUUUUUUUUUUCAGCACCCAUUUAUAUCCACUCGCAUUAUUUUAUUCGGCAAUAUUUUGCGCUCUAGUUCCGAUUGGUCAACUGCGUAUAUAGCAACCACCGCUGCGUAUAUAUAGCGAUUUCCAGUCCGUGCCAAUUGUCCUCGGGCGGUCGUAUCGUGCAUCGAGACUUGUCGACUGUCGUUAUUAUAUUAUUAAACGCACGCCAUCCGCGCGCGCUCGCGUACGACCGAUAAUCGCAAUAAGGCGCGUCCACACCUGAGUAUGUAUUCAGGCCGAACCUAACCUUAUAUGCUUAUAACCUAACCUAUAACUGAGUUGAGCACGAGCCACCGCGACCGGUCUUCGCUCAGGCGUGCUAUAGUGAAUACGAAAACCGAAUAGUACCUGGUUUAUAUACGACUAGACCUUACGUAUAAACUGUACUGUGAAAAUCCGGCUGUAUUAUAGCACGUAUUGACCUUGGCGCGCGUUAUAAUAUGUCGAGGGAUUUUUUAUUCGUACCGACUAUACUUAAAAAAAACGACACAAGUUCAAAAAAAUGGUUUUUCGGAAGUAACAAAAAACAGCUGUUUUUUACCGACGAUAUCCGGUGAUUGAGCCGAGAAGCUCAACAGAAAGUAUGCGGCGGUCGGCGACAAUUUUAAACAUUUCAAAAUUACCUCGUUCUACACUCGUUUGGUGAUUUGUGUCUUUUAUCUAAUAGGCCGACUUGAAAGAUCGCAGCUCAGGCUUGUAUAUAACGCGCGUGCUCAACGGACACACAACCUAACCUCGCCUAAUUCAACCUAACCUGCUUUGCGUGCCGUCUUGUUUUGUUCUGCGGACGACCCGAAGGCGGUGUUAAACACUCUAGUGGCCCAACGAUUCACGUCCGUAUUAUCGCGUGUGUUCCGCGUUUUCCCGCUGGUAAUUCGCGAUUUUGUUCGAACGAAACGGUUCAGAAUUAUAAUAAUAAUAUAUUAUUAUUAUUAUUAUCAUCAUCAUCAUAUUCGUAUGUACACGACGAUAGGAGAUAACUAUACGUCGUACGCAAUAUUAUCAACGUGUAUCCUUUGCGUGUCACUCGAGUGAUUGCGGUACUUAUCACGAAGUGCAUGUACAUACGUAUAAUAUAUAUAUAUAUAUAUAUAUAGUGUUAUUUGUCUGUUUAUAAUAAUAAAUGACGCCGUCGUCGGUUUAAAAAUAAUAUUAUACUUAAAUGUGGCCACCCCUCGAAUAUUAUGUGGCGCGUUUCGAAAUAUCUAUCGUGCCCGAGCAAAAUGCUUACGUUUUAAUGUCGAACACUCGGCGGCAACUGCUGCACCGUAAAUAUACAUAUAUACGUAACCCGAAAUACUAUAUAUUAUAUUGUUGUUUCGUAAUUUUUGAGAUAAAAAUAAAUCGAUAUUUUAAAAAUUUUCUUCGUCUAUAUUCUACAAAUAUGAACAGAUUUUUAGUGGUUCCUAAACUGUUGUGGGAGCCUCUUUAUAUCCCUAUAUGGGUGGUAUGAUCGCCGAGGUUCUGCACUGGAGUUUGCACGGAUUAAAUAUUGUAAGAAUAGUUGUAUAAUUCUAUACAUUGAGAUUGAAAUAAUUUAUAUUUAUCGAGAGUCGGGAAUCCCGAUUGGUCGAAAACCAAUUAUUCUUGGCCGGCAUUUUACGGAAAAAUUGUUCUGGCUUGGGUAAACAAACAAAGGUAACUGUAAAUCUUUGGGCGCUACUAUUAAUUAUAUACCUAUACGUAAUACGUUUCGAUUUUUGAAACCAAUGUAAUAUUAUAAUAAUAUCCGUUUAUAAUGUCUAUUAUAUAUUUUAAUAACGAGACGCCACGAGAAAUUACGGUGUCAACAUAUUAUAACAAUAUGAAUAGGUAUACGCCAUUAUAUUGAAAUAACAAAUGUAGAUCAUGCCGUUAACCCUUAGGGAAUAGGUAACCUCCGCACAAGUGGCGUAAAUACGAAGGAAGAGGGGGUACUGGGGGGUUACUCCUUCUACAAAAUCAAAUGACUUUUAUUAAUAUUGGUGGACUUGAUAUACGAUUUAGAUGGACUUAGCCUUCUAAAUUGUGUUGAUGCACCCUCCAAUCCCCCUUAAAAAAAAAGUUGGAAUUACGCCACUGUUCCGCACGUGUUAUAUUAUAUUGUAUUCAUAUUGUCCAAAAACUUAAAAUUAUAAACACCAUUCAUAUGACGAGGACGUAUUAUUUUAACCGUAUAAAAUUACUGAAUAAGGAAAACUGUUCGCAUACCAAUUUAAGUUGGCACUGUUCGAUCAUUAGGCAAAAUGUUUCCUAUGGUUGAAUAUACGUAUGUGUUUGUGUGUGCAUGCGCGUAAGCAAGUAAAUUUUAAUUAGCGAGACUCAAAUAGUUUUCGAGAAAAUCGAUUAAAUAGCAUUUUGUUAAUUGCACGCUUUCGUUUUGUUUGUACGUUUAAAACGAAAAAUACACUAGCUCGACGAUGCGUUUUGAAAACACGAAGAGACGUGAAUUGUUCGGUCGUUUCUUAUAAUAUACAUAGUAUACACACUCGUGUAUCGUACUGGCGCGUUUUUUAUUUUUAACAAAACGUAUACAUCGGCCGUUUUCAAGAAAUGAUUCUCGGCUCUCACGUCUUGUAGUUUACAUAACGUUUGAGUCGAUAAUAUUGUACUGCCAAUUGCGCGACAAUACUAGUAUUUAGGAGGUCACAGCUAGAAAUUAGAAAUUUACGAUUUUCGUCUUUUCGCCGUUUUUCGAUACGAAUUCGUCGUUUUAGUGCGAUACAGCUGUAAAAAGCGAAACGUGGCUAAUUUCUUGAAAAAAAAAGUUAAUUCAUAUGUGUUGGGUAAAAUGUCAUUGAUUGAAUGGUGCGCAUGAAUAACGUGUUACCGUAGCAGUUCGUAAAUUGUACAAUAUUGUAAAAAUAAAAAUAAAAAAUGUAUUGCUAAAAUCUUUUGAAUAUUAUUAUUUGGACUACACGUUUAUUAUGUGUUCGUUAACUCGUUAACUGUGAUCGACAGACUCAAUGCUGUGUAACGCACAUGCCACGUUUUAAGUAUCGCCGAUCGACGAUUUCCUCGUUUAUACAUGGCGAUGAUUGUGUGCUCUAAGAAUAUUCUGGGAAUUUUAAGAUUUAAAACAUAUAUUGAGAUCACUUUUGAGCGCUUCUUUAUUCCGUAGAAGAAAAAAAAAAGAAGAAAAUAAGAAAGCGAAAUCCGAAAAAGUUCUACAUAGCACUACGUUAUUCGCGCGCACCCUUCUAUUGAAAACCACCUAUUUGAGAAACGCCGGAAGUCCAAAGAAGGACACCUAUUCGGAGAAAACAAUAAAAAAUUGUUUUCGCACUACUAAUGGGAUAAAAAUCGCAACAAAAUUCUGAACGCAUUCAUCGACCACCGAAAAUAUUGUUAUUAUUUUUCGGACUGUAAACGAUUAUUAUCAUAUUCUUUUUCCUAAACUCUUGAAUUGAUUUCCCGAACAAUUGCAAUUUGUCGAGUUGCCCGCCAGCAGACCGUGAUGUUAUAACAAUAAAUUAUAAUAUACAGACGGCGUGAUUGACGUGUCUUUUCGAUGGCUGAUAUCACGACGGUAAAGUCAGAACCCGGCGUAUCUGCAAUUUAUUAAAACAAUAAUAAUUUAUAAACGAUGACGGAGCCGACCAUCUGCCGAACGCGCCACGUGUGUUUUAUAAUAAUAAUAAUAAUAGGAGGCCGCAUCGGCUUCGGGCGACUACGACGGCGGCGGGACGUUGUUAAAUAGGAUUCCAAAAAUAUCGUACAGGCGCGUGGUCGCUGUCUCCGAGCUUAGACGUUUUUCGUGACACCCGAUACCCCGGCGUGCCGUCGUCGUUGCCGGCCACAAGUCUCGUGCAGCACUUUUAAUACACUCGACGGCCCAAACCGCGCGGUAUCGACGGCGGCGGCGUGUCGAUGUUAUAACCCAAUAAUAUAUCGUCUGCCUCAUCUUGUACUCGUUACUAUCGUGACGUUAAGGGGCUUCUUCGCGCGACCCGACGGCCCGUGAGGGUAUUAUCGUUGCGCUUAUAAUAAGUGCGCGGAAAACCGACGACGAUCCCCGGUCGCGUAUACGCGUUCUCGUAUCCGUUUCAGCGCCCAUAUAUUAUAGGAUAAACAUUUCCCGUUUGAAAUCGAUCCGUCCACUCGUGCGGUAAUGAUACAUGUUGUAUAUUGUUUUUGUAUAGUUUGAAUAUCCCGUAGUGGCGUGUUUAGGAUGUCGCCAAGGUGGGAGAUAUUGAAUUCGGUAAUUAUGUCGUGUUGUAUAACGUGUAGUAUUCCGGCUAAAAAAAAAAAAACAUCAAUUUUUCAUAAUUCAUAUAUUUUUGUAGAUGCUUUAUUAAUAAUUCUAUUAGCCCUAAAAUUACCAUUGAAAUCAAAUUUCCUAAUAAUGUGUUUAACAUUAAUAAUAAAAUUCUUUAUUCUUUAUUUACAAUUGUAUAUUUAGGUACUAGUCUAACCUCUUUUAUAUAUUAUAUAGUGGUAUAAAUAUAUAGAUAUAGAUUUCGUUUUAAAUGAGGCAAUUUAAACCCUGAGGUUUUUUUUAAAUAUACUAACCGUAUACAGAUACUAACACAUUAAAUUGUGUCAUUUUUUGACUAAAAGGACAUCAUUUGAAUUUACUCGUAAAAAUAGGUUGACUAUAAAGUCAUAAUUAUAUCUUCCUAAUUUAGCUCCGUAAAUAUACGCCACUGAAAAUAUAUACACAUUUACGAUACGAUGGUGGUUUAUCAGCAGGGGCUAACACAGUGCUCGCAAAUCAUUUUUGUCAGAUCUAAUAUCGAUGGUCUCGGGAUAAUUAUUUUGAUUUAUUUUUCAUAGUUUUUCUCCUAUAACCUACUCGACGUGAUUUUGCACAAAAAAUCGUGGGUUAUUUUUGAAUAGGUUUUGUCACGAGCUCCUCAGCGAAUAGAGAUGGCCAAAGCCCCCAAUACGCAAUAAUUUGUAAUAGAUAAUAGCGAUAUAGUCAAUACGCAAUAAUUUGUAAUAGAUAAUAGCGAUAUAGUAUGUCACUAUCUUGCGCUCACUAUAAAAUUCAUUGCGGCAAAUUCGAAUCGAUUCGGUGCCGAAAUGGGUCCUAGAACGCUAAUAUGCUCCCCUGUCAAAGAUUGUCAAAAACAUCGUACGCGGUUAACGGUUAAAGACCACGGAACACCCGGACAUUAUAUUAUGUACUUUACGCAUAGGAUACUCGAUCCCCGAAGGUACCGGGUCUUCGUCCUCGUUUAUAAUAUUUUAAUAUCCUUGUGAGUUACGUCAUAAGAAAAAAAAUAUAACGUGGUAGUAACGCAUAAUGAAACAAUAUACUUAUAAUUAUAUUGUUGUUAAUACGAUAAUUAUUUAACAACCCGGUGAAAGUGUUAGUCGAUAGCCACGUGCCCACGCGCUACAAUUAUAAUAAUAAUAUUAUUAUUAUUGUGUUAUACUAUAAUAGUGUUCCCGACGUUGCACGAGAUUCGCGAUUUCGUAUUUUUUUACUCGUUCUCCUUUUUUCACCAACGGACGCAUAGCACCGUUUAUAUUUGAAUAAAUAUAUUUGGCAUAUACAGCAUAUUUUAUAUGGCGGUCGGGGGGCACACAGCCAAAGUCUCAGUGUACGAAUACGCAGCUCUCGUCGGUACAGAUCGAUUCACGUGCGGUGAACAUAUACGCGAUUAACGAUAAUACCGAACACUGAAAAAAAUAAAUGUUCGACUUAUUUUGUUUUACGCUGCUUUAUCGCUCGACUCAAAAACCUGAUCCGCCCGAUCAACAGUGUCUGGUCCGAACCCGAUGAUGCUCUCCGUGGGGAAGUCGCGGCGUCCUAAAACCGCUUGAACGAAAAACCCCAAGGGGUUUAGAUAAAGCGGGAAGGAUAUGAAAAAAAACCUUGUGUAUGUUACCCCGGAGGUAGUCAGGAUAUCGUCGUAUUACCAAACAUUUUAUCCUUAAUCAGUGUUAACGCGUAUUUUAACCGCGAAAUUCAAACCGACCAAUGAUAGCUGGCAGCGUAUGUUCACAACGGUGUUGUUACGUUACUAUAGAGGCUUUGGUAAUGCGUGGUCGGGGGCAGGCAUCGAGCCAAAUAUAAUAUUCUCAUCGGUCACGUUUAUGAAUUACUGUACGCGAUACGAACGAGCGAAUGUCGUAUGUAAUAAUUUUUUUACACGUGUGACGGAGUGUGCUUAUAAUAAUAAUGGUACGUAUACUGCUUUGUGUGCGGUUUGUGUUGCUAACACGAGUUUGUAUUGUAUAAUGAAACCGAUGGAAGUGUGUAUAUGAGCGAGGAAAGAUAGUAAGAGCUUUUUUUUUUUUUCUAUAAACACAGUGACCACUAAAAGUUUUUAAUUUACAAGAGAACGUCAUUGUCGCCGUCUUACGCUCAGUAUAUUUAUCAAGGGGUCGUGUAUAGGCAAUUUUAAAACGACAUCUUCCGAAAAAAUAAAACGAACAUUUUUAACCAAAAAAUAUUAAAACUACAAAUAUAAUUUAGUCUAGAUUUGUUAUCACAAGCAUACAUUGCUUAUUGUUUAACCGUAAAGUUAUAGUAUUCAUAAUACACGUUCAAAUGAACUUAUAAAAUACGAGUAUUAUACCUUUGAAAGUGAUUUAAGAUUUCACAGAUAUUACCUCACAUAUUACGUAUCGAUAGUAUUAUAACUAAAAUGCAAAGCCAAUUUUUUUUUUUUUAUCUGUAUAUCUAUUUUUCUGAUUGAAGAAGUUCAUAUAAGUACUUUUAUUUGUAAAAGCUUUUGAAAAGGUAUAUUUUUUUUAAUCAAUUUUUCGUAAACAUAAUAUAACGAUGUUGUUUACUUGUCCUGUAUUUUAUUAAGUGUCACGCGAAGGCGGUUUUCGUCCUAUAUAAUAUAUGUAUUUUUUAUACAUACGAAAGUUUCGUUUUUUGUGUUCAUUGUCAUUGUAAUAAGUGCAAGAUUACGAAAACUGUAAUUUUAAAAAUAUACGGGUAUCUCGAGAUGAACGGUACUAAAGAGCAGAGCUAGCAAUACUUGUAAUAGUAUAAUAUCAUAAUAUUGUUAUCUUGCGCUUAGUCGGUUUUUUUUAAAUAUUUUUCCCGUUUUGUUUUUGACGGUAUAUAUGACAGAGAUAGAUGCUGUUGUGUCGUCGUUUUUUUAAUAAUUAUAUUGUUUUAGAAAUAUAUCAUUAAAGGUACUUGAGUAAUGUUCGUAUAGUGCUUCGAAUAAUGGGCUUCAAUACUUGGGCCGUAUAUACAGGCGAAAAAAACUAUUACUUAUCCAUGUAUAUUAUAAAUACCGAUAACCCUGUAAUUUUUUUUAAAAAUUGUUUUUAAAUUUUUUUGUUUGUAUACAUUAUAAUCAAUAAUAAUACUAUGCAUACAGGAACAUACGGUUUUUUCCCUUUGUCAUUACCUAAUUAAUUCGACGCGUGUGUAUGGUUUGUGCUGUUUAAAAUUAUAAUAAUAAGCACUUUUAAUGUUAACCCCGACGUCAUAUAUAUAAUAGUAAAAAUUCAGACGUACACUUUGCACCAUUAGACUAUACAGUGGUAGCAGGCGAGAAGUUUGAAAUGUAUGUGUAUGAUACAGUGUAAUUUAAUUCAUAAUACUGAUAUUGACGAUAAAUCAUUGCAAUAAAGAAACGAUUCUAAGCGGAGUUGUAUUGAUGUUCAUGUUUUCCCCCUAUUGUAAUUAAGGUAACCCAGAAAUCAACAAAAAUAAAACCAAAUGUAGUAUCGACAUUUGUUGUCAGUUUUUAACACACAUUUUUUUUUCAAAUAAAGUGUAGCUACUACCGGGCAGAAAAUUUUAAGUUGGUGCGUGAAAAAAUAAUAACAAAGCUCAAUGUUAUAUAAAUAAGGUAAUCGGAAUUUCGAAAAAAAAUGUUUAAUUAAAUCUGAAAAAAAUCUGCAUCUUAAAGGCGUGGCAUAAAAAAAAAAAGGAUCAUUAUUACUAACCGAAACAAGUUUUUAUUAAGAGAGGAAAAAACUACACAUAUAAAACGUAAAAUUGUAAUAACCAAUUCUUUGUUAUACUCUUUGGGAUCUAAAAUUAACAUAUUAGUACAAUUUUAAACGAUUUCUGUCUAAUGAACGUUCGGUAUUAUAUGUUUAGUAUUUUCUUCUAAAUAUCAAUAACAAUAGUUACUCUCAUUUUAUUGUUUAUAUUUGCAAGAAAAUUCUGUUUUUAAAUAUGCACAAAAUUUACAAGAAAAUUGUAUUAUUAAGCGUUCUUGGAAAAUAUUUUUUCUUUUAUAAUAUUUUCCCAUCAACUGUGGGAGUAUUAUAGUAUAAUAUAUAGGUUAUAUACAUAUUCGUCAAUACUCAAUAAUUGCAAGAGCAACUCUAGUUAAUAAAAUAAUUAUUUCUCUUCUUAUGUAAUUAGUGUUAUAUAUCGAUAAUUUCGAACGCCUGCGGUCGAUCAAAUAAUAUAUAUUGCAACAUGCCCGCGGCAAAAUUAGUAUAAUAAAAAGUAUAAUGACAUAAUUAUUAAAAAAUUAUCGCGACAAUAUUUACAUUUUUGUUUGUUUGUUUUUUUUUUUUUUUUUAAUGUAAAUAAUAGGUAGUUAAAUUAAAAUAACAAAUUACACGAUUGAUUUUUUUUUUCUUUUCCGUUUCACAUUAAUUGAGCGCUAUUAUAUGAGCUAGAAAAAAAAAAAAAAUACACGUUAUUAUUAUUGCGGCUUUUGCUUUCACGCAUUAUACAAACAGAAUAAUAAAAAAACAAAAUCCCGAUAUACUUCGCACCAUAAGUUAGUCAAAAAGUAAUCAAGAAAUCAUCAAAAAUACAACCUAUGUAUUUUAUUGUUCGCUUUUUUUCCUAAGAAAAACUGUGGGGAGUCUAGACAGUUUAUUUGAAUAAAGUGCAACCGGGCAAAAAAUCUCCAUAUUUUAUGAUGUGACGUGUAUAUUUCGGAACAUAACCCAAAAUAUUGUUUUUUGACAAAAAAAAACACAUCUUCGUUUUUACUAGACACUAGACUCAUGUAUCAAAUAUUUCGACAGCUUCUUGUAUAUAUCCUUUGUGUAUUGCUUGAAAAUCAGAUAACGUCUGAUAAACAAAAAAAGGGUACUCGGAAAGAAAAACAGAAAUGUUUCGUGUAUUACCGUGAAAACUAUGAUUUAUCACACGUUACAUCGUAAUUCAUCGUCCAUUAUAUCGUAGAUAACUUAAUAUUAAGUGUGGUGGAAUCACCUUCGUAUUAAGUCGUAUAAUCUAUAAUAUGGAUAUUAUAUUUUAUGAUAAAUCAAUGCUUUUCAUGGAAAAAACAAAAAAUGUUUGUCUAUGAGUAUAACUUAGUAGCUUCUUCGCUAAGUAAAGUACUAUGAAACUAUUAUCAUAUGAUGUAUACGCGUUUAUAGUACACAUAAAUUACACGUUCAUUAUUGUAGUAUAUAUAAAAAAAAGUGUUUAUAAUAUGUAUAAGAACUAGGAAGUCGUUUUAUUUGGCAACGUUCGCGAAUAAUUUAUGGAACGUGUUCUGCGCAGCGAAGAGAAAGGUGUCGGGAUGAGUAAAUAACGUGUACACAUAACAUUUAUUUUAACGGUAUUUUACACGAGUUGACAUUAUGAUGUCGGGUUGUUCUAGAUUGUAAGAAAAUUACAAUAUUUCAGUAUACUUUUGUUCUUUUCGAACAAUAAUCGUUUUAAGCGACUCGGUUGAUGGUCCAGAAUCUUGAAACUCAAUCUAUAAUAAUAUUAUAUACCCGUGAGCUACUGAAUUAUACGAUACAUUUAUUGCAAAAAUGAUAUAUUAUUUGAAUAUUUUAUAUAAUAUAUAAUAAACUCCCGGGUAUAAUAAAUUAAUAAACACACUGCACCUAUAUAUUAUUAUAAUACAGGUUUGAUUGUUUGUAUAAUAUUGUAAUUAUACAUGUGCUGCGCAUUACGCAUAUUUUUUUCAUGUGAAACGAAUGGAGGAAUGGUUGGGGGAAUGAUGCAAUACAUUUUUGUAUUUUUCCCGGUUGGUAGUGGUUCCAGAAAAUUUAACCGUAUAUAAUUUUAUUAGGUGUUUUGAAGUGUGAAUUGCGAUUUAAACUACUUUUUUUCCCACCCAAUUUUAUACUAAAGCACUGUGUUUUUAUAGUUUCAGAUGAAUAACGCUGCAAAGUAUACGUAAAGAUGCUGGGGAGUCGUUCGAGUUGCGAAACAUGGCGCGCUCUGCAAUUCGUCGUACACGCCUAUGCUUUUGUCUUGAUCGGUUUGGCCGAGGCUUGGCAACAGAAUUUGCCGGCCAAGAACAGCGUCAGAUAUGGUGAGUAAAUGAAACAUCGCACGGAGAUUAUACAGUUCUUAUCUGCACAGUUUAAUAGAUAAUGUCUGAUGACCAAUCUUUAUUAUUAGUUUUCCAUUUUACCAAGGCAGUUUUAAUUGGAAAUUCACUCACAGUCUCUUUAGAAUAUACUUACACUUAUUCGAGAUGAUUACUAAUCAACUCCUAAAUAAUAUAAACGUUAAAUACAAACACACAAGCAAGUAUUUGGUAAUUACAUAAUCUCAGUUAAAUAUAACUUACGGCGGUUAGUGAUUACAAUUUUAAUUAAAUCUGUUUCAACGAGUGGACAUUGUUUAAUAGGCUGACCGGUGAGACCUCUCGGAAUUGAAAACAUUCGAAGACCGCCGCGGUCGUUAUAGGUAUUCGUAGUAAAAAUGGUUUUGAAAAUCGUUAUUAAGUCCGAUUCAAACCUUUAUUUUGAUAAAGGUAGAUAAAAAGAUAGGUUGAUAAAUGGUAGAUACUUUUAUACUUGAAAAAAUAAAUAUAUAGACGGACCAUAGCUAUGUAUUAUUAUCAGUUUAUGGUUAAUUUUUCUCCAGGGAAAUAUAAACAACAAAUGUGAUAUCUUCAUUCUAUCUAGCUGAUAUUAAUAAGCUCUUCAAUGACGAUUGGCGAUCCGUUUAUAUUAUUUAUUAUUAUCGCAAACACGGAUAAGAAAAUGUUUAGUGAACAAUAAUAAUAAUCAUAUUUUAUCAAUGGUCGACAAUAAUUUAAUAAGGAAAAGUGAUGAUAAUUUCGAUAUUAUGCGUCACGCGUUCGUACUGCACGGAUCGGAUGACUAAACUCAUCGUAUAUACUUACGUAUUCGUACGCGUAUUAUUAUUAUCGACUUCAAAUUCGUGCUUAUAGAUUAUAUACAGCUGUUAAGACGUGUACGCGAAUCUUUACGGCGGUUUUUUUUUUUUGUAUGCCUUGUAAUUAUUAUUAUUCACAUCGAAUGUGCCGAUGACACGGGUCGCACCAAUUCGGAUUAUUCGGAUUCACUUGUCAGAGUUCUCGGGUGUGUAUAUAAUAUUAUUUUAUGUUAACCGAAUUCGUUGUAAACGGUUUCUGUCAGAGUUUCUAUAUUUAAUAUUAUUACACUCUCUGCCUGGGUCCGGCGGCGGUGGAUUUUAAAACAUGCCGAAAUCGCGUGCACCCAACCUAUGUACUAUGAUAUCGUAACUGUCCCGCCCACCAACUGUCUCGCCGAUUAUGACGUAAAAAGUAAAAAAAAAAAGUGAACGGUCAAUGUCAUCGGCGUUGUUAUUACAAUAUUAUUAUUAUUAUUACUCCUCGAAUCUCACAAUCGCAGGUGUACUCACCGUGUUGGGGCAUAUAUUAUAUUAUUAUCCUUUCUCUCUCUUUUUUUUUUUUUUAUCUUUUUUUUGUAAUCGGGUCAAUGAUGCCAAUGGACAAAUGAGGUAAACUGUUUUUAAAACUAUGUUCCCCGCUUUUGACGAAUCUUUAAUUCAAAAUUGAAAAUGUAGGUAUACGAUAGUAGAUAACAUUUUUCAUCAAACGUGAUUAAUCGAACUUCGCUCAGAAUCUUUUUUUCGUUUUCGCAAAGAUUUGUCGUUUGCAUACAAAUAUAAUCAGAUUAUCGUAUAAAUCCUACCUCUCCAAUUCCCAGCUAUACAACAGUUGGCUCUUAUCCAUGAGUGGCGUGAGCAGUAUUCUGCACAAGGAUUGUAGCGACGGUGUACAAAAUACCCGAAACGUAUUGGUUUUUUUUUUUUUUUGUAAUAGUUAUAAUAACAUAUAUGAGGGCCAUUAAAAAAGUAAAUUGCAUUAUGCUAGAUUUUUUCCCGAGUUUCAAUACAAUUUCGUGACAACACCCUAUCCUUUAAAAACUUUUAAAAAUAUUGAAUUUAUGUUACGAAGCUUAACAGUUAUCAUUUGAUAAUCAUGGCUACUACUAUCGUUAGAUCGUCCAAAAUUUAAAUUACAUUUUUAAAUGAUAAUUUUAAACAAAAUUACAAAAUAAUAGUAAUUUUUUACCUAUGGCCUGAUGCUACUUACUUUCUCCUCAUAUAUUACGUAGAUUGUAUAUCACCAAUACGAGUAUUACAAAUAUUAAUUUCAGUUAAAAAUCGGAAUUUUCGUUUCUUUUGUUUUCCUGUACGUUUUCUGCAAAUAAUAAUUGAAAAAAAAGUAAGUACGGAUGUUGUAGAAAUAAAUCAGAGGGAGGGGGGCAUGUGGUAACGGAAUCUCCCGUUAUUUUAAAACAUGAUUUCGAUAGAAAUGUCGUUUCCUCUCGAUUUCUGAAAUUCCUGCGAACGGCCGCAACGUCCCGUGUAAGUAAAACCGUCCCGACCUAAACCUAACCACAUGCUAUUUCGCCACCUCAGUGGCAACACGAUAUUACGUGCGGUUAGGCUUAGGACGGAAUACUUAUACUAUACUUGUUUAUUGGUUGGUUUUUUAUAUGUUUUGGUGUCCGGUUUUUCGGUGGCCUCUUAUCUAUGUAUAUAAUACCGAGAUUCGAGACUAAUAUAAUAUAUUUUCCCUCGCGGUUUGGUGGUAGUCAAUAUCAUAUUAUUAUAAUAUAAUGCCGGUUAUUGUCCUUUGUGAACACAACGUAUUGAAUAUAAUAUUUUAUGUAUAUUUAUUGCUCUCGUGCACGGUGUAUUUAUGAUAUGUUUAUAUGCGUAUAAUAUGUGGGCGGGUCGGGUCAUAAUAUUAUGUUAUUAUAGUUUUACCGGUUGCCCUCCCGCGGCCCCAUGUAAAAUCGGUUAUCUCCAGCGAUAGUUUCCCCGAGAGUUUCGGGAUAAAUAUUUAACCGCCGUUCAUAGGUUUAACCGUACAACAGAUAACGACAAAAAAAAAACACGUAUAAUAUUUAUUGUCAUAAACGGCAUGUUGUGACACACGAAAAAAUGAAGGUUUGGUUUCUUUUUAUUAUUAUGUACACUCUUUAAUUUUGUGUGCCGCCUAUUUUAAGUGUACAUUUCGAUAAUAUCACUGCUCGCUGCAGUCGAGUUUGUUUUGUCUGCAAGUAACUCGAUCGUAAUUUAUUAUUACGGUGGGCUUUGGGGACCCCCCAAAAUGUUAUAUUAAAAAGCCAGCCAGUCAGGAUUUUGGCAGCAAGGUUUAUAGAUAACAAACCUUGCUUUGGUAGUUCUUCGUCUUUGAUAAUGGAACACAAAAGUCCGUGGAAGAAGUAAAAUUUCCAUUUACCUAAUAUAAAUGAACUGAGCAUAUAAAAAUAUAAAAACUGCAUUUUAAAAUGAGAUAACAAUUUUAUUACUUUUUGAAAGAAAAUAUUUAGUAAUAUGCUUUUUAUUCCAUGUUCAAUAGCAUGAUAAUAUUUUAAAAGUGAUAGUUUUGUAUUAAUAAUUUUGUUUUUACUUUAUUAUUUUAUUAUUUGAUAGUUUUUGUGCGUUAUCAAAACAGGUCAUAAAGAUUCAAGAUAUAUUAAAAUUGAUAAUUCACUGAAUUUAGUUUUUAUUUAAUGGAGAUAACCACAAAUUAAUACUUUUUACUUAUAAAAGGAGUGAAUUCUAAAUCCUUAAAAAAGGAGUAUAAAGGAGAAAAGAAGUAAUACUAUUUUUAUAACACGCAGAGGAUUAUUGCGUUCCAACCUACCCCAAAUUGUUUUUAAAUUACAAAUCGAUGAUUUUUUUCCAUUAAGUUUCGAACUAAAGCCCUAGAUGAAACAAUAUUUGAGGUUAUGUUCUAUAAUUUAUUUCUUUUAUUAUGUGUACGAGGGUUAAAUUCACCCCACCUCUCAUAAUAUAUAGCUGCAUGUCAAACUACAUAUUUCUUAUGGGACUUAUUUAUAAUAUUGUUAUACAAUAUACAUCUAUGAAUUCGACAGACCUAGGAAGAGCGAAAUAUUUUGUUUUGUUGUGAAAAUACAGUAUAAUAUAAUUAGUUUAAAAUUAAUUUUGAAAUAUCAUCGUAUAACAGGCUACUGGAUAGAUAGUAUACGUAUAGAACGACCAGAAAAGACUACCGCGAAGGUCAUCAGCAUCACGCUGGAUUAGCAUAAUAUGAUGACUGUGACGCCACUGUUGACAAAAUUGAUUAAAAUACACAAUAUAUAAUUAAUAUUAUUACGAUGAGGAUAAACAAACAAACAAUGAAUCGCUAAAUGUUUUUUUUUGUGUGUCCUUCAAAUAACGCUAAUACAACCAUUACCAUUUUUUCCGGGAUAAUUUAAUUUUGGUAUGUUUUUUUUAAAUAUUUUAACUAAAAUAAAUACAUACAUAUACAUACAUACAACUAUACAAUGUUAUGUAUAUAACUAUACAUAUUUGAAUUUGCGACUUAAACUGCAAUUUUUUAACCUUUACUUAUCCUCUAUUUAAUAUGUAUUACAUAUAUAUUUUUUUCAAAUCAAUCAUUGUGUUGCAUGAAUAAUGGUUAGUAUUCCGUUCUAAUUAGUAUAUUGUACUAUUAAGCUAUAUAAUAUUAUCUAUUACGAAAUAAGCUUUUUUAAAACAUUUUUCAAAGAUAACAGUGAAUUAUUGAUUAAACGCGUGUAAACAUACCGAAUUUUGCUAAUAGCACAUUUUAUUUUAUAGAGCACAAUAUUUGUUUUGUAUUUUAUUUUAAUCAACUUCUUUAUUUAUCCAGACAAUUAGGUUACUUGAACUGGUGAUAUUGCACUAUUCGAUAUAGAACAAUACAUCUCAAUAUUAUACGUCUAUAUAGUUAUUAUAAUAUAAUAUUAAAUAUUAAUUUAUUUCGAUCGUCUAACCUAACUCAAUAAAAAAAUGUAAAAAAAAAACAGGUUUUACGAUAUAUAUUACAAACAUACGAAAUAAUAAUACUGCACAUAUCCAGAGCAUUAUAAAUAAUCAGAAAAUCAGUCCUUAGGGCGUCUAUAAUUUUCUCGAAACUCGGAACUUAUGCUAAUUUAUAAUAUACGAUAAGUAAUCUCCCCUCUCUUUGUCUCUCUUAAUAGGUAUAUUUCGUUAACCGUACCGUCGUUUGUACAUUGCGUGCCAAUAAAAUUGAUGUUUUUUUUUUUUUUUAAAAAAAACAAAUAAUAAUAAUAAUCUAAAUCUACCAAAAAAGGAAUUAAAAAAAAAAAAAAAAAUCAGAUUAUGUACAUAAUAUUAUGUAAAACGAUAAAGAGAUUGUUGUAAUAUGUUGGUGGUUUCAACUUAAAUAUGUCUUAUAUAUAUAAAGUGGAAUAAAGUUCGAAUAAAUGUCUUAGACUAUAUUAUUACCUAUAAUAUUAUUCCACAUAAUAUGUAUAAUGUAUUUCUUAAUUUUCUGUAUUUUGUAAAUUACGUUUAUUAUAAUGAUAUGAUGUAAAAACACUUGCAAAAAAAAAAAAAAUAAUAAUAAUAAUAAAUACAAAUUGAAAAGGAGUGCGAGGAUAUACAUACUAGUAUAUGAUUCGAAAUCCUGUUUAAUUGCAUCGAAAUUGUUUUAAAAUAUUGCCCCGAUUUCGAGACGCCCGCCCGUCUACGAGUAUAUAAUAUGUGUACUACAGUGAGCUAUUAUAGAAAAUAAUCGAUUUCGCCGCAAUUUUCUCUUUUAUAUAAAAUACAUCUAAUAUACCUGCAUAAUAAUAUUUUGUAAUAAAACCGGCUUCUUUUUCUACUUAUUUUUAGUAUAUCCUUCUAUAUUUUUAAUAUCCUUUAUUAUUAUAGGUACUCGUGUAUUAAGUUGCGGUCACACGAUGAUAGUUGAACGUGAUAGUUGCUAUCGCAAAAGUAAAACAUCUUUUGCAAUAAUUUACAAUCACUAUCGUUAUGUGAUCACACCGUGAUCUUAGACGUGAUAGCAUCUGCGUGAUAAUAGCAGUAUAGUCAGGACCAGCUUGGAAAAUAUCGAGACCCAGCAGAGCAGUAAUUUUUACGAGAUCUCAAUAAGCUUUUAUUUGUUUUAUCUUCUUAUACCGAGCGUAGGUAAAUCUUAAAAAUAUUAUAUUUUUUCUUUAGUUCAUUAAUUUUAAUUUGUAUUUUCUAAAUAAUCAUUUAGGAUUACUUAAAUAGAUAGCUUUGAGUAUAUAGCAUUAAAAGGUAUAUUGUUAUAGAUAUUGUCCGGACUAGUUGAGUUAGCCUAUUAGUGGCUUAGGCAGGGGAGAGGUUUUUGGGUGUUGUAACCCUUCCAUUGCUUUUUUUUUUUUAGCUAUAGUUAUAGGUAAGGUAAGAAGGUUGUAAACCCCUAAAUCUCCUAGAACAUGCAAAAUCCCAAACACUACCCGAAUCCCCUCACUCUCACCCCGAUGAUAAAUCCUGUUGUACGCACCACGGUAGUAUUACGUGAUAGUUAGUAUCGUUAUCUCAAUAAAAUUAAAACUAUCAUGGAGGUAUGAUUGUAUCUAUCGUGAUAGUGUGAUAGCAUUGGCAUACUACUGGAUAGAUUAUAGGUACCUUCUGAAUUGUUGUUUUAUGUACGUUUAACACGGCGACGAGUUUAGUAUAACUCUGGUGAUAACGGCUAUACAGCGACCAUCGCGCUUAACUAUCACCGCGGGCAGACGGAGACGUCGAUAGUCGCGAACGCGUUAGGAAAUGUUACGACAAAUACAAAAAUAAUAAUAUUAUCGUGCUUAUCUACACAUAAUGUUAUUAUAUUGUACGAAGAGAGAGGACAUCAUCGACGCCACUGCCGCCGUCCGGGCCGGUUUCGCAGUUGUUGGCUUCAAUCAACUCUUGUUAUAUUAUAUUAUGUACGCCGCGUUGACCCGCAUUCGCCUUUCGUGUGCGUUUAAAUUAAUAGUCACAAACGCACGCGCGAGCGUAAACGCUUUCCGUACGGAUACUCGGUGUACGUAUAAUGCGAUCGGUGUCCCGAAAAGGUCAUCGCGUCUUGAGGUUUUUUUUUUCUUCAAUCAACCACGCUAUUAUUAUUAUACUCUCGUAUUUUAUCCCCGAAAAGACCCGCGCGGCCGUAACAAAUGUGAUAUCAAUUAUCCGCAAUGCCCGGUAAUUAAUUAAUAAUAAUAAAAUGUAAUGCCGCAGUAUAUAUAAUACGUAUUGUAUUAUACGCCUAAUAUAAUUAAUGAUAAAUUGGUCAUGCCUUCGACGGGACGACCACCUGACCGUGUGUGCAGCAGGUUUCGGUGCACGCGCGAUAAAAAUGCCGUCAACUAUAUUAUGUUACCCAACAACCCGGAAUAAUGCGUUUUCAUAAUCUAUUAUGACAUUAUACACUAUACAGGGUGAUCUUUUUCUGUCACCGUCCAACGUGAUAUCUCUCGCAAGAUUUCAGUAUUACGUUUGAUAUUUUCUUUUCGACCAUUAUGCAAUUGUUUAAGCAUAAUACUGCGACGUUUUCAAAUGUUUACCCCUUAUUAUAUUAUUAUCUUAAGUGGACUUUGAUUUUCAACCGGUUCCCUCUCAUUUCGAAAUAAAAAAACAAUAUAUUUACCGAACAUAGUUGUAUAAUGUAUAAUCAUAUAAUAUCGGAUGUAUCGUUUUAUGAUAAGUUUAAAAUCAAGAUCGUAGCAGAAGGGGAGGGGGUAAUAAAUUUCAUAUCCAUUUUUAGACGAUAUCAUCCCUUUCCUACCCCUCCGGUCUAAUAAUUGUUUAAUACAUAUAUGGCAAAUCCAAUACAUAGCGUAAUACUAUCGACAUUUUUAGGAAAAUUACUCUUUUCGAAUCUCCGAUUUGAUAAAGAGCGUGACAUAGGCACCGGAUCAAAAGUCGUUAUUAAAAUACGGGGGAUCAUUCUGAGACGUAAAUUGGAUCGUCGACAAGGGCAUCAUUUCAGGGAUUUAGACUAUAAUUGGCAGUCCUAUUUUUUUAUUAACGUAGUUUUGGCCCGCAUAAAAUGUUAUAUAAUUGCGCUGUCUUUGAUAAAAUACCGAUAAACUAUUACCAAUGACUGCCUUUACCGGGAUCCGACCUUUUGAGAUAUUAGAGUAAGACAUGGACAACAUUAUUACCACAGUUAAUUGUUACCUUGGUUUACGAUUAAGGAAGGUACUAUCAUGGUAUCAUGGUAAUUAUAAUGUCGACAAAUUAACAGUGAAUAAAUGCACAUGAUAUUGAAACCUAGUUUCUUAAUUUUUUUUAGCAAACAUAUUUCUUUAUAGCAUUUUAAUAUUAAAAUGUAAAGUGGAAAUACAAGUGAGAGAAGUGAUCGAUGUUUUUUUUUUGAAUUUUCGCAAAAUAAAUAAGAUUUAUUAUAAAUACCCGGAGGAGAAAAAAUUGGCACGAUUCAAAUACUCGUAUCCCUAUUGAGAAACUAAAACGAAGCCCCCAAUCGUUUAACGUUUUUACAUAAUCGUGUUGUAACAAAACUGAAACAAAAAAAAAAAAAAAAAAAAAAUUGUCCGAAUUCUUCGUAUAAUAGAUAUAAUAAUAAUCGCUGCGGAUCGUAAUACAAAUCAAUCGUCUUGUAGUUAUAAUGUAACGCACUGCGAAACUUUGGUAUGACCAUUACGACAUAAUAAUUUAAUUCCGGCGUGCGGAAUAUUAUUGCUGCAGCGGAAACGCUAUAUACGGAGAAUUGGAAUUAUUAUUAAAAAAAAUAAUAAUAAUAAAAAAUACUGCCGCUGUAUUCUCCUUGUAGCUAUAUAAUAUCUUGUAUACAGUUAUUAUUUAUUAUUUAUAUUUUUUUUUCAACGUUGCUAUUACCGGUUUGCCUGUGGGACGUCCCAUUGACUGCUGCUGCUGCUAUGUAAGCAAACGAAAUAAAUACGACUUUAUUUUCAAUUUAUUCAUAUGCAUAAACGUAUGCGUACGUACGAGAGUGUAUUAUGAUACUGCAGCGAGACGAGAUUACAAUAUUUCCGGAGUUCGUAAAUUAUAAGCGUAAAAUUGAAAAAAUCAACAAAAAAAAUCUAUAUUUCUUAUCGGUAUACACCGUAUAUUACAAUAAUUUCUAAUACACGAAUCGUAUAUGAACAUACGCACGUAUAUAAUGGGAUAUUCUCGCCCCUCUCUCAAAUCUUUGUAUCGCGGAUUAGAUUAUAGUACCUACAUAGGUAUAUUAUGUAUUAUUAUGGUUGUUACACUCUCGCGUAUUAUGAUAUUAUGUACCGUAAUUUUUUUCUCUCGUGUACCAUAUUAUAUACGAACAUAGUAAUAAUAACAAGUUUUUAUUAUAAUGAUAAUUAAUAUUAUUUUUCUUUUUGGUCUCAUUCCAAGUGCGACCGAGUGUAGUAUACGCACUUUCCAACGGCAUAUAGGUACCUGCGGACCUGCAGUGUGUACGUAUGUCGUAUACGUUAUAGUUUCGCGAUCGUACACGCUCCUGAUUAUUUUAUAUAUACAAUUAUUUUUCUUCUUCUAAUCCGAGCAGAAAGUGAAAUUUCUAUAUGUUAUACUCGCCCAAAAGCCACUUCGAAUUCCAAAAUACCUGUUAAUUACUAUACAGAGUGAUCUGAAUCCUCGACGAGACACUCGUUAUCACGGAAAGUAUUAACUUUUUAGGAAUUAGUAUUUUUUUUUUUGUAACCUUUAUUUUUGGGGUAAAUUACUACUAUACUUUUGAUUUUCAAAUAGUAACUUAUAUAUUUUUUAAAUUAAUUUUUAUUGUUGAAAAUACAUUUUGGUGUUGAUAAUUGUAAUUUCCGUUUAACCGUUGACUAUUCGUAGAUAUUCGUGUGAAUUCCUCUGCCCGAAUUGUAACGUGUCGUCUUAAAAAAUGUCGUCGGCGGAAAUUCAAAAUUUCACUACUAAAACUUCAUCUGUUUGUGAAAUUCUUAAUAUAGGUUGCUACUUGAAAACCAAAAGUGAGUAGGGUUUUCACCCCUCAAAAAAAGGGUAACCGAAAAUGUAUCAUUUUAGAGCUGCUUGUUACUUAAAUUGUCCGAAAAAAAUUAUUCUUAAUAAAGUUUAUACUUUCCGAAAUAACGAGCGUGAGGAUUGAUUACUCUGUAUUCUUCACAAAUUUUAAGUUUAUAAGCGUACAUUUAUUAUUAUUAUUAUAUUAAAAUCAUUCGUUGUAAAAUAUUUAUACUUACCGGAAUUAUAUACACCUACCAUUAUAGCAUUACACAUCGCAAUUAAAAGAAAACUCAUCGUUUUCGAUAAUUCUAUAAUAUCGUGUUUUAUUCUCAAAAUAUUAUAUAAUUUUUAAUAAGAAAAUCUUUUUAAAUGGUCUUUUUAAAAUUUUUUAGAACGGUUUACAUAUUAUUGUUAUUUUUUUUUCGUAACAAACCGUUCCAUGAACAUAUUUGUAUACCAAUGAUUUUAUAAUGUCAUCUUAAUACCGUGUGCUGUAUCGACGAGAGUAUUUCAAGAAUUUGAAUGUAUAGCGCGCAAUACGCAUAGAAUUUUUAUUGUAGAUAAAUGUUAUUUUAUUCGAUUGUUGUAACGAGUAAAGGAAAAAAAAAAUAUAAAUAUAUAUAAUAUAUUAAUGUCGUUCUAGUUACGAACAAAAUUAUCUAAACGGGGCCAAAGACAUCACGAAUAACUAACUGUUAUAAAAAAUAACGAAAAUUUCGUGGGGUUGUCUCAGUGGCCACCGCAGUUUCGGGGCAGAAUGACAAAUUACUUCAUUUUCUCUGUUCAUUAAUUCAACGUUAUUUUCGUUGUAUUUAUCUCCAACGAUCAUUUUAUAUGUAUAUCUACACUACGUAUGACGGGUUGACGGGUUAUUAAAAUCUUACUAAAGUCGUCCUGACUAGAAGUUUUUUGAUCUCGAUGUUUAUCGGCCCUAUAUUACGUCCAGUGGUAGUUUUGUAAGAAAAUAUUACGAAGGCGGAGUUAAAAAAAAAAAAAAUAAUAAUAAAAACCGAUCAGUUGUAAUUUGAUUUUCUUUUGUUACUUUACGGUUUUUUUUAUUAUUAUAUAAAUUAUAUACACUCGUGUAUGCAUGGAUAUAAUAAUAUGUGUGUUUGUGUACUAUGUGAGUGCGUAUAAUAAUUAUUAUACAUAUACUAAUACUUACUUAUAUUAUUAAAACAAGUACUCACCUACAACUCUGUUAAUUAUAAUAUUUUAUAGAAUAUUCGAAUAAUAAUAAUUUUUUGAUUUAUGCUCGAUAAACGUUUAGGCUAAAAAAAAAGUUUUUUUGUACAUAAUAUUAUAACAAUAUAAUCCAUACACAUUCAAACAACAAAACUGUUGUAACGUGAAGUGGUGUGUAACUGUAGCAUACGAUUACACCUUAUAUUAUAAUUAUCUCGAGUGUUAAUAAAAUAAAAAAAAAGUAUUAAAAAUAUACAUCUAUGUGACAUAAUAUAAUAUCGUAUAAUAUGUUUUACAUUGAACGUAUAUUUAUUUGCUUACUUCCUUACUUACUUUAUUACUUACUUAAUUAAUUAAUUAAUUACUUACUGAUAUAUGCAUAUGUUGUGGUCCUAUUGUACAUUUAUUUUAGACUUAUAAAGUUAUAUAGCCGGAGAGAUAUCGACUGCUGCGUAUAGCUGCAGUAUAUUGCAGUGAACUGUAUAUAAUGCAUAAAUGUCAUAACAGGUUCUUAAUUAUUUUUUAUUACUUAUACACCUAUAAUAUUCGCGAGAUUCUCAUUCUAUUUCUCGCUAUAAUUUAUUAGACAAAUUACGCGUAUAUAGUGCAAUUAAAGUUCUUAUUAGUUACCUGUAUACUAUUUUAUAACGUUUCUUUUUAAUUCAAACCAAUCGACUGGAACAUUUUUUUUUUCAACCGUUACAUUAUAUUAUAUUGUGUGAUGUGAUCUUAGUGUGUUCGCUGAAUCGAGACUUUAUCCCGCUUGACUUACGACACCUACCUGUAUAUUAUAUUACGUUGCAAAGUAACCUAUACAUUCUACGUUAUAAUAUGUAUCUGUUCCUCAGAGCCGGCGGAGGGUGCGAAAACCAUACGGGCAAGAGCCAUUAAUUCAUGUUAUUACUAUACACACAAAUAUAUUCAAAGGGAUUCUAAAUGCCAGUCUACUUCUCAUCUAGUUAAAUAUCGAGACCCCUGCGAUAAAAAAAUAAAUAAAUUUGCACCGGGCCCCGCAAAUCGUUCCACCUGCACUACUAUUUCUAUAUUCGAACAUGAUUUUCAUAUCAUGAUACAUAAAAUAGUCCUAGAUGAAAUCACAGGUUGGGCUUUGGGUUCUAAUUUAUUGUCGACUGAUGACAUCCCUAUUAGUAUCCUUAGAAUGGAAUGUAUCCUAUUCUUCAAUAUUAAUAGUGAAAGUAAGUAAAGUACUUUGAAAUCCUUGAAUCGUACAAGUCAAAAAUUUUCGUACAGCGUUAAAACAGAACACAGGUAUUCGUUGUCAUGACGAUUUUUAUGGUGACGCUUACGAAACAAUGUCUGAUAAUGUUGAAUUCGACGACGUAAUUAAAUACAGUUCAAACACUCGCGACUCUGUACUAUAUUUUAAUUGUCGACUUUUGUUAACAGUUUGUAUUUAAAAUUUGUUAACUUUUUAUUUUUAUGCAUACGUAACCCGCAGUUGAUAUUUUUAAAAAAAGUAGGUCUACAUUCAUUUGUAGUGGACUAAUACCUGGAACUUCUUUUUUUAUUCUUUUUUUGCGGUGGACGAUUUUGAUGCACUUCGACUUGACCCAAUCAGAAUAUUUCUAGUUUCGCCUAAGGUAAUAUAGUAGCCGACCAGAUUAGUUAUGUACUAAAAUAUUUCGAAAAAAAAAAAAACGCUUAAUAAAACGUCAGUUUAUUUGAAUGUAUAUUUGACUAAUACGAUUGAAACAAAAUAUUGUGAUAAUACGAUACAUGAUAAUAAUUGUGUAUACGCCAAGGAUUUUUUUUUUUUGUACACGUUCGGUGAAAUAAAAUGUGUGUGCGUAUAAUAUCGGAAUAUCGUUUGAAAUAACCUCAUAAUAUAUUAGUCGUAUUGCUCGUGUAUAGUAUGUUAUAAACUGUAGUUAUUUAAAUUUGAGACGAGAUAAUAUACCUACUCGUGUAAAAUACGUACCGCACAAUAAUACGUGCAUUUCUCGUGCGAAAACAACGGUAUAGUGUUUAAUUCGUUUAGCCCAUUUAAAGAAAAGAGAAAAAACCACAUACAUAUAUAUAUAUAUAUAUAUCGCGGCGCACUUCAAGUAUAUAUUUUUAUUAUUGUUGUCGAUUGUGUGUAGAUAAUUAUUGAAGAAUGCAUAUUAUUACACUCGUAUACUGCAGAACGUGAGUACAUAUAUUACUGUGUAUAAUAUUAUACGUAUUAUUUGCAAUAAUUGUUAUUAUGCAACUAAUAUGCGGGUAUAUCGUGCAAAUUGUUAAUAUUCAUAAUAAUAUUACCAUAUAUUUGUAUACGUUUCGUUCGAAAAUAUCACGACGGAAAUAUUUUAGUCUUUUUAGUAAGAGUAUUAUAUAUUUUUUGUAAAUAUUAUAAACGCGAUAUCAUGUGGAUUGUUGACUACAAUUUAUUAUAUCACGGUAAUAUCAUAUUUUUUUUUGUCUAUAGUUUAUCGGUAUACUCAUAAUAGUACGGUUAUUGAUACCAAUUCAUAAUAAUAGUCCUCGUAAAGUAUUAUUGUAUCGCCGCGGUGACUCAUUUAGUAAAUUAUUAUUGAAUGUAAUCCGAAAACGCGAGAAAUAUGAUAAUAAUAUUAUGUUAUUAUAAUACGCUCUAUAUUAUUAUAUGCAUAUUGUUGUAGCUUUAGUGAUAAUAAUAUAGUGAUAAUGUCAUUUGAUAUUUGAUAAUAUUGAUUUUUGAAACCUGCGCCGCCGCAAAUAACGAACCGCGUGCAAUACUAAGUGUACGCGUAUUAUUAUUUUCAAGAUCGAAAUUUAAUGUCUAGUGACUAGUUGUUUAGCGUUUUACCCGCAAAUUUUACAUAAGUCAAUUUUUGUCUAUAUAGUUAUUACGAAUAUAAUGUAAUGAAUGUAUCGUUUUUUAAUUUAUCGGCAUUACGUCCCGAAUUUAAAUUAUCGACACGUCCGUUUCACUGAACCGGCGAGAGUAAAAUAUCUAUUACGCUGACUGUUGCGUCUAAUGUGAAAGUGUCACCAAUAUUAAAAACGAAUAUAUUAUACAUAUAUACGUAUCACCGACAUUACGAAAUAAUAUCGAAGAAUAACGGACAUUUGUUUUUCUCUCUUCCGAUUUUUGAACUACUAACUCCUCAUUCUGUAUGCCUAUUACAUAUUAUUAUUAUUUGAGGUCCGCCACUUAAAAACAAAAACAAUGUAUAAUUUCAUGUAAUUGGGCCUGGCCUGUUUAAAACUUAAAUAAAUAAUAAAUAAUCAGGGAGAACGGUUGUUUUUUUUUCACUGCUACCAUCUAUAAAUUAUUUGAUACCUGUAUAGGUACUUGUAAAUAUAGUGAAGCACGAUUUAGCCUUGUUCGCCACCAUUGUGAACGCGUCAAGGUUCGUCCACAGAUAAUAUAAUAAUAUAUCGUCCGAUUUUAAUAAUACAUUACGCACACUUUAAGUGUGUAGCAUUUCUGGAAGAAGAAAAAACUAUAUAAGUAUUUUAAAAACAAAAGAAAGGCCGAUACUGCUGAUGGGUGUGCUACUACUGUUUUAGAAAAAGAACGGGAAGGGAAUGUAAACAUAAUAUAGAGUAACUUAAUGUAUAUCUGUACGCGGCGAUAAACCAUUGCUAAAAAAAUCGAGCUGAGUAUUAUUAAUCAUAUUUUUCUCUUUGUUACCAAAGUAACACAGAAUUAAGAAAAAUAAUACAAUUGCCAGUUUAAUCCCGUUUAUUAAGAAAACUGUCAGGACAGGGGGGAAGAAUGACCGCUUCAAUGCAAAAAUCUGAUCAAAAAUUUCACAAGAAAAUUCUUACGAAGUUUUUGAUUCGAGUUAGAUUUCUAGUAGAAAGGUCGUUUACAGAUAAAACAAAAAAUACAUAUCGUUUUAAAACAAAUUCAUUCUUCGAUUCGCUCAGUAUGUAAAUCACUACAUUAGGUGUAAUAUUAUUUGUAUUUUAUACUCGUGUGGUGACAAAUAUUUUCCAGUGGCGUACAUUUCUGUGAAUGAGAAUGGUAGGAUUUAUAUCCUCCUACCCUCACUGGCUUAAAAAUACAACAAAUAUGUAUAUAUAUUUGAUAAUUUUAUCUUGAAAUAUUACAGCUGAGUUACAAGAAGAAGAAAAGAAGCUGGAUUUACUGAAUAAAAGUUACCUUUUAUAGAUCCGGUUUUUCAAUUCUCUUCAUCAGGUUAGGUGUACCUAUAUAAUAUCAAAAGAAAAAUCUAAAUUUUAUUUACGAAUAGUGGUUAGUAUAUUUACUGAAUUCGUUACCAAUGAAUAUUCUCGGGCACGCCAUUGGUUUUUUUCCAUACAUAACCGUUUUGUGAUCUUACCCAGGGUUUUAUAAUAAUAUUAUACGUGUACAUAAAUUUAUUGUCAACGUAAAAAUAAUUGCGGUGUCGUUUCGGUAAAUAUUAUAGGUACUUAAUAACAUACGGGCCUACGUGCAGUGUAGUCUCAAGGUUUGGCGUUAUAUUGCAUAAUAACUAUAAUACAAUAACAAAAUUAUUAUAAUCCAUAGGAGGAGAAUUAUUGGUAAAUGUGCGGCGGCAGUUGUUCGAAUGAAAAUCAGUGUAUUAUAAAUAAAAUUAGGUAUAUUUCCUUGGUCCCUCCUCCCCCACUUUAGUAUUUUAAAACAACCUUUUCACCACUCGUUUGUAUUGUUUUGUAAACGUUAUUAGUUUCGUUUGUAGAGAUUGCUUGCACAUAAACAUAUAUAUUUUUUUUUUCUAAAGCUCACCGUGUAGUAAAACACGUUUUAUUAUUUGCAAAAAAAAAAUAAAAUAAAAUAAUUAUAAUAUGUGUAAAAUAAAUUAAAUCAAAUCAAAUAAUAUGGAUUUUUCAAUGUAUGAUAAAUAUAAUUAAAUAAAAUAAUUUUAUUUUUUUAACUGUAUAAAAUAAAUAUUCGAAUUGGACCGCCGUUUUCCUUUUUAUCGGUAUUGAUUUGUUCUUCAUGUCCAGACUUUCCCCAGUUAUUAUCAAUUCGCCUGUAAUAGGCUUUGUAAUGCCUUUCAUGUUUCAAAUCACCACCUAUUAAUACGUGCAUACGUCUCUUAGUCAAACCUGAAAAUUAAUAAAUAAUAAUUUAUUAUUUCAUCAUUAAAAACAAAACAAUAAUUGAUUAGUAAAUUGUAAUAAAUAUCUAACAAAUUAUUUAUAUGGUCGAUACUCAAACAAAUUAUUAUUACAAUAUUGAUGUGUACCAAAUACAUAAAAAAAUAAUAAUUUUUUUGAUUUACAAUUAUUAAACAUUAAUUAUUUUAGAUUCUGAGUGUAGCGAGAAAUGUAGAUCCAUUUACCUGGCACCUCCGCCUAACUUAAAUUGUUCUAACUAUUAUUAUAACAUUAUUGAGAUGCCUUUUUCUUAAAUUUAAGAAAAAAAAAAAACGAAAAAAAUGAAUAGGUUUUUUCCAAGAUGAGUAUUUUCAGUUGAGUGAACCAUCCUGUAUUUAGAGUGUUCAACAAUUUUUUAUGAAAAAUUUCUGUUAAUAUUUACUUUUUGUUUGUAAUCCUAGUAAACUUAGAAUAAAACUGAGAGAAAUUAUAAAAAUAGUCAUCGUUUGACAGUGUUAUUACCUUGUACUACGAUUAUGAUUCCCUAAUGAGUAUCUAUUAUUUGCAUACCUCUUCUUUAGAUAUAGAUAACAAAAAUAUUAUACAUACUAAUAUUGACUAAUAUAGGACUUAAAAAAAAUCAAUACUAUAUGAUUUUAUUUGUUUAAUUUCACACAUUAUUAUUGUUAUUUUUUGUGAGAAAUGUCUUGGUUUUUUUUUUUUAAAUAAUAUUUUUGUUUGUAAAACACCUAUCUAGUAUGUCAAUUAGUAUAUUCUGUUAAUAUAGUGUACGCAGUACAUAUAUUUAAUAAUUUGUUAUGAUGAAUAAUGCAAUCUCCCUACAAGUGAAACUAAUAACGUUAUAAAAUAAUACAAACCAGCUAUAAACGAGUGAUGAAAAGGUUGUUUAAAAAUACUAAAGUAGGAGGCCAGGGAAAUGUACCAAAUAAAAUUACAAUUUAAAAUAGUCGUCAUUCAUAAAAUGUCCAAGAAUUUUUACACGUAAAUUGAUUUUGGACUGGAUAUACGAAUGGCGCAGUGAACUCGUACUUAUAUUCGAUUGGCCAUUCGAUAAGGUUAUCGUUUAUUUAAAAAUAAUCUAUAUACCUAUAUAUAAAUUAUAAUAAACACGCGAAAUAAGUUUAUAUUGUUAUCACAUUGUGUGUUCGGUACUUAUCGUGUUAUAAUAUUGAUGAUGUAUUAUUGUUGUUGUUAUUAUUAUUAUCCUGUUAACAAGUUUUGUUUUUAUUUCUUUUUCAGGAGGACUUAAUACCGAACAGAUAUUUUACGGAAACACCACGGCCACGGACUAUUUCAAAAUACUCCUUCAGGAUCAAACGACAGCACUCAUCGGAUCCAGGUAUAAACAACGAUGUGUUAUUUUUUACCCCGUACGCUGCUCACACCGCCGAAUAUAAUUCUAAUAAAAAAAAAAAAAUAAUAAUAAAAAAACAACAGCACUAUGCUUAUAGGUAAUCCUAGGGGAUUCCCGGUCGAUAAGUCUCCGUAUAAAACGUGUCGUAAACAAAGAAUACCAUAACAUAAUAUUUUUUAACGAUGACUCGGCUCGAAGACAGGAUACAUGCUCUAUGAACCGUAAUAUUAUAAUGUUAUACAGGAACCUUUUAGACUUACACGAGUAUUGUGUGUUCGUUCGCGGUUACACUUUUUUCAUCGACCGUUUUCCUAUUAAGUUUCGAUAAUUAUUUCACAAGUCGAUUCCCAAGUCGCCGAAGAAAACGCAAACGUAUGCAGGAAAUACAACACCGGGGUACACGCGUAAACCAACACAUGAGGCGGAUAUAAUAAUCAUUUUUAUUACUAUAUUCUAAUCGUUCUCUAUACGUAGGGUGUUCUUACGAAUUUUCGAAAUUUUCACACGGUUAAAAAAUCGCCGCCGCGCGCGGUAACUCCUUGGAAAAUGUCAAUAUUUAUAUAAUGUUAUUAUAUCCCGAUCUUGUUUCAUUGUCGAUUUUAUGCCGGUACAUAAUUCGCGUUUGUCGCUAAAUUCUGUUUUAACAAUCGUUUUUUUUUUUCAAACGUGAUUUUCGGUCAUUUUUACCCCGUUCAUCUCUGAAAAUCUCAUUCUCCGUCAAAAUCCUUAAAUCGCUCUUCAAACACUCGGUUCGGCAAUUAAUUACAACAAUUCUACUCCUGUAUGUAUUACAAUUUGCAAUAAUAAUCAACUGUAGUGUAUAGUGUAUUUUAUUGGUUUUUAUGUGUUUUAUAAGUGAUAAUUUAUAAGAAAUGCAGAAUUAUGUUAGUAGUGCAGCAGCUCUCCACGUGUAAAAAAAAAUUAAAAAUCAUAACACAUCGUGAUAAUAAUAUAUUUAUUAUUAUUUAAUAUUUUAAUAUGUAUAUAUGCAAUGUUCUACUAUAUCGUGAUCAUUAAUCAUAAAAAAAAAAACAGAUGUUCGUUAAAAUAAAUAUACAAUUUUAAUUGUGAUGUAAUAUUAGUGAUUUAUUUUUGACGAAGAAGGCCUCGCAUAUUAUAAUAUACGAGAUAAAUCAUAAUCCAAUUAUAAAUUCUGUAUAGAACAGUUAAUAUAUCGUAUUGUAUUAUAAUAUUAUGAUUGUUAAACAUUUUUCAUUUAAAACGAUUUCAAUUUUUCGAAAUUUUAAUUUUUAACUAAGAUAACCGCGUGAUAUAUUAAACGUUAAACGUGAUUAUCUCGAUCAAUUUGAAUUUUGGUGUCGUGAAAAAUUGUAUACGAAAAUUAGCUAAAUAUUAUUAUUGCUAUUGCAUAAUUAUGCGAAUUCAAUUAGUUUUUGAACGGUCCAAAAACCGGAAGUAAUUUUCACGUAAUACCAGAAAUAUUAUACGCUCAAAUUGAUUAAAUAUUUGAACUAUGCAAAACGCGGACGUUAACCGUUUUUUUUAUUUUAUUAUUAUUAUUAUUAUUAUUAUCAUUUAUUUUAAUUGUUUAAUUAUUAAAUUACGUAAACCGCAUUUGAAAAACCCAGGUGUAACUAUACACAAUUCAAUAAUUAAUGUAAUGCGAUUUGUCGUGAUUUCAUUUUAUUAUUCUAUUUUUUUUUUGCCGUGUCACAUUGCCACUGCGAACAAUGGCUGCGUGUGUUGAAAUUGAUUGAAAGUUUUUUUUUUAUUAUUUAUUUUUAUUUCAGAAAUGUACUGUACAACAUCAGUCUGGACACCAUGAAGGAAAAUCACGUGAGUGAAUUCAUUUUCGUUACACAUUAUUAAUUCAUUAUUGUAUUAUAUUAUUAUUCUCGACGUAAAAUACUAGACACGAUUACUGUAUCAGGUAUUUUUUUAAUAUUAUUAUCAUUAUUCUGGUAUAAUCGAUAUUUUUUCAUAGAUUGGCUGGAGCUCUGCACGUUUUCCCGUCAAAACUCAAGUCCUUUAAUUCUCGAAUACUUUUCAUUAAGUUGUUUCUACAUGUCUUCGUCUUUAAGAAUUUUCGGUAUAAAACUUAAAUAUAAUAUACUCUCCUCGGUCUUCCCCCUUUAAUUUUACCUUUUGCGUAACCUUCAGUAAUUCACUUUAACUAUCACAUUGUAUUUAUGUGACUUAUUAUAUUAUUCCUUUUAUUUUUUUUUAUAUUUACACAAUUUGUUAAAUUUGUCUUUUUCUCUUAAUUCUUUUUAAAACUUUUUCAUUUGUUAUACUCGAUUAUACCGUGAAAUCAGAAGCAUAGUAUAAUGGCAUAGUGUAGUGACACUUGUGCAUUUUAAAUGUUUCCUAGUGAUGUUGAUUUCAACGCUGUUGACGGUUAACAAAUGCCAUUUUUAUUUGACGAAACCUCUUUAACUCGUGCAUUCCUUCUUAUCGUGUUUAAAUUGCAGAUAUCCUCUAUUAUUUUAUCUUAUACUAAGGUAUAGCAAUAGUUUUGUACUUGUUCAAUAGUGGUGUCGUAUUUUAUUGGAAUCAUUGUACAUAGAACAGACGUUUUAAAGAAUCAAAUAAACAUAUGUUUGGAAAAAAAUUGUUAUCGGAAUAUUAUGUAGCGGUAUUUUAUUUAAUGGAAAUAUAUUAGAUAGAAAGACUUUUAUUGGAACUCUCAUAUUUUUGCGGUACUGAUAUUUUGUUAGAAUUUUAAAAUUCCGCAAAAUCUCGGUUCUAAGCAAUUUCUGUUCAGCACCGUGUAAUUCCAUUCAUUGCGUCUUCAAAACCGUAUUAUUCCAUAAAUUGUCCGUUCCAAUGAAUAUACUUGUAUGUCAAAGAUUUAUUAUAAUUUUCCAGUGUAAUCAUAAAAAAAUUAAUAAUUCCGUAAAAUGUAUGUUUCUGUUCAAUAGUCCGUUCAAUAUUAGGUUUUCUAGCAGUUAGUAUACUUAUAUUAUGUUUUUAGUUUUAUCUAAUUUACUAUACACGCUAUUACUUUCGUUGUUUCGUAUUGUGUUUAAUAUCAUUUCAUAAUUUUAUAAAAUUUCUUCCAUUCAUUAUUAUUUUUUUAUCGUUUUUAAAUAAUUUUUAGUGCAUAACGCUAAACCGUCCGCUAUACUAUAAUAAUAUUCUUUUACUCUCUAAAAAUAAUGCCUAGAGAUUAAUUUACAUCGAAUCGACGGUGUUGUAGCUGCAUCGAUAAUUUAGCCUGCAAGUCGGACGCAUUUCAGUAUAUUAGAUAUUGUUUUUCCGGUUCGUCGCUUCGAUAUUAUAGUUCUUUGCACUCGUUGGUGAUUUCCAAAAUGGUAUUAUCGCUAUUAUUAUGAUAUAAACUAUUACGCGGUUAAAACGAUAUUUUUCCGAAAGUUGUCUCUUCAUGUGGUGUUUUACGAAACCGGUGUAGAAAUUCGUUUUUAUUUUUUUUAUUUCCACAAACAAUACCCAGUGAAUUUGGUUAUACUUUUAUAAUAUUCAGUUGUCUCGGAAUGGUUGUUAUCGUAAUAAUAAUAAUAUUAUUGUUGUGACCCGCCGGAAACAUCGUUUUACAAACUACAUACCUACUAUAAUAUAGUAUAUGUACGUUUAUAUACCGUCACCGCAUCACACAAACAGAAUAUUAAUAUUAUAAUAUAAUAUAUAUGUACACACACAUAUAAAUUCGAAUAAAAUGUAUAUUAUAAUGUAAAUAAAUGGAUGGACGGAUCACGUUACCGACAAAAAAAAAAAAUGCCAUAACCGUAGUACGGGGCGUUUAUUAUUGUGUACAAUCAUAUAGCCGUUAAGAUGAUUUAAAAAAAAAAAAAUAUAAUAAUAAUAAAAUAACCAUUUGUGUCUAAUACUAUUCGAAUUUACGAACGUCUAUAAUAAUGCAUGUAUAAUAUUACAAUAUUAUAAGCGUUUACUAAUAUAUAAUAUAAAAAAAGGAUCGCACAUUUUUUUUUUUUAAGUAUUAAGAAAUAACAUGUUUGUUCUGUAAAUUGAAUAUAUAAUUUUUAACUAUUAUGGUAUAUUAUAAAAUAUUUCUGCGAUGACGACGAAUAUAUAAUGAUGGUAUAUAUAUAUAUACGCUUGCCAAUAAUAUUAUUUUACCAUGGGUCGUAGAUAUUAUUAUUAUAUUAUAGAGAGUGGGUUACGUACAAAAUUAAUUAUUUUAAUAUUCGUGUAUUGUAUAAUCAAAAGGUGACGGGGAUAUUUAUAAUAUAAUAUAAUCACGCUUCUUUAUUCGAUUUUUAUUUAUGCGACGUUUACACAAGAAGAAGACUCGCUUUCUGCGGCGAUGUUCAGUAACAUUCAUCAAUAUUAUAAUAGUAUUAAAAUAUUCGUGUCCGUGAAGUUGGCCGUUGUGGACUUUGUUCGAUCGAUUCGAAAAGUAUGCCAAUAUUUUGCUAAUCGAUUUUUUUUUGGCGAGUUUUUGAAGAAUUUCCCCAGCCCUUCCCCGAAUUUGUCCGAAUUUCCCUAAUUUGUUUAUAUUUGUAUUUCAUUUCCUUUGUCUCCUUGUUUUCACGUUCAAUUAAUGAUUAAAUACAAAUAUCAAAACUUGACACAAGUUCCGAGUGCAGUGUGCCAAGCGAUUUGGAAUAUUUUGAAAAUCGAUUCGUCAUAUUUGUCAAAGAAGACAUUUAAAUAUUGGGGAAAAUAUGCAUAUGGGAUAUUGCCCUAUUAGAUGCUACAUAUGGUAUUUCAUAGGUAAAGCAAAAUUAAUUUCAUUGUUCAUAAAAAUCGAUUUGUAUCGUUUUAAUAUUUUUAAAUUCAUUAGAAAACUUACCGUGACUUGUAUUUUUUCUAGUCAAUCAAGAUAAUGAGUGAGUUUAGGUCUAUAAUAAAUUCGUAUAUUUCUCUAAACACACUAAAUGCAUAUAUUUCCUUAUUAUGAAUGAAAAUUAAACGUAGGAACAGGGAGACAAAGAUAAUAAAAUAAAAAUCAAAAAUAAGAGGGAAUUUUUUUUCAACAUUUCCAACCGAAUUACGACUAUCUAACUCUAUUUCCUAUUUAAAUAAAACCCUUAUAUAUAUGUAUAUAAAAAUAAAAAAAUAAUUUAUUUAUCACGAUAAAUCAUAUAUUUAUUAUAACCUCGUAAUGAUUUUAUGACUUUAAAAUGCUCAAAUUUGCGUUUAUUAUGAGAUUGUACAAAUAAAUCUAACUCGUUGGUUGGUUUUACAUUGGCCGAAACAAAAGUUUUUGGGAGAAAAAUAUGUAUUAUUCCUCCUGUUUGUUCUGUAUUGUAAAAUUUUGAAUAAAUGCAAGUUUCUAGUGUUAAGAUUAUACUAUUAUUAUUUCCUAUGACGUACCUACAUUUAUUAUGACGAGCCACGAAUGUUGUGCUAUUUGUACAAAAACUGAAAAUUCAAUAUCAAUAAUAUAUCAUUUUUAUCCUCUCUAUCUCCCCCCCUCUUAUCCUUUGUUUUACGAUGGUAUAAAUCAUUAAGUAUCUAUAUUUUAUUAUUUAUGAAUUCACGAACAAUCAAUUAAAACCGGUUUUUAAUUUUUAUUUAUCGACCGAAAACGAAAUUAGAAAAAUAUUUUACAGCAACAAAUGUUGCAAUAUUAAUAUCGAGACUACGGGGUAAUAGCUGGAUUAUUCGAUUGGGUUUUUUUGAGCUUAUAAGAUAAGUAGUUGAUACAUAUAUUAUCAUAUAGUAUACGAGAUAAAAUUUAUAUAUUAUUUUUUCCGUUUAAAAAAAACCCCCUCCCCCUUUUUUCUGUUCCUCUGAAAAAUGAACUAUAAUAUAUUAUAACAUUUUAUUACAUCUACAAUUUUAAUAAUAAUCCAUUUCAAACAAUAACUUAAAAUAUUCCGUCAACUAAUUUAUUUAUUUUAGCGAUAAACAUAAUAAACAAUAAAACUGUGGUUCUAUAUUUUUAUUUAAAGAAGAAAAGAUAAAAUACGGAAAACAUAAUAUGCAUAUUAUGUUAAACGUGCUAUACGUUUUUUGUUGAAUAAAAACCGUUUUGAAUUACCGUACAAACCGUUUAAUGUUUAUUAUCGUAUAAUAAAUGUAUAAUGUAUAAUACAAUAAACAACCAUCGAGUUUUGUUUUAAAAAUAAAAUAUUAUUUAUUUACACAUUCUUUGGCCAGCUAUAAUAGGUGAGUAUUUGAUAUAUGAGGAGCUAACAAAAUUAAAUAUAUCAUUACUUAGUUCUUUCUCAAAUCAUUAGGAAACUAAAUUAUUUUUAAUCUGAAAACCGGCUCCGGAACCCUACUAUUUUAAAUCAAUAUUAAUCGAGUAAUAUCGCGUUUUUUCUCAUAUUUAGAUGAUUAAAAAUAAAUAACAAAUAAAAACAAAUUUCGACAAAGAGUUUAACUUUCAACCCUUUAUUAUGAUUUUUCUUCUUUACCUUUAUCCCAACUAUUUGGGUUUGGUCACUUUCGUCUUAAACUUCUACUUGAUUCGAUCCCCUACAUCGUCCUCGCGUACACUUGCCAUCCUCAUAUCAUCCUCAAUCGCAUUUAAACACCACGUUUUUGGUUUUCCUUUCCCUUUCUUUUCUCCUAUGUCUAUUUUCAUUAUAAAUCUUACUACUUUUGAUUCGUUUCUUCUCGUGACAUGCCCAAACUAGCUCAGUCUAUUUUAUCUCAUUUUAUCCACUAUCGAAGCUACACCUAAGCUAUUUCUUAUGUAUUUACUCCUCAUCUUAUCUUCUUUCGUUAUUCCACUCAUCCAUCUAAGUAUUGUUAUCUCUGCUAAACUUUGUUCUAGUUUUGGUCUAUCAUCACCUAACGCUCCGCACCAUACAGUAUUAUAUAGCUGGUUUAACCACACUCUUGUAGAACUUACAUUGUCUCACACUUCCGUAGAACCUUCUGUGGUAACUAUAAUAUAAUAAUUUAUAAUAGUUAUAAUAACUAUAACAUAUUCGUAUGUCGGACAAUGGACGUCAUGUUUAUAGUAUAUAUAUAUUUUAAAUUGCAUACUCCCAAAUACAAAAUCGAAUCCAAUGAAAAGGAAUUCAGAGUACAAAAAUUAAGUUUUUACUACGUUUACUGGCUAAAAAAUCAACACUCGUUUUAAAAGUAGUUGUUUAGUUUGGUCAUAAAUCUAUAAAUGUUAACUUUAUUGGUAAUAACUAAAGGUAUAUUUAAUUUAUUGAUUUAUCAAAAACAAAAUGAUAGGAAAUGUCCCCCUUAACUAUUCAAGUUUACCACGUACUUAAAUAAUUAAUUUUAAAGUUUGUAUAGCUAUAAUAAUAAUGUAAAUACCUUUUUUUUGUGAUUCUAUACCAUUAUACCUAUUAUCCAUUGAAAAAUGUGUUAAAAAUAAAUAAUAAACAAUUGCAUGUUUUUACUUUUCUUACGAAAAACAUGUAGCAGGUUUUUCUCUUAUUAGUUUUAAUACCGUUAAUGGCUAGGUAUGAUUAUCACAAUAUAUGUAUAAAGUCACUGGGUUAUCGGAAAAAAAAAAAAAAAAAAAAAAAAAAAAAAAACCAAAAACUAAUUUUAAUAAUAAUCGUUCCAAUCUUUCGUCGUGUUCGAACACACAUCAUUUUUUUCUUACUGUUAUUAUGGUUUAAAAAUUCAUAAUUAAUAAAUACCUGAGCAUGAUGUAAGUCUAUUCAAUAACAAUGGAAAGAAUUGCACGGAUAUUAACGAAUGUGUAGGGCACGUGUGGGCCUUUCUUUUGUUCGCAGAUUCGCUCGCGUUUUGAUUAUAUUUCGCAAAAACUCUAGAACAAUAUAAAUAAAAUAAUUAUUAUUAUUUUCUAAGCGAUUUAUAUUAUAUUAAAUUACGUUUCGCAAAGAAACCUGACAUUGUGUAGCUAAUUAAUUUAUGUAGCCCGACGAAGAAAGACCAAUACGCUGUCGAGGAAGAAAAAAAGAAAGACGGUGACGAAGGGGAGGACUGCACUUCAACUAUACUUGUUUAUUUACAAUCUCCUUGUUAAAUAUCAAUUACUCAAGGUUAUAAUAUUUUUUUAUAUUAGGUGGUGUUGUAUCCGCCGGAGGAUAUAACAUAUAAUGUAUUAUUAUUGAGGUUUUUUGUUUACGUUAAAUAUAAAAUUGCAGGUUUAAUUAUAUUAUAAUAAAUACUUACCGUAUACGUCAAUAAUAGCUCGCGUAUUAUUGAUAAAAUCCAUAAAAAAACAUUUUUUGUUCUAUGGUCUUCGUACUUAAGUAAAAUUUCGGUUAUGAACUGUUAAAAAAGGAAUACAUUUUUUUUUUUUACAGGUAAAUUUCUCUUAGUACAGUAGAUAUAAUUAAUUGAAUUAUUCCGUUGAAAUGCAAGUGCACUAUAGCUAUUGUAUUGUAUAGCUAUACAAUACAAUUUAUAUUAUAGUGUUUAUCCGAACGAUUUUCAUAGUCGACAAAACUCGCUUCUGUGUCGUGUGACGGAUCCGAGUUAUAUAUUAUUCUAAUUCUAAUAUAUUGAAGACGGUAAAUUUAUGAAAACUAGAGUCCGUGUACACGCGGAUGAAAAAUCACGUACUCAUGUGUAUAUACCUUAAUACACGUGAAUUUAUUAUCCGUUUUCGCGUGUUUUAGUGUUAUUCUCGUGAAACACGAUUCAUUAAGUACACGUGAAAUAGAGCGCUCUAAUAAUAAAAAUUAUAACAAUAAUAAUAAUAGUAAUAAUAGUGAUAGAUAUACCGUGGGCCGUGGGCCGUGCUGUCGUGGUCGGUAUACGUGGUAUACUGAAGUAUUUUGAAUGACAAGAAAUUUUAUGAUUGAUGGUCUCUGUAGUUGUGGAACAGUAAAUGACGAUUUAAAUGUGUCUCCUGCGUAGAUAAUGUGCCGCGCGUGUAUACGUCGAAUGUCUCGUAUACUACGUUUUUCGGGGACAAGUCGCUUUCUAAUUAGAAUUUAAAUUGCACAAUACUAUAAUAAUAAUAAUAAUAAUUGUCCGGUCAAAGCAUUUCCGCGCGCGACCUUCUUCAUUGCGUCGGCGGUAUAGCAUAAUACACAGACUUAGGCGAGUACCAAGAAAAAAAAAAUCGAUGUGCAUUUUACUUAAGAGUAUGUUUUAUUAUUUUGAAAUAGGGUAAACGCAUUAUUAUAUGGAUAUAAUACAAUUAAUAAAUUUAAUAAAUAAUGGGUAUUAGGGCCGCAAAAGGGUUGAAAAAUUACCGAUGAAGGUAAUUUGAUCGGAUUUAGCUUUACAAUGAUUUUUUUCUGUCCUUUUGUAAACACAUUUUCUACCAGAAAUCUUGCUCCUAUCAUAAACUGUAGCAUCCUUUAUGUACGAAAAUUUCGUCUAGUGAAUCAUUAGGAGGUGAUUUUGAUUUUCCAUGUAAUUUGUUUUUAUUCAAUAAUCGGGAAAACGAGAAAAUAUAUUAACGUCUAUUUAUCGUCGUAUCCGUCCAUCAAUAUCGUAAUAUUUUAAUUCGACAGAUAUUCGCGAUGUACACCUCUGAAUCGUUAGCGUUACAGAAAAUCGGACAAUAUGAUACAUUCAUACGUUUAUUAAUAUCAUUUGAACGGUCGGAUUGAAAUUAUUUUUUUAUAUUCGUGCGAAUGUUAUGCAUUUACUUUAAUAUAAUGUGUAAGACGUAGGUAUAUCAAAUGUGAUGUUGAAUGUUUGUUUUUUAAAUCGUUUUUGAUUAUAUUAUACAGGCCGACUCAAAAAUACUAAUCGUGUGACGUUUGUAUAGGAUAUUUGGUGUAAUCCAACGAGUUUACCCAAUCCAUUUAAAUUAAUUGAUAUCGUCGGACAGAAAAAAAAAAAAAGUGUUAACGUUUUCCCUCGUCGCUUAAUCCUAAAGACGGCCUGAACUAUACAUAAUAAUAUAGUAUAUUGUGUUCGCGCAAUAUGUUUUCGUUCAAUUAUUAUAUUAUUUUUAACCCUAUCGCACACCGUGAAGGGGGAAAAAGGGUGAGUGGCGCGCGACCACAUUGAAAUCGUCGUUCGACGGACUUGGGCUUUAUUUUUAAUAAUAAUACGCGCUACCCUAUUUUUAUUUUUGUAAUUUUUUUAUUUUCUGUCCCUUAUACCGGGAAUAUUAUACCGACGAAAAUAAAUAAUCGACUGAGAGCGCUCGUCUUGAUGUAAAACGGGAGCUCGAACUAUGACGUCCAUUGGUCGGUUGAAUACGUUUUUAACUAUAUUGUUUUAAGAAGUCGUCACAGUGGCAUUUGACACGUUUGUCUUUCUAAGAGACGAUAUUUUAAUAUAAUAGUAAACAUCCGUUUACCUAAAACAAACGAAAAGGACCUUAAACAUUUUAGGUAUGUAAUACAAUUUUUUAAAUAAUAGGUAUAAGGAUGAUUUGAUUUAAUUAAAACAAAAUUGUUGCAUUUACAUGACGUGUUAGAUCUUAAUUACAGAUAAAACACUUAUUACUCUUAGACGACGACAUUUUAAGACAAAUUCAUCGGUAUUUUUUGAAGUAUGUAUUUAUUAUUAAAAACAAUUUUUUUAAAUACUAUGAGUUAUUAAGUUAAAUAUUUAGAAAAUUAGAAAAUUCAUAUUUUAUUUCUAAAAUCGAUUUUAAAGACCUUUUCGUUGUUUUAAGUGAACACGUAUUUGCGCUUUAUUGCCCGUUAGAAAGACAGAGACGGCAGAUGCCACUGAGGCAGCUUCUGUUACGCGCGAGGCUCUGGAAAAUCAUAUAUACACUGUCGCAACUGUCACUUUGUAUAUAAUAUUAGUUUUCUGUCGUAGUUAUUAUUCGCGACUAUUAGCCACAUUUAUUUUUUCCAUGGGUUGUGCAUUGUAUGUGUGUUUUUUUUUUAUUUAUUUAAUUUUUUUUUAGUGCAUACUAUUACACUCACGCGGAAUCGAGUUUCCGGUUUUACUAUCAUACACGAUGCCCAAAUGGAAAACCUGUGUUGGGUUUCUCGACCGCUAUUUUAAUUAAUUAGUCAGUUAAUAGCACUGCACUUGUAAUUUAUUAUAUCUAUUGUUAUUGUGUGUAUAAAUACUAAAAGUCUGCUGUUGCAGCGGGUCGUUAUUUGACCGAUGGUCAUUAACAACUCGAUGUAUUUUCCCGCUAGAUUACAAAAAAAAAAACCACGUACAAAUCAACGGUGUAUUAAACAGGCGUUCUUCGUAAAUAGUACUUACAUAAUUUAUUUUGAUUCUGAUAGUGUAGAGCGAAGACGCUAUAUUAUACUAUAGUUUUAAUAUGUGUGUUUUUCUAUAUUAUAUAUAAAAAGAUGUGUAUUUUUUGCUCCUUGGUACUUUAUUUGAAACUUUUUUUGACAUUUCCGACAAUUUAUCCAAAUAGUUAAAAAAUAAAUUGACAAUCUAUAACGAUGUAUCGGUUUUAUUGUUUUGAUUUCUAGAUUAUUUUAUUGGAUACAAUGGAAAAGCCAAAAAUUAGAACCAGAAUCAUUAUUCAAUUAUUAUGAUUCAAAUUAUGUCCGUUUUUUUCAAAAUUAUUUCCUGUUCUCGUUAAACCUAGUAGAAUUGCUUUUCACCGUUAUAAAAUAUUUUUCACGAAUAAGGCAACCAAAGUUUCCAAAUUCAUUUUUUUACCAUUUGCAGUCAGUGCUUAUAUUUUUUAAAACAUUCCAAUUUCAAAGGGGGAUGCUUUUGAAUCUACCCCUCCUAUAAUUCUUGUUGGAAUUCUUAUUAUUACGGAAAACAUUCACAUUUUGGUGGUUUUACUUUAUAUGGAAAAAUUAAUAUAUCUAAUAUAUAAUUAACAUUUAUAAUUGUACGCGUAUAAAGUUUUUGGAACUACAACUUUAUAUAAGUAUUUAUUAGUAUAUGCUACGACGAAAACUUCAACUUCAAAGAGUUUUAUCAAUCGCCCGCCUAGAUAACGGCAGUUGUCAUUUGAUGGUGCCCGAAUAUUUGAACUUGGAUCACUUUUGCCAAUUAUACUGCAGUAGAUUUGAAAUCUGCACGUGGACAAAAUUAAUUUUGUCAUCCGAUAAUAGGAUAGCGAAUGUGAUUUUAAUUUUUUUUUUCUUUGAUUUCCUGUAAAAAGUUAUAAAAACGGACUAGAUCCUUCUAUUUCUCGGGUACAUAACUAUAUUAAAGGUGAUCAUUAAAUAUUAACGUCUUUACCGCCACUAGCUGUUUAUACAGUUUAAUUGGAAAAUUUCAUUUACACCAUAGAUUAUUUAAAACGUAAUUAUUUUUAACAAAAUACAUUUCCGCGUUAUUAUAAUAUUGUCUGUUGUUGGGAACGUUCUAGUUUACACGAAUCGUAGAAGUUACGGCUAUGUAUAUAUAAUAAUAGCUAUUGUCUGAUAUAAAUACAUCGGGGAAAAAAAUGUCGAAUUAAUCACUCGAGGGGUUGUUAAUAAAAACAAAUAUCUAUAAUUUUUCUUUUUUUCAGAGAUAUUAUUGGAAUUCUUCGGAAGCCAAUUACGAAAUGUGUCAGCUGAAAGGCAAAUCUGAGGUAAUUUUUUCGUGAUAAUAAUAUGAUUAUUUCUGUUCGCGGUCGACGUUAUUUUCACACCAUUCGAUUAUCUCUCGUUUCAGGACGAUUGCCAAAAUUACAUAAGAGUCGCGUUCAAAAUGAACAACGAAGAAAUGUUCGUAUGCGGCACGAACGCUUUUCAUCCGAUGUGCAAAAUGUUCAAUCUGACAGUAAGUCAUCGUUUUUAUGUAAUACAGUUGUUAUUUUUUGAGAAUGAUGACUGCCAUCUUGGGUUUUAUUUUUUCGCAGGACGGUACCAAAGGCGUCGAGGAAGUGGACGGCCGAGGUAGGUGUCCCUAUGAUCCGUUGCACAACAGCACUUCGAUUUUCGCCAGUGGCCAACUUUACUCGGGGACCGUGGCCGACUUUUCCGGCAGCGAUCCGCUCAUAUAUAAAGAGCCCAUGCGAACCGAACGGCUGGACUUUAAACAAUUGAACGGUAUGCAAUAUUCUGGCGAUAACUUGCUAUGGCACUAUAGUGAAAGGUUCGAUAAUUUUCGGUGUGAUUUUUUUUUUUGUAUAGACCCGAAUUUCGUGAGUUCACUGGAGUAUAAGGAUUACAUAUUUUUCUUCUUUAGAGAAAUCGCCGUCGAAUACAUAAACUGCGGAAAAGUGAGUAUUUAUGAUAUUACUGUACCGCCACUAUAAUAUGGGCACUGUAAAAACUAUUUUCAGUGAUACCAAACUAAUAAUAAUGAAUAUUAAAUGAUCUUUAUUGUUUUGUUUUCCCCGCAGGCGAUUUAUUCCCGAGUGGCUCGAGUUUGUAAAGACGAUAAAGGAGGUCCGCAUUCCUAUAGAGAUCGAUGGACAUCGUUUUUGAAAGCUCGACUCAAUUGUUCUAUACCUGGCGAAUAUCCGUUUUAUUUUGACGAGAUCCGUAAGUAUCCUAAAACUGCAGCUAAUAGAAUAAUAACUAUGAUGGUGAUGGUUUUUUUUAUUAUUAUGAUACGUUCACAUAUAUUAUGUGAACAAUUUUCAUAAUAUUAAUGUUGUAUUUUGCGCAGAGGGCACCAGUGACAUAUUGAGUACCGCUCUGACCGGUAUCGAUGAUCAUAUAGUGUACGGUGUGUUCAACACGCCUGUUAACGCCAUCAGUGGUUCGGCUGUGUGCAUGUUCAAUAUGAGUGACGUUAUUAAUACUUUCAUGGGUUCGUUUAAAGACCAGGAGGCAAUGGACUCCAAUUGGUUGCCCGUGAAAAAGGUAAUGUGUUCGUAACGAUUCGUAAUGGAUUCGUAACAAUAAUACUUUCCUAAUCUACAGAUUCCCGAACCGCGUCCUGGUAUAUGCAUGGACGACAGUAGGACGUUGCCGGAUAUAACCGUGAAUUUCGUAAAGAGUCAUUCGUUGAUGGACGGGGCUGUGCCAUCGCUUUUCUCCAAACCGAUCUUUACUCGGAUAUCACUACAGUCCAGAUUGACCAGCAUUGCUGUGGACAAUCAGAUUUCAGGUCUGGGUGGACAACACUACGAUAUCCUGUUCUUGGGCACUGGUAUGAUUUCCUAUACAAUAACCAUAAUACUGUUGCAUACUUAAAUACUAUUUGCAAUGUGAUUUUAUUUAUGUAACAUAUCAUUUUUCUGCAGAUGAUGGACGGCUGGUUAAAGGCUCUUUACACUCGAACAAUGGAACGCCUGAGUUCAUCAAUAUCGAAGAAGUGAACCUUACUACAAAUAAUACAAAAUCGUUGCCUGUCCGGACGUUGAACAUAAUCAAAUCCGUUGAUGGAAAACCGGGCAGGAUAGUGGCCACGUUUGAUCAACAUAUCAUAUCCGUGCCGCUGGAUCGCUGCUAUCUGAAAAAAAAUUGCCAGUAAGAACCGUAGUGUGAUCACAGUGUAAUAUAUUAUAAAAAUUAAUAUAUACAUUCAAUUUGUUACAAAUAUCUGUUAAUAAUCUAUUAAGAAAUAGUGGUUAAAAUUAUGAUAAAACAAUAAAAAAAAAAAUAAAGAAGAAAAUAUUAUAAAUAUUGUUUAAUCACAAUCUAGUGUCAUUGAUAAAUGAAAUACUGCUGAGACGAUUAGAGGUAGUUGUAAAGAAAGAAUUGAUUGUGCAUUAAAUGAGAAAUUAUAGGGGUUUACUAAGGCAGAGAAAGCAUAACAUUGAUGUAUAAGAGAAGGACAAUGACAAAGAUUAUGAGAAAUAUCGCAGAUCGAUUCGGAGGUGUAGAGAGUACAAAGAAGAAAUUCAUUAAGGAAAAGCUUAUAGGAAUAGGAUGGGGUAGGGUAUAGUCUAGUCUAAGGUAAAAGAGAAAGUAAAUAGUUUUCAAACUAAGAUUUAAAUUAUAAAACCUAGAUUUAGAUAGUAUAGUAAAAGGAAUAUUCCUAUACCAGGUAGUAAAAUUUGACCAUUGAUUAAAUCAUAUUAGGUAGUGUAAGAGGAAACAGCUGGAGGAAGAUUGCUGGACAUACAAAUUUUUAGGUCAAAAAUUUUAAAAGAUUAACCAUCUGAAAGAAAGGAAACAGAUCCGUCAGUGAAAAUUAAGAGAAAAUUACGAUAAAAAAAAGGAAGGUAGUAUGAAUAUAUUCAAGAAAAGAUUAUUAACAAUAACAAAAGAAGUAAUUUUAAAUUUUUUGGUAGGUUUAAAUGAGAUUUAUAAAUGUGAACAGUAUGGAGGGUUGAAAGGGGAUGUGUAAAAUAUUGGAAAAUAUAUUGCAGAACUUUAUUUUUUCAGAAAAAUAUUUUGUAGGAACCGUACUUUGUUGGAAAUGUACUUUGGCAGAAAGUAUUUUUCCGGAAAAUAAUUUUUACCCAACGACGAUAACAUGCAGUCACAGAGUGCUUAUGAUAAAAUUAUAUUGACCAGUUCUGAUAAAAUAUUUUCCAACAAAUUAUAGCCUUCCGAAUGAAAAAACAAGGUUGUAUAAUAAAAGAUUUCAGGAUUUGAAAAUACAGCUGCUGUUAGCGGAUAACAAGUUGAUUAAAGCUAGAAUCAGGAGAGAUUUUCAAAAAUGUAAAAAUGUCAGAAAUGUAGUGCCACAAAUAAUAAACAUCAAGAAAGCAUAUUAUAAAUAUUAAGGUGUUGAAAGAAAAGAUUUUUUGUUAAAAAAUAAACCUACUGGCUAACCAUUGGCAUCUAAUUUCAUACAGUUUUAAUUUAAAUUACAGAAUUGGGGGCAGUUCUUAACGUACUAAUAGUUGAUCUGGGGCAAAAAGUUUGGAAAUUGUAGUCUUUUUAAGUAUAAAUGUGAAGUAGACCCUGAUAAAAACUAAUCACUGUUGACUUUGGUGCAGUUGGUGAUUUAUGUAUAGUCAAUAUAUAUUUAUAUAUAUGGACAUUUAUGACCUUCAGCUUGUAGCUGUUUAUUUAGCUAAAAAUUUAUAUUAAUGACAAUAUUUUUUAAUAAAAUUCCAUAUAUAUUCAACAGAGAAUGUGUUGACCUGCAAGAUCCGUAUUGCGCAUGGAAUGGGACGGAAUGUAUAAACCAUUUGGAAAUAAAGAGUUCUUUCAAGGAGCAUUUUGUUCAGUUUCAAAACAAUGUUUGCCCUAAAGGUUAAAUUUUGAAAUAGCAAAUUAAUCUACAGGUUUUAAAUUAUUUGAAUAUCUUAUAUUUAAUAUGUGAUUUUUUUUUUAUUAUUAUUAUUUAGCAGUGAAAUUUGAUGACAAAAUUAAGGAUACCAUGUUGUCUGAAGGUGAGUGUUAUUAAUAUAUUCUGUUAAAAUGUAGUUUAAUUUUUACAAUUUUCGUUUUUUUUCCCCUUUAUGCAGAUAACAACAUUGAUUCAAAUUUAGCAAGAUGCCCUUCUUGUACACCAUGUUACACGGAGAAUGUUAUCAACAGCGAAAGUAUGUAUUCAUGUACCCUUUUAUUCAUUUAUUAUUAUAUAGUGUAUAAUAUAAAUCAGUUUUGAUAUUGUUAAAAUUUGUUUAGAUGUCAGGGAAAAGAUUUCCGAAAUGCCUGUUAUUUCGCUGGGCGAUGUGAUAGGCUUGCUGAUGAUGAUGUGUGUGCUGGCUACGCUACUUAUUGGAUUUGCGGCUGGUUUUGUAUGCUCGCGGUACUUUCGGCAUGCCUCGGAUCCGUUUUCAUCAAUGGCUGUUCAUGCCCAUCAUCAACUUAACAGACUGGCCGAUAUGAAUGGUGGUGCCGAAAUCGGUACAGCUCCUUUUUUGCCAUGUCCUAACAACAAGGCACCUCUUAACCUGUUGGUGAAUGUGACUAAGUGCAAAAACGAUACACUCGAAAAAAACUUGGACUCAUCAGUCGAAAACAAGACCUUGCAAAAGGUUAAGAAAACUUACAUAUAAAAACAUUAAAAGCUGGUUGAAGAUGGACAAUAACAGGGAUUAUUGGCUGUUUAUUCUAGGACUUAAUUUAGCCAAAAGAACUAUAGUGACUGAUUUGAAUGGCAUUUGUUUAGUAUGAAGUUCUUGUUGUUUUUUUCGUGCUUGUAUAUGUAUGUACGUGAUCAUGUUGUAUAAUAUGACUGGAUUGGCGAGGCGGCAAAAAAGAUCUCAAACUUAAAUCAAAAUGAGUUAAGUAAGAAUCUACAAUAUUAUACGAUGACAAUUUGCAUCAGCAAAUUUAAAAAAAAAAAAACCAAUGACCGUACAUACCGUUAACAAAUGAUGUUAUCAACACUCGUCAUAAAAAAAAAAUAACACAUUUCGUACUGAGUUUAUUAUUGACAUUCAUUAUUAUUAUUAAAAUAUAUAUGUACGGACAUUAUAGAAGUUAUGGUUUGACACAUAUUAUUUGUGUUGAGGGUUGUUGUUAAAAACUAAAUACAUUUAUUACAUAAUAUUAUUUAUCAGUGUUAUGUUGCAAUAAUAUGUUAUCAUUAUUAUUAUUAUUAUUAUUAUUAUUAUUAUUAUUAUUAAUAUUAUUAUUAUUAUUAUUAUUGAGCGACUCAAACAAAUUCGGUAUGAUAAAAAAAAAGUUUACUGGUUAAACACAGAGCAGAAAACUGCAGUUUUUCAACAAAUUUUCAANUUUUUUUAAAACUAUAUUGUGUACUAUAUUAUAAAUAACUCAAUUGUAAAUGAUAUUGAUUGUAUAGUAUGUUUACUUUAAUUUAUAUCUAUAAUAUUAUCAUUAUUUUUAUUAUUAAUUAAACAUUAUUAUUAUAUUAGGUAUUAUCUUAUGUAUAAAUUAUUUUUGUCAACUUCACAAAAAAAAGUUGAAUAUAUUCACCGAACUGAGAGAGUGUGACUAUGAAGAAAGUAUUAUUCUUUUAAAUAGGCUGAUACUCGUGGUGUAAAUCAGAAAUGAACUAAUUAUGUUCAUUAUCGAUACAGUAUUAUUAUUUAGUUACGUACCUAUCUACACUUCAACAAUAUAUUGGUAAUUAAUUUCUUAAGUGCAUUAUACACCUGAUUGCACAACAUUUUUGAUCUCUAAACAUAAAUAUUUUAUAAAAUCUAAGUGCCUUUUGAAAUCAAUUGUGUUUAUCUCGAAUAGAAUAGUAUUAAUGUUUAUUUUUAAACGAAUGUUUAAGUAUUUUGUGUAUGAUAUAUUUUAUUAUUAAAUAUUAUUUUGAUAAUCAAAUUGUAUUGUGUAUAGGCGUUAAGCAAUAUUUUCUAUGUUUAGAAUAAUAAUAUUAUUGGUUACCACUGUUUAUAUUUACAUAAUAUAUAUUAAGAUAAAUAUAAUAAUUAUUAUAUAUGCAUAUUAUUAUGCAAACGAUUAAGAUAUUAUUUUUUAUUAUUGUCUAUUUUUUUAUAUUAAUUAUUAUUAUUAUGGUAAUAUUAUGCAUAAAAUGUUAUAUUUUUUUCUAUGGACCAGUGUAGUAUGCAUUCACGCAAUUUACGUACUAUUCUUGUUAAAAUAUAUAGUGCCUUAUUAAAAAUGUUUCAUUAUUUUUCCUGUUUUGGUUUUUACCUUGCAAUUCUAUAAUGAUUCAAUUGAAUAACUUUCAAAAUGUCAUAAUUUUCAAAUAAUUACAAAGUCAAAUAAAUUUAUUUUUAAAAAAACAUAUGAUAUUUUAUAUCUACGAUAGUUAAUUUAUAAAAAAAACACUUUAAAAUAUUAAUUUACUACAUGCUUAAGUAUCUGAUCAUUUUGAAGUCUACACAUUUUUAGCUACCUUAAAAUCAUAAAUGUAAUGUUUUAAAAACUAAAAGACAAAAUGCUCACUAAAUCUUAUUCAUUCGUAGAUUUUGACUGAAGUGAAGAAUAAAUUAAUUUUCAGUCAGUACAUUUAAUAGUUAACAUAUUUUUAACCAGGAUUUUAGUAUCACUGGUAGGGAAAGAGUCUUGCCAUCAGUUUAGUGGUAUCAAAAUACCCUGAUAUUAUUCCAUUACACUCUACCUUUUUAUCUAAAAAAUGGCACACUCUCUCUUUUGAAUGAGUAAAUGGAAUUUAAAAUUAUCAAACCCAAAAUGUAUUCAAU
This is a messenger RNA of Cinara cedri, 97445 nucleotides long. The record is from the annotation of a GenBank genome assembly. NCBI's taxonomy places the organism in Eukaryota, Metazoa, Arthropoda, Insecta, Hemiptera, Aphididae.